AUGGAGAGCGAGGAAGGAGAAUGGCUGCGAGGCAUGAAAGCUAAUUUCAUACGCUUAGUAAGUUUCUCUUUCCUUACUGACCUUGCUGGAAGAGCCAGCUGUUUGUACAUGUGAGAGAGUAAUGGGGUUGGAGUGGACUGGAGUCAAGUAUCAGGAGAGUGGGAAAACAUCUGAAGUGUGUCUCUAUUUUGGAAAAAAAAAAUGCUGUAUUUUUAAUAACUAAAGCCAAAACAACAACCCUUUUGCCAACUUCCUCCAGGUUUAGGGUCUGAGUUACCUCUCCUCACAGAGAAGCACCUACAAUUUUCAUUUAUUUAUUUUUUAAAUAUAUUUGUAUUUGCCAAGUCCUUCAGUUGUAAUUCUUCUCCUGCGGUGAUUUUAUUUUAUUUUCUAAAAGAAAAGGCUUCGUUUCUCAAGGCUUUCAGUUCUGUCCAUGUUUAUUUGGGAGUCAUGGGUGCCAGGAGGGGGGAGUUGUCUUUCUGUUUCCCCUGAAUGAAUUAUAAUCUCCAGAGUCCCAGCUUUCUGGGGUUUUUUUAAAAAAAACCCAAACAAACAAGUUUCUAGCAUUUGUAGGAUCUGACACAAAAUGUAGAAAAAGUGCAAAUUUCCACACUUUUUUGUGACGCACGCACAAUACAGCUAAAGCUCAUCCUAACCCCCCUCCCAAAUGAAAAUAAUCCUGGGAAUUGUCAUUUGUUAAGGGUGUUGGGAAUUGUAGGUCUGUGAAGGUGGAGUGCAGUUCCCAGGAUUUUGGGGCGGAAGCUUGUGAGCUUUAAAUGUAUGAAACUAGCCUCUCAUCUUUCAGUGUUUUAGCCAAAGAAUGAAGUCGUAGGAGCGACUGAUGUUCAGGGGAGCCAAUCUAGCUAAUCAGAGAAAGAGAAGACUGGUUUGAAACACCUGUUACCUAUUCUAGACUUCAGAUUGGUUUUUAAGCCUUUUGUGCUGGUCUCAUCUGGUGGAGAAAGGAUUCGCUGUUGUUUGGUUGAAGACCAAAGUGUUUGGGUGCGCGUGUGUGUGAUAUUUCAUUCAGCUUGGAACAAGAAUUCAUGUAACUGAUAGGGUGGACUGUACAUAAAAACUUCUGCCAUAAUACAUUUUUUUGUCUACAAUCUGAGUGUGUCAGUGACAUUUUGGGAUCUUGACUUUGAUGGUGUUUACCAAAACAAGUCCAUAUGUUCUUUGGAGACAGAGAGGGAAAAUAUUAAUUUUUUUCCUCCAUAGCACAGUCUCUCAAGGUCUCACCUCUCAUUCUCCUUUCACCUUUUGUUAUCCCUCCUGCAACACAGAGAUUAAUUUACCGUGCACGCCUUUGCAUACCUACUCAGAAGUAAUCCCACCGAGUUCAAUUAGGCCUAUUACUCCAAGCUCAGUGGGGAGAGGAUUGCCAUAUUAGCUUAUUUUAAUAAGAGUUAUAUGUGUGAAAUUGUGCAAACGAUUGCUGCAUAGUUCUAAAGAAAGAUAUUGCCAUCUGUUGUAGGGUAAAAUCCUCACACGCUCAGAGUUUGCCGCAAUUGGAAUUGUGGAAUUUGGCCCCCUGUAUUAAUUUAAUUUUAUCAAAUUAAUGAAACCUGGUGAGCAUAAUAUAACAAGCAUCCAGCCUGCAAAUACUAAAAUCCACAGCAAAAAUAACUGCGAAUGCCAUCUACAAUCUAAUAACAAGUAUGAAACCAUCCCGGGAAGAGUAAUUUUGUGCCUUUCACCACUAGAUGGCACUGCUGUCUAUGUUUUGGUUUGAUGGCAGCUUGUUUCAGGGAUCACCAACCUGGUGGGCACCUGGGCACCCGUGAAGGCUUCCAGUGGUGCCCUGGGCAGGUGCCCCAGACUGUGAGCUUUCAUUUAACAAUAAAAAGUAAGUCCCUAACCCUCCUAGAAAUAAUAUUAUGGGGCAAAAUGUACAGAUACCUUCUAAGCAAUUUCUGUGAAAUGAGAGUGGAGUCACCACCUUGUAUAUUUUUUCCUGGUACUUAGGAAAGCUUCCUGUUAUUAUUAGACAGCAACUGUGUGUUUUUGUGAGAGAGAAAGUGAUCUCCAUAAUCAGGACCAUCACGACAUAGCGUGACUUCCCAUGAUAAGCAUAAUUUUUGGGAGGAUGGUUGUCUCUUAAUUUUGUGUUAUUCCAUGCUCCCCGUGGCAGCCAUUUUGUGGUUGUGCGUUUUCAACCCUACCUUGAGAUGCUGGGAAUUGAACCCAUUGCCCUCUGCAAGCAAGGCAUAUGUCCUACAACUGAGCUACACCCCUUCUCUUAAGAGUUAGGAACAUGGGAAAAAUGCCUUGUGUCAAGUCUGACCAGUGGUCUGUCCAGCUCAGCAUUGUGUCUGCACUGACUGGCAGUGGCUCUCCAGGGUUUCAGGCUGGUGGGGGUGGGCAUUCCCAGCCCCACCUAAAGAUGCCAGGGAUUGAACCUGGGAUCUUCUGCAUAACAAAACAAAUUACUCAAAGGAAGCUGGCAGUAUGCUGAGCUACAAGACAUCCUAGUUUCCCUUCAGACAUAUCUUGAGCAUUUUCACUACAUGGUUUUACUGGUGCCUUCUGUUGCUGUGAUACAGAAUGAGAAAUAAACUGGGCUGACACCCACUUUAAUUAAUCUCAACUGAUUUGGUUAAUCUCAACUGAUUAACCAAUCAAUGAAUAACUCUUUUAAAAAUUGCACAUGAAGAAAUCCAGUCAUUCAAAAGGGGUGCAGAGAAACAAACCGCGUGAACUCAGACGUGUUGCAGUAACAGUUCUCUUGGAACAGAGAAGGGGAACUGGAUCUGGUUGGUGGUCCAGAACAUGAUUUGUCCCAUGGACUACAUUUGUCUUGCCAGGGUCACCUGACUUCACAGUGAUGUCAGGUGACCUAUUUUUUUGCAUAGUGCUAAGCAUGAUCAGCUGAUCAGUUGGCACUUGUAAAGUGAUGUCUAUGGGGCUGUGUGCAGAUGCUGCUGAUCUGCAGUGUCUGCAACCUCCCCUUUCAGUUAAGCCAUGUCUUUAUUUGCCCUACAACUGCCACCAUAUAUGUCAUCUGGUGUAGGGCAGUUGGGCAUGCCUUUGCCAAAGUGGCCUUACAGGCCAAAUAGGGAGGCUGGGUGGGCCCAAUUAGGCCCCACUUUGGUCUUUCCCUGCUCAAUCCACAUUCUGUGUGGUGUGUGUGUGUGUGUGAGAGAGAGAGAGAGAGAGAGAGAGAGAACACGGAAGGAAUGUGUCUUUUAAUAUGGUGCUUGCCAUCUGUACUUUUUGCAAGAACUUUUAUUAAAAACGUAAUUAAGAAUCUGCCGCCUGGUUUAAUGGGGGGGCACUGUUUCAUUCUAUCAAAAAUGUUUUUAUCGACUUAAUUUAACUAUUUGACUGAACGUGACAGCCCUUAAAAAAUGAACUGAUUGGGAACACAGGAAGCUGCCUUAUACUGAGUCAUACCACUGGCUCAUCUAAAUUAGUACAGUGGUACCUCGGGUUAAGUACUUAAUUCGUUCCGGAGGUCUGUUCUUAACCUGAAACUGUUCUUAACCUGAAGCACCACUUUAGCUAAUGGGUCCUCCUACUGCUGCCAUGCCGCCGGAGCACGAUUUCUGUUCCCAUCCUGAAGCAAAGUUCUUAACCUGAAGCACUAUUUCUGGGUUAGCGGAGUCUGUAACCUGAAGCGUAUGUAACCUGAAGCGUAUGUAACCCGAGGUACCACUGUAUUGUUUAAACUGGCUGGCAGCAGCUUUCCAGGGCUUCAGACAAGGUCCCAGGUUCAAUCCCUGGCAUCUCCAGGUAGAGCUGAGAGACUCCUUUCUGAAACCUUGAGAGCCACUGCCAGUCAGUGUAUACAUAACAACCUAGAUGGACGAAUGAUCUGACUGAAUAAGGGAGCUUCUUAUGUCCUGAAAAUAAUAAUAAUUUCCCUUCCUCCCAGAUGUAAUUUCCACUUAUCCUGCAUUAACAUCCUCUUUGGUUGUUCCACCCUGGUUCUCUCACUCUCCCUGCUGGAAACUUUUGCAGCUAUUAAAGGGAAUUGUUCCCAUGCAGCCCAGUCUCUCCAAAUACCACCCAUCAAAUUGAUGGGCCCUUAGCUAGUUUGUAGUAGUGCAUUAAAUAAAGCUCAGUUCUUUCAUAUAGACACUAGGGGGCACUCAAGGUACACCACAGGUCUCAAAGGGCCUAAGCAAGAAACAAACUGAACUUUUAUAAGGCUGCAGCUUGAAAACCAAAAGCCACCAGAAGAUGAAACAUUGGAGCUCCUCUUAAUGCCUUGCCUGUUGUGGAGCUUCCUUUUCUUCCUUUCUAAAAUAUGGUUUUCUGGGGGGUGGGAGUGAUGCUGCUGCUUUAUACUGAAUCAGACUGCAACUCACACCCUGGUCAGUCCCCUUAUGCUGUUUCUGCCCCAAGCAGCCAGUAUUUAGAGGUGCACUGCCUCUGGAAAUUGAGGGUCUCUUCAGCGAUCAUAACUAAUAGCUAUUGGUAGACCUGUCCUCAUUCAUGGAUUUGUCUAAUCCCACUUUCUAAAGCAAUCUAAGCCUGCCUUUAUUGUCACAUCUGGUAGCAGUGAAUUCUAUAAGCUAACUAUGCAUUGUGUGAAAAUGCCCUUUCUUCUGUCCCAAAUUGUAUUCCCAUUACCAAAAUAAUUGGGGGAUAAUGAGCUUUCAUAAUACGGGAAUGGAGAAAGAUAAUUCUGAGCGGCGUUUCAAUAAUGUUGUAUUUUAUUUUUGUAUAAAAUAUAAAAGUUGCUUGCCAACUACUAGGAAUUAUUGACCUCCUUCCUAUGUUAGGAACAUGGGAAGCUGCCCUGUACUGAGCAAGACCACUGGUCCUUGUAUCUCAGUAUUGUCUACACUGACUGGCAGCAUCUCCCUUAGGAUUUCAAGCAGUGAGUCUUUCUGAGCCCUCCCUGCAUAUGCCACUGGGGACUGAACCCAGGGCUUUAUCUGCCACAGGUAAAGGUAAAGGGACCCCUGACCGUUAGGUCCAGUCGCGGACGACUCUGGGGUUGCAGCGCUCAUCUCGCUUUACUGGCUGAGGGAACCAGCGUACAGCUUCCGGGUCGUGUGGCCAGCAUGACUAAGCCGCUUCUGGUGAACCAGAGCAGUGCACAGAAACGCUGUUUACCUUCCCGCCGGAGCAGAACCUGUUUAUCUACUUGCACUUUAAUGUGCUUUCGAAUUGCUAGGUUGGCAGCUGCCACAAAGAAGCACUUAAUCAGCAACCUUUCUGGCUUAGUUCUGAGAUUCCACCAGACACUAUUUCUGGCAUCCAUGAGGACUAGAAACUUUCUGCACCCAGUACCACAUCCUGAGGUCUUUCCCCCUCUUCUGCAGAACAGCAUUACGGCCUUGCUUUGCCGCUGCAACUGCAUACGAUCAAUCACCUUGUAACCUCUGCGUUGUUCCUUAUACUGUAAUGAUCCUGUUCUUCAGAAAUACUUUUACCUCACCAUGAACUCAUCAGUGCCUUGCCCUCUGCUAAAGGCACCCUGCUGGCAGCUGGAGCUGUCUAGCCAAUCCGCCCCCCUGCCCCCUGCCAUCACCUUUAGUUUCUUCUAUUUGUAAAGUAGCUGAAAAACCAAAAGCUGUGUUUUGUUUGGUUCUGACAUUGGCUUGCAAGAGUCUAGGAGAUGGGAGUUCAAGGCCAGCUGUGUUUGCUUCACAGUUUCCAGGCACGGCUGGGGAACGGCAGCCAAGGAAAGAGCCAAGUCACAGGAGAUGGGGAAAUUCCAAGCUGGGUGUUGAUCAGAACAGGAUUCUCGCUCGCCUGCAAUGUGCGUUCUUCUCCCCUGCCCCCCGUAGCAAUGAGCUAAAGUUGUCCAAUCCGUUCUGGCUGUCAGCAGCGGGGGAGCUGGAUUUCACGCUUCCAAGUGUGUCUGCGUGCGGCUCUGUCUCUGACGUCUGCGCGCUGCCUCCCUUGCCCCCCUGCCAAGGAGGUUGGUGCCAACAGGCGGACAGACCGAUGAUCCAUUUGUGACGCCAAGACCGUGGAAGCAACGCGUCUCCCGUUGGCAAAGCCUCACUUUCCCUACUACCACCUGUAGGGGAUGCAGCAGCCUCUGUGCUCCCAUCGAAACCCAGUACCAACAGUUCCAGAUUCUGCACCCAAAAAAAUGGGAAUUCCGCGACUGGGAAUCUGUUACACACAGCUACGUUUUUGCAAAGAACAACAGUAAAUGCUGAGGAACGUACUGUGCAAACUAAGACUGUUUUCCUUUCAUAGCUGUCAACUUACAGAUUUGGAAAUAAGGGACCAGCAGCCUUGAAAAUAAGGGAUCAGCAGCCAAAAUAAGGGAUCAACAAUUACUUUGAUAAAAUACAUAUUUUUUUGCGUGCAAAUGGUUUUAGAUACCUAUUAGGUUCAUAAAUUACCACAUAGCAUAUAUUCAACACAAAAAGCAACAAUUUGUUGUUUAUUUUUAUGUUGUUUAUUAUUAUGUAGCUUAUUUAAGGGACAUCAUCAAUAAGGGACAGCAGCGGGACAUGGCACUGGGAUAAGGGACUGUCCCGCCAAAUAAGGGACACUUGACAGCUAUGCUUCUUUUACACAACUGUAUUUUGCUUAAUUUAUCCUGGUUUUGGGGAGUUGCGAGGAAGGUUAAGAAGCUAUAUGUGAGGUACCAGCAAUCCGUAUGCGGAACAGUUGCCCAAAUGAUACGUUCUUGACACAUUUUGAGAGUCACCUCUUUAUCAAGGGGAUCUAAAGGGGGGACGGGACCCUUCAACACUGUAAAAACAAAACAAAAACAAAAACCCCAUAAACACAGAAUUACAAGCUGUAAAGACACACAGAGCUGAGCGAUACCUUUAUUUGGGAAGCAACCUUUUUGACUGGGCUGGGGAAUCAUUUUCAGCCCAAGGGCCACAUAAGCAACUUUCUAGGGGCCACGUGGCUGGUUGUGGGUGUGGCCAGUGGCAAAUGUGGGUGGAGCAACGGAUGUGACUUACUUUUAUACCUCUUACCUUUGGCCCUCCAGGUGCUGCUGAACUACAACCGCGGUCAGCCCUAGCAAGCAUGGGCAAGGACUAGGGAUAAUAGGACUUGUUCAGCAACAUCUGGAAAAACCAAAAGUUCCCCACAACUGCUUUAAAUAUCAGGCCAAGUUCCUGCUGUGCAAUAAUCAGAUAGCUCUCAACACGCAGGCUAACACACGCAGCCCGCCUCGUCAUCUAGGUUUAGCAAGAGUCAGCUCAAGGGCACAUCCCAGUCAGGUGAAAGUGAAUAGGGGUCAUGGCUUGUGGUGACCUGGGAAGAACCUUGAGGGCCAAAGAGAGAGGCCUGGGGAGCUGUAUUUAGCCCUUGGUCCCUAGGUUCCUCCUGCUUUCCUGGGAUGAGCUGUGGUUGAUGGGAGUUAUAGUCCAAAAAUGUCUGGAAGGCAGCAGGUUGUGGGGGAAGGCUGCCAGGUGUGCUCUGAAGCACAUCAUUGCAACCCCAAGGAAGACUGUGGUUUUCACCCCUAACAAUUUAUAGGAACAAAGAAAGCUGCCUUAUACCAACUUCUGCCUUGUACCACUUGGAGCAAAGAUGCUCGCAGGAGUCCCCCCUCCUAGCUGCCUCCUAACAUGCAAGCUUCAGAGGCCUUUUCCUACCUUGGUUGUGAAAGCCUCUCAGCGGUCAGCAGGGCCUUCUCUGUGGUGGCGCCUCUUUUAUGGCAUCACCACCCAUCCGAGCCCUGGCAAGCAAUGCCACUGGUGGUAUUUUAGGAUUUGUUAAAAACAAAACUGUGUGCUCAGACAAUGCUUGUUGGAUUAUCAGCUGCAUCUUAUUCACUGUGUAGUAGCAGUAGUUUAUUUAUUUAUACUGUACAUACAUAUAUACAUAUGCUGCUCAUUUGGCCUAUUUUGUGGUUUUAAUGAGUUUUUAUAUUUAUAGACUCAGCCGUGAGAUGGAGUAUAAUAGGUGGGAGUCUUCUUGUUUCUUGGUCACCACCUUCAAAUACAAAUAUUUGUUUUAUAUAAAUAAAUAAAUAAAUAAAUAAAUAGAUAGGUGAAGUCAGAUCCUCGGUCCUUUUAGCUCAGCAUCACCUAUACCAGCUAGCAGUGGCUUACCGGGGGUUGAGGUGCCCCCCCCCCAUACCUGGAGAUCCCAGGGAUCAAACCUGGGACUUUUGCCGUACAAAGCAUGCGCUCUGCCUCUGAAUCACAGCCCAUUCCCCUAUAGAAACAUAGGUAGCUGCCUUCCAUUGAGUCAGACCCUUAGUCUUUUGGGUUGUAGGAGCAGAGUUCUUUGUUGUUGUAUUCUCCAGCAGCUUAAAGAGCUUCUGGAAAUUCAUUUUUUUAGUCCGGCAGGUCAGUGUUCCCUUUUGGCCUCUCAAUUUGAUGUUUUUGGUCUUCUUCAUUUUUUCUUGUAUUUUAUUCGGAUGUUUUAUGCCUGUUUCCUUGUCCUCAUUUGCCCUAACAAUUAUCGCUCAAAAAUCCCAACUGCUAUUUUAUCUAUAUGCUUUUCUUAAUCCUGGUCUGUGACCGUAAUAAAGUUCAUUCAUUCAGACCCUUAGUCUAUACAGUGGUACCUUGGGUUAAAUACUUAAUUCGUUCCGGAGGUCGGUUCUGAACCUGAAACUGUUCUUAACCUGAAGCACCACUUUAGCUAAUGGGGCCUCCUGCUGCUGCCACACCGCCGGAGCACAAUUUCUGUUCUCAUCCUGAAGCAAAGUUCUUAACCCGAGGUACUAUUUCUGGGUUAGCGGAGUCUGUAACCUGAAGCGUAUGUAACCUGAGGUACCACUGUAUAGGUCAGUAUUGUCUACACUGACUGGCAGCAGCUCUCCAGGGCUUCAGGCAGGGGUGUUCCCAGCCCUAUCUGGAGAUGCUGGGGACUGAACCUGAGGCCUUCCGCAUACAAAGCAGAUGUUCUGCAGCUAACCUGCCUCCCCUCCUUCCUUUCCACAGGGUGCUAUUACACAGAUUAGCCAUCUUGUGUGCCCUGCUGGGGCAGAAGCAGGGAGCUAUAAAUAAAACAAGUACAAAAAUAAAAUUUCAUAGAUGCAAACCCCGCUGUGCCACAGAAUGUAACUAGCAGAAAGCUGCAGCUAAUUUUGACUUCUCUUCAAGUAGAAUCAGCUAAAGCAAUGCUCCUAUUAAGAGGGAGAAGGUUUUAAAUUAUUAUUAGCAUUACUUUAUAAUUUCAUAAUACAGGUAUUCGGGAAGCAGGGCAGGGACGACUGCUCACUGAAAAAGCAUUUCCUCUGCACUCAGACGGUUGCAGGUUCAAUCCCCAGGGUCUCCAGUUUGUGUGGUCAAAUACAGUCAAACCUUGGUUCCCAAACGCCUCUGUUUUGGAACAUUUCGGCUGCUGAACACUGAAAACCUGGAAGUAAGUGUUCUGGUUUUUGGUCGUUUUUUGGAAGCCGGACAUCUGACACCACUUCUGCUUGAAUGCAGGAAGUUCUUGGUUGUCAAAUGGCUUCAGGAAUGGAUUACGUUUGACAACCGAGCUUUGACUGUAGGUCCAAGAGACCUUUGAAGAGCCCCUCCUGCUGGUCAAGAUAGGUAAAACUGGACUUGUAUGGAACAAUGGUUUCAGUGUCCACAUUCCUAGAAGCUAGGCACCUUGGAUUAAUAAAUGUAUUCCAACACCUUCAGAGGGAGGCAUUCUGGGUGUGGUGGCCCAGGAGAGUGACUUGCGCUGCUGUGGCUUCAUCAGGUGGAACAGACAGAACAGUAACUUUAAGCUGAUUUUUUAAAAAGGAUUUUCUAGCUGCAUUGGCAAAUCGGCAGUGGUACAGGCACUCUUCGUGGACCACCUUGCUCUGAGGGACGACCCCUUUUCUCUGAGCAAGGCCACAGAACAGACCCUCUAAAGGGCCCCACAGUGAGCAGGCAUUUUGCACAGUGGGCAGAAGGAGCAGCAUUGACUGGUCUGGCAGCCAGACAAACAACCACAGGCCAGAGGGGGCACCAAUUUUCUGCUUCUCAGCCCUGGCUGCUUGAGGGAAAUUGCCUUGCUUGACCUCAUGGAACGGCCAGCCCUGCUUCACCCCAAAGUUUGUUCUUGAAUCCUGGCUUGUUAGGGAAAAGCAAACAACAGUUUUGGAAGUAACUCUGAGCUGUGCCCUUUCUCCUUGGUUCAACCUGCUUGUGUGAAAGGGGGAGCCAAGUGAGAAUUUUGGGGCUGCAUGCACAGUGGGUUCUUCCAGACAACCUGUUGACUGAACAUUUGUCCUGAUUUGCUUGCACAAAGGUGGUCAUGCUAUGUUCAGUUUUCGUGGAAUAUUCAUUCUGAUUUGCUUGCAGGGUGGCAGGGCUAUCAGAAGGCAGUGAUGUCCAUUCUGACCUGUCUUUGUCACAGUCAGCUCUGUUUCUGUUCUGCAGUUCAGUUUUCACUAAAUAUGACACUGUACAUCUCUCUGCUGUAUAAGAUAGUGACAUAAUUACAGUGGUACCUCGGGUUAAGUACUCAAUUCGUUCCGGAGGUCCGUUCUUAACCUGAAACUGUUCUUAACCUGAAGCACCACUUUAGCUAAUGGGGCCUCCUGCUGCUGCUGUGCCGCCGGAGCAUGAUUUCUGUUCUCAUUCUGAAGCAAAGUUCUUAACCCGAGGUACUAUUUCUGGGUUAGCGGAGUCUAUAACCUGAAGCUUAUGUAACGCGAGAUACCACUGUAUUUCCACACAAGUCAUUUCAAUGCAAACACAAUUUAAAUGGGCAGGGGGGAGGAGACACGCUAUUGAUUUUCAUUCCGACGCGGGAUGAAUCAGCGAGCAUCAACCGUUUCUGCUUCUGUCACCCAUUCCAGCCAGAAUUCUCUGACUUCCCUACACAGCAGUUAUGUGACAAUGAGCGUUCGUCCUCAUUUGCUUGCAAUGUGUUUAUACAUCUUCCCAUUCAUUCCUCACUCAUCUUGCAAUUUUCAAGGCAUUUCCCCCCAACUCUUUCCUAACUGCAAAAAGUUUGUUUCUUUUUCUAAAGUGGGUUUGUGGCACUAGGGUAACAGUGCAUUUUAAUCCACUUUAAUUGCGGAAACCUGGAUUUCCCAGUAUGCACUUGCAAAAUGCUGAUCUUCUCGAAAGAGCCAUUAUUCGCCAGAGUUCUUGGCUUAUUAUUACAUGUAAAUGCAGCCAGAGUAAGGCUGCCAGACGCCCUCCUUUUCUCAAACACACCCAAGAGGACAGAAUGCCCCUCCCAAGGUGAUUCUUGCUCUAAAUCAUGAAUGCACCACCUUUUCUGUUGUGGCAUACUCUCCCUGUUGAGCUCAAACAAGCACCAACUGUGGCGUAUUCUCGCUGCUAGUGGACCACAUACCUGUGGCUUCUCACAGCUUUUUCUUUUAUCAACAAGAGUUCCUGAUGCUCUUGGACACUGUGAUUGGUUUUGCUGAUUUUUAUUGAUGAGUAUUGAUUUUUCUAAUACAGCGUUUUAUUACAGCAUGAUUUCUUUUGUAACAGAAAUAUUUCAAUAAAUACAUUUUCUGUAUUCACAGGGUUGCUUUCUUAAUAAAGCACUCAAAAAUUGUAAGCAAGCAUAGGAAGAUGGGUAGCUGCCUUCCUUGCACAGAGUCAGGCCAUUGGCCUAUCAGGGCAGUAUUGUCUACACUGACUGGCAGCACCUCUCCAGUUUUUCAGGCGGGGCAUCUUCCCCAACCAACUUGGAGAUGCCAGGGAAUGAGCCCAGGGCAUUCUGCGUGUAGAACAGAUGUUCUACUGCUGAGCUAUGGCCUCCUCCGCAUAGAGUGCUGCCUUAAAAUGAGACUGACAGUGGCUUUUAGAUGAGGUGUUCUUGGACAUAACUGGGGGGCCAAGCAGCUGCUCUACAACUAAGCUACAGCCCUUCCCUGAAAGUUCACAAAGUUGCCAUGUUUCACUGUCCACUGCCUCCAAUAAUUUAUCUUUGUCACAUUUAAUAAUAAUAAUAUUUAUUAAAUUUAUAUCCCGCCCAUCUUGCUGGGUUUCCCUAGCCACUCUGGGCGGCUUACAAGAUAUAUAAAAACACAACAAAGCAUUAAACAUUAUAAAACAAAAUAUCCUAUAUGAGCAACAAACAAACCAAUAAAUCAAUAGAAACCAAUAACAACAGCAACAAUAAUAAAUAGUUUACAGUUAUACCCAAAUUAAAAUAACCGCCAACCCCAACUAAACAUUUCUAAGAAUCAUUUCCAGUUUUCUCCCUUAAAACGUGUUGAUCACAGCUCUUGGGAUUUAUUUGAUUUAUCUUUUUGUAUAGUCCAGUUUUCCAAAAAUUGAAGCAGCGUAGAAUGGAAAUCAUUUAAGAGAACACAGGAUAUAGAAACAGAAUAUUAAUGCGCAUUCUCUCACUUAAAACAACAACAUUAGAAAUCUCUGUAGCGAUUAUUAUUUUUUAUUAAAAAACAAGCAUGAUCUUAAAAAAGAAUUAAGAAGUAAGUCUUCACUUAGAUGCCAUUGGAAACAUAGCGUUAGUUACAGCUGUCUGAAGGACUUCUCCCAGAAGCCAAAGGGGGCGAAAAGUGCAUCCAAUCCCAGGUGGUUUUGGCACUCUGGCGUGAUGGUUGUCCACUUGCCCCCACGGCCUAGGAGCCCGCGAUGCUCUGAGUCUCCCAAGUUGGCUUACACAGGUGCAAAUCUGCACAUGUCAGCAAAGGCUCCCUGCCUGACGGGCCUUGGGUGGUGCCCUUAUCACAUUCUGGGCUUGAAAAGGAGCCAGGACUGCAAAGCACGUUUCCGCUAACCCAGCUCAGCAGUAUCUGAGACGCUCUGGGAGAGUCGGCGCUGCCACUUCCCCGCCAGUCGUGACUGUGUUGGUAAGAUGAGAAGGGAUGGGGUCGCUGGUCCCAGUCCCAGAAUGUGUGCCUCUCCUGGCCGACGAUUCCCGGUCGUCUAUUUAUAAUUGCAUCCCGUGUGGGGAUUAGGAGUAGGAAAGUACCUCUCAGCGAGGGGGUGGGUGCGGGGAGCAGCAGGCAGAGAGCCUCCCACUUGCAAAGUUGAAGAGGCAUGAGGACGCUGAGGCAACCUCCAUCUGCAACAGGGAAGUGGGAGGGCCUGUGGCUUCCCAGAGAACUCCUCAUCAGCCUCCAGCUAGCAUAGUCCAUGGUCAGUGGACUAUGAUUAUGGGAGCUGAAGCAUCAUGUGGGCAGCCACCAGCUUCCUCAUCUCUGAUCUGUAAGGAGGAGGAGGAGCAACAGCACCCCCUGCUGGCUCAAACCAGCGAGCAGCAGUGACCUGGAAGCCUUUAAAGGGCAAGUCAAGCAGGAAUGGUCAGAUCUGCCCGUUUUGGUUGGCUUCAUUUCUCAUUUUUCUAAUCAGAAUUCAGUUCUCCACAUUUCUGCAGCAAUUUGGGUUUUUUUUUAUCUUCAUUAAAAUUUGUCAGCAUUUUAGCGCAAAAUUCUCCAGAUAAGCAAAUUUUUGUAUGCAGUUUUGGCAACAAUGUUCACACUUUUGCAGUGAAAAUUUCCAUAAUAUAAUGCAUUUUUGUAUGUUAAUUUCACUAAUUUUGUGCACGCUCUCUCUGAAAAUAUGCAUUUUUGUAAGCCUUGUUUGAUUGGAGACCUGCAUUGUAAAAUUGGGAGAAGCCUGAAUAUCAAAAGAUGGCUUUGCUUUCGAUCUCCUAUUGUUUUGGAAAGUGCAAAUUAGAUAGGUUCACUUUUAAAUGUGAAGUGAAUUGAAUUAGUUCCCCAGUCUCUAGUAUCACGUGACCUGUUCUGCCUUAAUAUUAAGAAGCUUCCUUGAGUCUCUCCCUGCAGUUCCCUCAUUUAGCCAGAGCUAAUUGGGGGCACCAUGGGCUCAGAAUCCAUGAUGGUUGCAUCAAAUUUUGAUACUACCCCACACCCUGCAAAUUUGGCUAUCUACACUUUCCCCCCCUCAAUAAAAAGCUCUCUUCCGUUCUCUGCAGCAGCUUCUAUUGGCCUGUUCCAGCAAAUGAGAGCUGUUUUGCAGGAAAGUCCCGCAGAGCCAUUAACACAGCUUGACCCAUCCAGUGCUGGCAUGGUAGAAGUGACCCUGAGGGUGCCCUCUCAGAGUGCAAGUGGUUUAAUUUUGAUUUAGGGGUUCUGUCUCUUGCAGGGAUGCAAGGUCACAAGUUUAACUCCCGCUCUCUACAAGUUCUCGGAGCCUUGCAGAAGAAGCCUGUGCUGAUCUCAUUUCAUUUGCAAGUGGGGGCAUUAUUCCAGAACCUCUGGUGGCCUUGCCUUGGCUCUCUCAGCUAAGUGUCACCCAGCAGUUCUCUUCAUUUGACAGACAAAGCGAUGCAUCUUACAACAAAACCGAAUGCAACUGGUGAACUUAUUUAAUGCACUUGGAACAGUCUCUAUCAUGGUUAGUCAGCUGAACAGCCCCUGACUCAAAUUUGCCCAUUUCAGUUGUAUCAUAUUCUGGUUUGUGGUGAAGCUGCCUUAUAUCAAGUCGAACCAUUGGUCAAUCUCUGUUCUCUGGGCAUUUGGGCAAGGGACAUUCCCAGCCCUAUCUGGAGAUGUCCGGGAUUGAACCUGGGACCUUCUGCAUGCCAGACAAUUGCUCUAACUGCUGAGUUCUAACCACUGAGAUUUCCUUUAUAUAUAGGAAGCUGUUUUAUAGUGAGAAUGAGACCAUUGAUCUGUCAAAUUCAAUGUUGUGGGGAACCUUUUUGGCUCCAUGGGCCAGUUUCUCAUAUCAGGAUCAGCCUCACAGGUUAAAUUCGGCAUCACAUGAUUGACAGGUGGGUGUUAUUGCUGCAUGUUACCUGCUAAUUUUAUUUGCUUCUUUCUGCUUUUAUAAAGAACCACAACAUAAUACAUGCCAGGUCCAGUCUGUUAAACUGCUCUCUGAAAAGCUGGCGCCUGAGUCCUCUUUAUGACAUCUUAAUGGACUUUAGCCACCCCAGUCAAGAAGCAUUAUAGAAAACCCAACAAACCUUCGGGCAUCUCUUUGCAGCCCAUAAGAACCAGAAACUUUUUCUUUUUUAAAUAAAUAUGAAUUCAAAAUACUUAAGAAGUUGGAUUCUGCACUUGACCCCUAAUUUUAUUGGCUUAUUUCUGUUUUCUUGAAGAGCAACAACAUCUUACAAGCCAAGUCUGAUGUGUUAUGCUCCUCUCUGAAAAGAUGGCACCUGGGUAAGGGAAAGCUUAGCAGGAUUUCCCUGAAAGCUGCCGUUUUUCCUCCCAAAGUGAUUUUAAUCAGAAUUUCACGGAAAAAACCAACAAACCACAAGCACACAAGAGAGACAGAGAAUGUACUCCCAUUUAUUUCCAUGGAAACAGCCACGAGGCCAAGGAGGGUAACACAGCAAAAGCCACUUUGCAGUUAAAUUCUCCCAUAAAAUCAUUUGUAACAUACGGUCAGCAAUUAGGCUAUUUUCCCUUGCCCUACGCAGACAUUGCCUGUCUUCUCUUGAUAUAUUUAUUUAAUGCCACAAAGUUUUUCUGGUGCCCUCCCCCGCCUCCCCAGCUACAGCCACAGUUGCAGCAACGUAGGUUUCCAAACCUGGAAGGCGCCUUUUCUAACAACCCAGUCUGACCUGUGCAAUAACAGGCCACAGAGAUUGUCCCAGCCUGCCUUUCCUUCCAUGGAGUGUGACUGUUGAACAAGAGUUCAGUGCCUAUCUCUUAGGAACAUGCUCUGGUUCUGUUUGGAAAAGGAAGUUUAUUGAGGAGGUUGGCUCAGGGGAGUUAGGAGGAGGAGGAUGCCUUCAGGCCAACACGGCCAGACGGCCAAGGCAGGGAUCUCUCCUGUCUUCUCUCUGAUUUGUUUUGUUUUUUAAUUAACAUAAAAUCAAGUAUACAAACAAACAAAAAACACAAUCAAGGUUACAAAACAUUCAUGCGGUACAGAGGUUGUGUUUUCCAAAUCAAGAGCAGAUAAUGUAGAAAAACAAAAGCAGCAAAACACAUAUUGAAAGCCAAAUUUCGUGAUUUGAUGGGAGAAGAGAGUUUUAUAUGAGAAUACUAGAGAACUGCAUUUCAAAAAUUGGAAAAAAAGUGUGGGUUUUGAUGGAUGGCUGUGCUUAGGUCCUCGUGUUGUUUCAAACUAGGUAGACUCACUUUUAAGUGCAGUUUGAAUUUUAUUUCUCCCCAUCCCUAGCUCAGAGAAACUACCAUUAGUACUAUUAUUAAUUAAUUAUUAUAUCACUUAAUGCCCAGGUGGCAUUUAAACAGUUUACAAAGCAUAAAACCCAGCAUUGCACCACAUUGUUAAAAUACAGAAUAAUUAAAAAAAUAUGGCAUAAUGGGGAAAAAACACAAUAAAACAAUCCCUUUAAAACAACACAACAGUGUAAAACAGGAGAUUUGAGUCAAGAUAUCAAGGGGAUGUCCAUGUAAAUGGUUGUAUUUUUAAAAGCCAGCAGAAUGCCAAUACAGAUGGAACCUCUCGUUUUUUCGUAAGGACUGUAUUCCACAACACCAGUGCCAACAGUGCAAAUGUCCAUGUUGAAAUGAAUGAGUUGCAUGCAUAAAAUUCUUGUGAGCCCAAACCAUGUGUCUCUGUGUGAGUCACCGAUUUGGUCUCUCCAACAAGCCUCCACUGGGGGAGAUGGGCAGCAAGUAAUUUCAUCAGUUCCGUGUAUCAGGUGUUCUUGGAUCAGACAGACUCUCCAGGCAUUGUGUACCUGCCGCAUUUUUGCAUAACUUGUUGCUCUAAGCUUGGCUUCCUCUAACCCAAGAGGCACAUGCGGACCAGUGACUCAUUCACCAGGACAGUACAAAAGUGCACCUCUGAUUUUAAUUGGGAGCUGGGGAGGUGAGCCCAGCUGUCAGGAGUUUGUGUGAGACUGUUUUAAAGGUUUGUCACAUUUUUUCAUUUUCUAAACAUUUUCAUUUACUGUUGGAUCAGACUUGCCUGUUCAUAAGUUUAAGGGAAAGUGCCAUAGAUCAAUGGGCAGGGCAUUUGUUCUGCCUGAGGAAGGUCCCAUCUUCAGUCCCCAGCAUUUCCUGGCAGGGCUGGAGAUGGCCUAUGCCUGGAACUUUGGAGAGCUGGUCUGACUUGAUAUAUAAGACAGCUUCCUAUAUUCCAAUGUCUUAAGGGAAAGGGCAUAGCUAAGUGACAGAGCAGUAGGUUUGCAUGCAGAAGGCUCCUGGUUCCACCCCCCCAGCAUGUCCAGGUAAGGCUAGGAGAGACCUGUGUCUGAAAUCCCAGAGAGUUGCUGCCGUUCAGUGUAGACAACACUGAGCAAGAUGGGAUAAAAGUCUGACUCUGUAUAAGGCAACUUUCCAUGUUUCUAACUUUGCUGUGUAGAUGUUACUUUUCCAGAACAAAAACUGCCUUGCUGUCCAUGCCAGGUUUGUUCUGUUGGAUUCUGAUACUGACUGUAAGCUUGAGUGUUCUGCAAAAAAGUCGACACAUGCCAGGCAAAAUAAACAUCGUUGUGACUGGGGGAUGGGAAGAGUGGAAAGACUAAGGACCCUCCUUACUGCAGUAACCCCCAACAACAGCAGUCAUAGAGAGAGGGGGAAGGUUUUGCCCCCCUCCACUUCACAGCUGUGCCCCACCCCCUACAGUUAAAUGGGAGCCAUCAAGGACCAAAAAAAUGCAACCUGGUAACUUUAAUCCUUGCUGGUUUACAAAAUUGCUGUUGUCACAAUGGGAGGCAGCCCAUGCUUCUGCAUCCCUUCUGUCCUGGUACCCAGUCUGUAGAACUCCUUGUCACUGCCUCCUGAAAGUGGUUUCUUUCCAGCAGGACUUUAAUUUAGCUAUUUAGCAGCAUCUGGCAAUCUGUUGUCCUCCAGAUGUUUUGCACUACAACUCCCAUCAUCCCUGGCCAUUGGUUUUGCUGGCUGGGACUGAUGGGAGGUGUAGCCUAAAACAUCUAUGAGGCACCAGGUUAGCAAAGAUUGAGUUACUACAUAAAUCUGUUUUAGUUUUUAUAGUGCUGCUCUUGUAGGUCACUGGAUUUUUCUCUCUCUAUUACUCUGUUUUCUUGAUUGUGCACAUUUGUUUUUAUUGUAAGUUGCUUCGGGGUCUCUUCAGGUUGGAGUGGGAUGCAAAUUUCCAUAUAAACAAACAAAGAUGUUACCUUACUCUCUCUCAGCAGACUCAGUAGAAACCAUUUAGAAUGGAGUCUGUGUGAAUCUGCAUGGUUCAAUAGGUUCCUUUUCACGCUCAGGAAAGAGUGUGAAUGAAUUCUGUAAUGUGUGUGCAUGUGCGUAUUCUAUAAAUGUUGUAUGGCGCAUUAUGCAAGUUGAUUGGUGGAAGCUAAAUAGUUCUGCCUCACACAGGGCCACAACAGGCAGCCUCUUCUGGAAAAGCCUAUAAAGUCUGGUAGCAUUUCUGCAUUGAGUGUGGGGUGCAAUUAGGUCAUCAUUCACAUCACACCCAAUGUAGUACCAGUGUGGGCAGCCUUGUCGGAAAGAGGCAAAGCCAAACCAGUAUAUAAUGCAGAGAGAGAGCGGGCAGCCUCCUCUGUGUGUUGUUAGUGGGCACACAACAGAAAUGGCCUUACUGGUAUAUGCUUCUGUCAUACUAGGCAAGGAACCAGGUUUACAGCAGGUACCUUCGUACAAUGCUCACUUGCCUUUUGGGAUAUUUCAUGCUCUUGCAUCCCAUUGCUCCUUGAUGUAUCCCUUCAAAGCACCUGCCUCUCCAUCCUCUCCCAGUUCUCAGUUCUCCCCCACUCCAUUAUGAUGCGCACGCCUUCGGCGCUUCUUCUCUGUGUUGGAGGCCGUUGGUGGAUUCACCCUGGGGGGGGGAGAGGGGGGAAAUUCAAAGGCCAUCUUUCUGGCUUGGAAAACAUCUUGACAAUAUCAAAGGCUGAGACGUGACUUUGAAAUCAACAAGGUGCAACCUGAAGCCCGUAGCCGGCGCUUUGAGCCUGUCAAGGAGGUGGGGAAAGAGAGGGAUAUCUAUAAAACCAAGGAGAGCUGCUAUCUUUAAGGUGCUUCUGUAAUAUCAACGCAGCAUUGAGGCCACAGUGACGUUGUCUGCCGCCUCUGCGGAAUGCAAUAUUAAUCCCACUUGGCGAUGGUUUGGGCUUACGAGCUUAAACCAUGUCUGCAUGAGCGACGUGACCUUUGGGCGACGCAGCCAUCGAUUUCCUGAAGGGCCUUGGUGGAAGUGUGUGCUGCCGCGUUUGCAUGUCUCUGCUCAUGAAGGGACACGCGAUCUAAUUAGCGAUGAUUGGGGAAGGAGCUGGCUCGUUAAGAAUCAGGAAGUAAUAAAUAAAAUAUGACUGAGAGGAGGCGGGGGGGGCAAGGGGAAAAGGCAGGAGCAGGGCUCUCUGAAAGCAUCCAAAAAAAGGAGAGAGAAAUAAAUGGAAAAGGAGCACUAGGAGAAGACACAACUGAACGGAAGAGACUUGCAAAGAGAAACAGCUUUUCUCAACUCUUGUCAGCUCCAUAGAAAUCCAGGAGUAGCGAGACUUUGGCUUGUAAGGCAAGCCAGGCUGAAUUUGAUCAUGGAGAAAUCUUACUAUUUGUUUCUCUCAUUUUCCCACUAUUCAUUUAUCCACAGCUCCACAUCUGUCCAUCAAUAUAGUGUUGUUAUUAUUAUUAUUUUAAAAAGAGCUCUCAUGAAAAUCCUUCAGUAUUUUAACAUACAUUUCUCCAAAACACGCUUUUUUGCAAGCAAUUUCCCUUAAUCUAUAAUGCACCACCAUACGUUACUUUAGCUAAUGUAAGCAUUUCUUUGCAUACUUUCUCCCAAUGUGCGCUUUUUGUAGUGGUUCUGAAAGGAUGGUUGUGUUUCACAACUGGUUGUGUUUCAGUUGUUUUGGAAAGUGCAAAUCUGGUAGGCUUUAAUUGCGAACAGAAUUUAAUUUUUCUCCUAUCUCUUGAAUUGCUUGACCAGCUGGCCUAUUGUUAAGAGGCUUCCUUGAUGCUCUCCGUGCAGUGAAAAUUUUGAAGGGUAGCUGCAUUUCACGUUGCAUGUUGUUUCAUGGAUUUGCAAAUCAAAAUGUCAAUUGAACCAAAUUCCCCCCCUUUCCCUACCUCAGCUAAAGCUUAUGGCUCGGUAGCACCUGAAAGGGUACGUUUUAAGUCCUACCCAACUGAGGUGGCAGUAGCCAUUGGAGCAGAGGGAAUCUCUCUGCUCUGGGUGGGGCAGGACAAGAGGUUAGCACAGGGGUCAUAUAGUCCCCUGCUGAAAACGUUUGUUGACCCCUGUGCUAACCUCUUGUCCUGCCCCACCCAGAGCAGAGAGAUUCCCUAGCUAUGGGGGGGGCAUUGACUAAUCAGGAGGCUGGACAACUGGAGGAGAAAGCAGGGGGACUAACCACCCCAUCACCAAGAGCUUUGCACCACCUCCGCCACUGGUAACAGACCCACACCCUCAUUUGGGGGGGCAUGUGGGAGAAAGAGUCUUGUGAAUGCGUGCACCACAUCUCACCUUUAAAAGCUCACAGGAGGGGAUUAGUAAUUUGUGGAGACAUGUUUGCAUCUUUAAUCUGGUCUCAGAUCCCUGGUGUUGUUCCCGAACUCACUAGCCGUGCCUAUAGCAAUCUGAGCCCAUAGCUUGACCUGUAGUGUUGGAAACCUUGAAUAAAGCUUCCAUUCUUAUUUACACAGAAGUUCCUUGGUUGUACCAUUUGGGAAGGGAGCCUUGACAGGGUUACAGUGAUACCUCGGGUUACAUAAGCUUCAGGUUACAGACGCUUCAGGUUACAGACUCUGCUAACACAGAAAUAGUACCUUGGGUUAAGAACUUUGCUUCAGGAUGAGAACAGAAAUCGUGCGGCGGCGGCGCGGCAGCAGCGGGAGGCCCCAUUAGCUAAAGUGGUGCUUCAGGUUAAGAACAGUUUCAGGUUAAGAACGAACCUCUGGAUCGAAUUAAGUAUGUAACCAGAGGUACCACUGUACUGAGAGAAAGGGUGAAUGGUGGUGUUCUCACUUAUGAAUGUAGGAAGGUACAGUCCUUGCUUGCUGGGACCAAAAAGCCAUGUACAGUCAUACCUCGGGUUGAAUGUGCUUCAGGUUGAGUGUUUUCGGGUUGUGCUCAGCGGCAACCCAGAAGUAACGGAGCGUGUUACUUCCGGGUUUCGUCACAUGCGCAGACGCUCAAAAUGAGGUCAUGUGCAUGCGCGGAAGCGGCAAAACGCGACCCUCGCACGCGCAGACGCACCAUCGCGUCUUACGUUCUAUUCAGGAUGCGAACGGGGCUCCAGAACGGAUCCUGUUCGCAUCCCGAGGUACCACUGUAACUGCAUCCAAAGGAAGGAUGUGAACAGAUACUUUUAUAAUUGUAACAGUGUAAGGAGAGGCCUACUGAAUGAGGCCAGUGGCCCACCUAAGCGCAGCAUUCUGUUCUUACAGUAGCCAGCCAGAUGCCUGCAGGCAUCUUCACCAUCACCAUCACUGCCAAUUUAUUUGUAUGCCUUCUGCUCCCCGCACCCCUCUCCCCCGUGAUGGAUUGUCCACAAAUCAGUUUUUGCCUGUCUUGGUUAUAAUUGCCUCGCUCUGAACCCAAGUGGCAAUGUUAUGACUUUAGGAACAUAGGAAGCUGUUCUAUAUUGAGUCAGACCAUUGGUCCAUCUGCCUGCACCCAUUUCUCCAUCCCAUCUGAGUUCCUUCCUUCUGUUAGUUUUCUCUCUCUCUCCAGGCCCUCUACACUUGUUAAGUACCCUCCCCUUCUUUUUAUAUAGCUCAGGGGUAGUCAACCUCUUUAUACCUACCGCCCACUAAUGCAUCUUUCUUGAAGGCAACAUUUCCUUACCGCCCACCCGUUCUUGAUGGAAGGAGGACUCAGCUUGUGCCGUAGAACCGCCUAGUGCCCACCCAGAAUCCUGAAUCGCCCGGUAGUGGGCGGUAGGGACCAGGUUGACAACCCUGAUAUAGCUUCAUAUACAUAUGGCUGGACAGCAUCUUAAAAAGUAGAGACAUCACCUUGCCAACAAAGGUCCAUAUAGUAAAAGCUAUGGUUUUCCCAGUAGUGAUAUAUGGAAGUGAGAGCUGGACUAUAAAGAAGGCUGAUCACCGAAGAAUUGAUGCUUUUGAAUUAUGGUGCUGGAGGAGACUCUUGAGAGUCCCAUGGACUGCAAGAAGAUCAAAACUCUCCAUUCUGAAGGAAAUCAGCCCUGAGUGCUCACUGGAAGGACAGAUCAUGAAGCUGAGGCUCCAAUACUUUGGCCACCUCAUGAGAAGAGAAGACUCCCUGGAAAAGACCCUGAUGUUGGGAAAGAUGGAGGGCACAAGGAGAAGGGGACGACAGAGGACGAGAUGGUUGGAUAGUGUCUUCGAAGCUACCAGCAUGAGUUUGACCAAACUGUGGGAGGCAGUGGAAGACAGAAGUGCCUGGCGUGCUCUGGUCCAUGGGGUCACGAAGAGUCGGACACGACUAAGCGACUAAACAACAACAACAACAUAUGGCUGGAAGUGGAAGACGACAGUAUUUUAUGUGAUUCAUAUUGAUAAGUUAUUUUAUUUAAUUUUAUUACUCUGUUCUACUUGUAUGGCGUGAGGGGAUUGCUUUCUUUUAACCUUCCUUUGUGUUAAAAGGAAGGGGGGGCAGAGGGAUACACUAAAGUCAGAAAGGAACUACUUUCAGUAUCUAUGUUGCUGUCUUCUACUAAAAUUAAAAAUGCUGUGCAUACUUCACUUCAAACCCAAUGAGUUAUAGUUCCAAGUAGACCUGUACUGGAUUGGGAACUUGUAUUGUGUGAGGCAGCCAUGGUUAUCUAGAACAUUUUUGGUUCUGGCUUGAACCAUCAGGAACUCUGGCCCAGUCUGCCCACCCAUCUCUGCUAUCAUCAUUGGCUCUAACUCUACCCAUCACUGCCAUGACACACCUGACAAAUUAUCUCCCCCAGAGUUGCCCAGUUCUGCCCUAGAAGCAGACUUUCCCCCAUGUCAGAGUGAAUGUAUCUUCCUGUUUUAUUUUGUUUUGUUUAGUUUUCAAGGAGGGAUGCCAGAAGAUUUUUAGGCAAGGAAGGAAGAGAAAAAGAACCUAUUAUUAUUAUUAUUAUUUAUUAUUAUUAAUUUUGGGAGCAGGAGGGUGGUGGAAACAGCAUCCCUGCAGUCAGCGGCUCUGGUUAUUCUUCCAGAGCUGUGCUCCCUCCAGUCUUUGCCCUUACGGAAGCGGGACAGAAGUUCAAUAUUCCCGCCGACUGAGCCUCUGGAUAAUGAGGGCACAGACAGCAGAGGUUGGGCUCAUUAGCCAUUCUGCUGCCCAAUUAGGCUGGGAGCUAAUUGCUCAUUAACGAGGCCAUACCUGCUGAGGCAGCUGGGCUUCUGCACAAUCUUGCACUCAGAGAUGUACGUGUGUGUGUGUGUGUGUGUGUGUGUGUGUGUAGGUGAAGAAUCUAAAAUGUAAGCCUCAACUCUUCUGCUUCUGCUAAGAGCCAUUUGUUUCUGUUGCUGCUGCCGCCGCCACCGCAACUCCCCAGGGACGGCAGUUCGAUUCCUGGCUCCAACCACGCCUGAGCGGCGCACAUCCAUUAGCCCAGGGCUGCCGUGACUCUGCUGGAGGUUUCCUCCACGGCGGCGGCUGGCAUCCUGACCCGCUCCCCUCCCUCCUCCUCCCCUCCCUCCCGCAGGCAAUUUGAACAGGGAAAGGCGAAGCAGUGAAGCAAGAGGCAGAAAGAGCGUCAGGGGCGGCGGAGAUGAGCGAGGCCCGCAGGCACUGCCUCAUCGUGCAUCCCUGUGGCGUCUGGAUGCUGCACAAGCCUAGGUUUUUUUUUGGGGGGUGCAGUCUAGAGGAGGGGGUUAGGGAACUCUGAAAGGAAGGAUAAAAUCCUGUAGUGCAAGAGAGAUGAAAGUGGGGCGUGUUCCUCCCACCUUAUUUUGCAUCUCCCAUAUCCUGUUUUUCAACAUUUUGGAGCCACCCAAGGAUGCUGAGACUUCGUUGGGUUAUUGUUCUUUACCCCACUUAUCUUUCAUGGGGGGGGGUGUCUAAAUUUAUUGCAAAGGAAUCUAGGAAGACACAGUACACUGAGCCAGACCACUAGUCCAUGUAGCUCAGUACUGUACACUGACUGGCAGCAGCUCUCCAGGGUUUCAGACAGAGACUCUCCCUGAGCCCUACCUGAAGGAGCUGGGGCUUGAACCUUUUGCAUUCAAAAGUGAUGCUCUGCUACUGAUCCAUGAUCCUUCUCUAAUGACAGAACAUAGGAAGCAGUAUUAGGAACUCAGAUAUGUCAGCUAUUCACCAUAUGGCACCUUUUUAUUUUAUAUUCUUCAUUGUAAGAUAAAAAGUACAUAAUUACAAGUGCACAGAGUAAUAUAAGAUGCAGAAAAAGAAAUAGCAUCCAUGUAGAAAACAAAACAGAACAACAAAAACUAAUAUACAGUAUACAGUGGUACCUCAGGUUACAGACGCUUCAGGUUACAGACUCCGCUAACCCAGAAAUAGUACUUCGGGUUAAGAACUUUGCUUCAGGAUGAGAACAGAAAUCAUGCAGCGGCAGCAGGAGGCCCCAUUAGCUAAAGUGGUACCUCAGGUUAAGAACAGUUUCAGGUUAAGAACGGACCUCCAGAAUGAAUUAAGUUCUUAACCCGAGGUACCACUGUACAAGUUACCACAAUGGAAUGUCUAGCCGCCUUUUUUGGUUUUUUGCAAUAUUACAAAGCAAAAAAUGAAUUGUGUAUAUCAUCAAUGUUAAAAUAUUUCACAUUUAACAUACAUUUAACAUUUUGCCUAUUACAGCAGUGUCCCUCCUCCCAAGUGUGAACUAAUACUGCCAUGGGAGGGGGGGGCAGGGAGGAAGCAUCAGAGGCAACUCUUAGGGCAGCCUGGCCAGUCCAGCAUGGCUGCUCCGAAGCACCGAGCAACUGCCUCACAAGAGACAGGUGUGUGGGUCUGGGCGAGCUUGGGGGUGUGGGUACGAGGGCUCUUCCCCCUCUUCCUCCCUUGGCAUGUUUUCUUGGAAGUAAGCCCUGCCACACCCGGAGGGGCUUUCUUACCCUCAAGAAAGUGUGCUUAGUAUUGCAGUGGAAGUGCAGAAGCAAAGUUUCUGCCCUGCGAGCCAGCUGACUCACAGGGCAGCGCAGAAGCAGAAGAUGUGCGUCUUUUGUUGCAUGUGAGUCACCUGGCUCAGGCAGCAGUGCCACUCAACCAGAUGGAGAUGUCAGUCGCCAAAUGCACCUGGUGCCUGGGGAAUUUCAAAUACUGAUAAGGAGUGGCCUUAAACCAAGUCAGACCAAUUGGUCCAUCUAUCUGUCCCUCCCUGGAGAUGCUGAGGACUGAACCUAGGAGCUUCUUCGUGCAAAGCAGUUGCUCUCCUACUGAGCCACAGCCCUUCUGGUGAAGAGCUUGUUUCCAGAUUUUAGGUGUCACUGAAACAAAUGUAAAAGCAAGGAACAGGACAAAAGAGGAGACAGAUUUGCAUCACAUUUGCAUGUGGUUAUUUAUAUGCAUAGAUGCAAAUGUAGAAAUAAUUGCUGUGAUUUAAAUAGAAAUCCCAUACAACAGACUGUGCCCAAGUGACCUGUGUGCCUGCUCAGUCUGCUACUCAGAUCCCAACUGUAUAUGGGCAAUGUCAAUAGAGUGUCUGUGUGUCCUACUUUAUGGAAGGCAAUCCUCUCUCGGAAGGCCAGUCUGUUUUAAAGAUAAAGUACCUAAAUAAGUACUCCCUAAAGAAGGGAGAAGAGGGAUGCGGGUAGCGCUGUGGGUUAAAACACUGAGCGUAGGACUUGCCAAUCAGAAGGUCGGCAGUUCGAAUCUCUGCGACGGGGUGAGCUCCCAUUGCUCAGUCCCUGCUCCUGCCAACCUAGCAGUUCGAAAGCAUGUCAAAGUGCAACUAGAUAAAUAGGUACAGCUCCGGCGGGAAGGUAAAUAGCAUUUCCGUGUGCUGUUCUGGUUCGCCAGAAGCGGCUUAGUCAUGCUGGCUACAUGACCUGGAAGCUGUACACCGGUUCCUUCGGCCAAUAAAGUGAGAUGAGCGCUGCAACCCCAGAGUCGUCUGCGACUGGACCUAAUGGUCAGGGGUCCCUUUACCUUUAAAGAAGGGAGAACAGAGUAACCUUGAAGUUUACCCAUCAACAACUUGCAAGCAUAGCAGACUGAGCUGCCCUACGGGCUUCCACAUUAUGGCUGGUGGGUUGGUUCCUCUGAGUAGGACUAGCACUGGAUGCAACCUAUUAUUUCUGCAUUUGUAUCUAGGCAUCUAAAUCAGCUUAUUUGAAUUUUAUGCAGAUCUGUGCUGUGUUCUCACCCUCUCCUUUUUGUGUGAUGCAACUCAUCUUUUUAAAAGAUUCGUAAGUGGUAACUCUUAAACACCAGGCCCCCUCCUUUGCCCCCUUUUUACAGUUCUCCCAUUUGAACCAGACAUCCCUUCCAAUGGAGAACUGUCCUCUGUAAAGAGGGAUUCUUGGCUACCCUGCUUUCGUUGGUCUGUCGUAACUGGAAAUUACUUGAAAAUAAAUAUAUUGCCAUAAUAACAAUAUGGGGGAAGUGCAUUUAGCAAAUAGAUAAAAUGAAUGAAUGAAAGGCAUAUACCUAACAGUGGUUUUACGUUUUCUUGCCCUUCCUUUGCAUCAGUGGCGAAGCUGCAUGCUCCGCUACCGGGGGCAGAGAACAGGCGGGGGCGGGGCUGGUGCCCCCCUGGGUCUGUGGUGCGCAUCCUGGGGGUGUGGCACGCAUCCCAGGGGUAUGGCACGCUGCCCGCAGAGGUGUGGCACACACUCUGGGGGCGUGGUACACCGCCUGCGAGGGCAUGGUGCAAUGCCUGCAGGGGCAUGGCAUGCAUUCUGGGGGUGUGACGUGCCGUCUGUGGGGGUGUGGCACCCGGCACGGGGGGGUGCGCGGCUUGUGUCGGGGGAGCUGCCGCGAUGGCACCCUACAGGAAUAGUGGUGCCGGGGGCGGUCCGCUCCCUCCACACUCCCGUUCCUCCGCCAGAGAUCAUGCCAUGUGCAACUUAAGGGUUAAUACUGCAAGUGUUAAUGUCAGCCAAGAGGGGGACAGGUGCAGAUGUUGUUUAGCAACCAGGCAGUGUGGCACAACAUUUGCUGAUAAAGCAGACAACAUGCCCUGACUGGCUGUGUAGUUGUGAUGGAGGUUUCUUCUAUGUUUGGUGUUUUUAAAAAAUAAUUAUUAUUUGUUAAAAUUACAUCCCACCCAUCAUCAAAAUAUCUCAGGGCGAUUCACAAGAUAAAACAUCUCCCAGUUAUGUACAAGACCUGAGUUGUGUGAACCACUCUGUUCCUUCUUCCUAAAAUUGUACUCUAUUUUUGUUCAGUUUCCUCAGGGAAGUGUUAUCAGGAUUUCUUUUCUCUCUGGACUCCAUCUGCCUUUUUUAAGAGAUUUUGCUGACAAAAAUAAUCCAGUUUUUCAACCCCGAGAUUCAAGGGCUCUGUUUUCUCCCUGUCUCUAUCCAUAUUAGUUAGUUUCACUACAUAUUUGCUUAUAAUCCCAUAAUUUUGAUAUCCAAUCUUCUAACAUUGAGUGGCUUCAUUUAUUUCCAGUUAUUACAAAUAAUUAUUCAAGCAAUGGUCAAUAAGAUUUCUGCUCAUUUUCUCUAUCACCUGUUAAGACCUGGGGGUAUCUGUUGAACUAAGUCCUAUUUAGAGCAAACCCAUUGAAAUUAACGGACAUGAGUUAAUCAUACACAUUCAUUUCAGUGGGUCUGCUCUAAGUAGGUCUAGCAUCGAAUGCAACCCCGAAUCUAACCCAACUAAAAUAACUAAGGGAUGUUCAUUUCAUUCAAAGAACAUUCAUUCUUUGAAAAUCAGAAAAAAGUCAUUCUUCUUCCAUAAUUAUUUUACUUUCCUUGCUCUGCUUUCUUCCCCUGCCAUCCCACCCCCCACUGCUACCGGGCAGCCAAUUUUCCACAGCUGUCUUGUUUCAUGGGGGUGGGGCGGGGGGUGAACAAAGUCCUGUUGUGAUGCAUCUCACCCCGGUGAGCAUUAUUUUUCUUAUGUGAACUGCAGGCUACGCUUUCCUGCAGGCAAGGCUAAGCCUGCGAAAAGGCCAAGAGGUGCCCCAGGGUCUCUCCUUCCCCCCUGCUGGAUUGCUGCUUUUCUUCCCCCUCCAGGAGAAGAAGAGGAGAAAGCACCCCCUCCUUUUUCCCCUCCCCCCCCAAAACCCCCCUAUUGAUUGUCAGCCUGGCCCAGAGCGAAAUCCUUGCAGCCUGCCCAGUCCUUGGCCGCCAGCCAAGGCCUGUCCCCAGAGGUGGAGAGAGCAGCGAGGGGUGGCAGUGGUGGUCAGGCAGGGGAUGUCGGGAGCGCUUUGAAAAUUAAAUCUCUCAAGAGCUCACGAGGCUGUUACUUGACCUUGGGUUAAACUCAGCGGAAGAGAAGCUGGGAGAGUAGCGGUGGGGGGGCAGCCGCAUUACCCCCCCCCCGCCGCCGCCCCAGCCUCAGCCUCAAAUAACUGCCGGACGCAAAAAGCUUUGGGGAAAGGAGAGGGGGAGCUGACAGCUAGAACAGGUUAGCAUCAGGGAUAAGCCAAGGAAUUACUGGUUCCCGUUCAGCCUCUGCAUUCGCGGCAAUUGUGCGCAUUUGUUUUACGUGGAUCAGACCUUUCCAGGUUUUAAGCAUGUUCAGAUGUUCAUGUUUUCUAACCCAUGGAGAUGCCCCACCUCUGCUUUCCUAAGGCGAAGGACCAUAACUCAGUGGCAGAGAGCCUCUACUUUGCAUGCAGAAGGUCCCAGGUUCAGUCCCAAAUGGCAGAUCCAGGAAGGAUUGGGAAAGAUUCCUCAUCUGAAACGCUGGAGAGCCACUGCCAGUCAGUUUGGACAGUAAUGAGCUAGAUGGAUCAAUGAUCCAGCUCCCUGUGUUUUAUGAUCUUUAUUCCAAAAGAACCAAAAAAAGAGAUGACUUUGCAUCUGGUUGGCCACUAUGAGAACAGGAUGUUAGGCUGGAGAGCCAGUGUGACAUAGGGGGUUAGAUUGUCAGACUAGGACCUGGGAGACCCAGGUUCAGGUCCUCACUCAGCCAUGAAGCUCACUGUGUGACCUUGGGCCAGUCACCAUCUCUCAGCCUAACCUACCUCACAGGGUUGUUGUGGGGAAUAAAGGAGGGGGAGGACCAUGUACGUACACCACGUUGAGCUCCUUGAAGAAAAAGGUGCGAUAGAAAUGAAAUAAAUAAAAUGGGCUUUUGACACUUCUUAUGUUCUUACAAUGGGAUGUGGGUGGUGCUGUGGGUUAAACCACAGAGCCUAGGACUUGCCGAUCAGAAGGUCGGUGGUUCGAAUCCCCACGACGGGGUGAGCUCCCGUUGCUGGGUCCCAGCUCCUGCCAACCUAGCAGUUCAAAAGCAUGUCAAAGUACAAGUAGAUAAAUAGGUACUGCUCCGGUGGGAAUGUAAACGGCGUUUCCGUGCGUUGCUCUGGUUUGCCAGAAGCGGCUUAGUCAUGCUGGCCACAUGACCCGGAAGCUGUACGCCGGCUGCCUCGGCCAGUAAAGCGAGAUGAGCGCCGCAACCCCAGAGUCGCUCACGACUGGACCUAAUGGUCAGGGGUCCCUUUACCUUUACAUUUACCUUUACUAUGUUCUUACACUGCUCACCCCACACCCCUGCAACCCAUCACAGUUGCCCUUCCUUUCUUUUCUUUUUGCUUCCACCUUGCAUCUUUUCUGAAGUGCACAGAGAGAGAGAGAGAGAGAGAGAGAGAGAGAGAGAGAGAGAGAGAGAUGAGCCUCACUGUUCAGCAUUGCAGAGCAGGCGGGCUCCUCCAUCCUCUCCUCUCCUCACCCACCCUCCACCCCCUAGUCUUUUGCCUCCUGGUGCUGGCUGGUUAUUUUUGUCUCCGUCUCCCAGCCAGAGUGCCUUGGAGCGCCACUGAGCUUCCCCGUCUCUUCUUCUCUUUACUCUCCCUGCCUUUCCCUGCUGCAGAAAGAAAAGCCAUCGAGCCAGAUGGAGCCACCGUGCCCACCCUCCCAGAUCGAGCUGGGGUGGUUUCUAAUUAGGACUCGUCGCCUAUUAUCCCCUGACAGCUGACUUGAGGUAUCCAGGCAGCCCCAGAGGCAGAGACAGGAAUGCAGACCCUCUGCUCCCUCCGUUGCCUGCUCCCUCCGUUUCCCUCCCCAGCUCCUUUCUAAAAAAAAACCUGAAAUGGUGCCAUGUUGCGCAAACUCCAGCCACAAAGCCCCACCUGCCAAGUGUGCCUCCUAGGGCAGUGUGGGUGCAGAGUGCGGCAGAUUGUUUUGAACAAGAUGGGAAAGAACUUGAGGGACUCCUCGUUUUUUUUGGGGGGGGAGCAUUAUUGAAGGCUCAGCCAAAUGCUGCUCCGGAAUAGAUCUCUGAUUUCAAACUCCUCUUCAGAGAUUGGUGAGGAUACCUUUUGUGCGGUACAGCUUCCUCCAACCUGGUGCCCUUCUGAUUUUGGGGGCUGCAGCUCCCUACCAGGCCCAGCCACCACAGCACAGCCAUGGAUGGGAGGUGUAAUCCAAAACAUCGGGUGGAAAGUUGACUCAGACCAUAGCGGCCAGUCCAUUCUGGACCCAAUUCAAAGUGCUGGUGUAAACGUUUUAAGGCAGGGAUGCAGAACCUGUGGACAUUCAGGCAUUGCUGGACUUCCUAUCCUCUUAGCUCCAGCCGGCAUGGUCAAUGGUCAGAGAUUAUGGGAGUUGUAUUCCAACAACACCCAGAGGGCCCCAGGUUCCACAUUUGUGCAUUAAAGCCCUAACCAGGCUCCCUGAAGCAGCAUCUUCUCUCAUAUGUAUACCUACCAUGAACUCAUGGCUGUUUUCUAAAGCUCUCCUCCAAGUGCUCCCACCAUAAGGGGAGGCAGGCAAAAGGUCUUUCCAGGGGUGGCAACCUGGUGGUGCAGUGUUGUCUGUGGAAAGACCAGACUGAUGUCCGAGUUGUGAACUUUUUGGUCCCAGCGGAAGACCUUUAAAAACAUACAUUUCUUUCAGGCUUCUUCCGGAUGAUCUGUCUACUGAGCAUCCAUUCUGAUUUGUUGGUCGGUAGGGAAGGAGGAAUAGUUCAAGUUAGUUAAUGUUAAAAUCAACAGUGGAGGUAGCUCUCACUGCAGUGAGCCAAAUCCUCCUUCAGGUUUUAUAUCUCAUGCCCUGGGAAGCAUGAACUAUUGCUAUGGGACACUGCCAUGCAAUGCAACUGGACUAGUUGAUCUUGAAGUUCCUCCUGGGCCUGUGACCUGGUAUCAAGAUUUGGGAUGGGUCAGGAAUUCAAUUCAGUUUGCAUUUAAAGGCAAAACCCUAUGUCAUUUGCACUUUCUGAAACAAUAUGAGAACACAAUCAUCCUUUGAAGUUUGCACCUCUGAAUUUUGCAGUGCAUAUACUAGAGUAAAGGAUUCACAAAACUGCAUAUGUUAGUAACAACAUACAAAAUGCAUUGUAUGAGGGGGAAAUAGAAAUAUGAGGGUAUAUAUGCUUUGCAAAAAUGUGUACAUAGCAUUCUAAAGUGUGUGUGUGUGUUGUUUUAGGCAAAAAAAGGCACAAAAAUGCUAAUGGGUUUUCAUGAGGGCUUUUAAAAAAAAAGAAACGUGGAAAUGUGGAGAACUGAAAUUAAGACUGGAAAAAUGAGAAACUGAAAUCAACAGAUUUCCCAGUCCCUAAAAUUGAUGGUUGUGGGUGCCAUCUCUCCUUGUUAUUGAGCACUUGCAAGCACGGAUCCAGCUCAGUUCUCUCCCUCUGUUUUUCAGUCGUGCUCCUCUUCCAGGAGGGGAACAAUUUUGAUUUGUCACUUGCUGAAUGCUUUACAAUGUGAUCCUUUAUUUACCUCCCUCCGAAGUUCUCCCACACCCACCCUGUAGACCUUUCUGUGAGGCCCUCUCCUCUCCUGGACUCUUCCCACCUCCCCCACCCACAAGUCAUCUAUGAAUAGGCUGCCGCCUCAGGGGUCAGAGUGGAGAGAGCGUGGCGGAUGCCUCUGAGGCUCUUGUAGCCCCCACGGAAGCUGACCUCUGUCUUCCCUCCUGUACAGAUCUCCUGCCAAGCCCUGGGGAAAUGAGUCAGGCCUGAGAAAGAUGGGGAUGGUUGCUUCAGCAUUAUUCAGCCACCCCCUGCUCCGGACCCGUGAGGAGCACUGGACACACAGGGCUGCUUUCUCAGGAAGUAGCUGGCUCUCCCCGCUUUCUGUUUCGAUCCCAAACAAGUAAUUCCUUGCAGCUGUCACCAUGCCCGGCUCCACCACCGCGGUUCAUGUGCUUCUGGUUAGCUUGGGAAAACAGCCGCGCCACUCCUGAGUGAAAAGCAGGAUGACAGAGAGGCUGCGGGAGGAAUUUUUCGGCUCAGCAAAGGGAAACCGGGGUAGAGAAAAGAAACAAAACAAAACAGGAAGGAGGAAAGGACGGGUGUAAUUCUGAUUGGGGGGUUAAGCCCCGGCAGCAGAGGGAAGCGGCAAUAAAUAAGAGUGCCCCAUAAUAGCACGCAGGUGGGAACUUUUUCCAGCACAGGGGCUGCAUUACCUUUGAGGCUAUCUUCUGGAGGGCCCAAGCCAGGGGUGGGUGGAGCCAGAGUCAACAGUGGGUGGAGCAAUUGAUGCAAAUUUCUACCAUAGUACCGUACAGUAGGCUAGUUUCUACACUCACAAACCCAUUCAGGCUGUCAAGAGGCAUUAUCAGAAUUCAAUGACACAUUCCAGAGAGUCUGGGAUUUGGCACACACAAAAGAACCAAGGGAAGGGGGGUAAGGAAUGUAAAUGUUUCUUGCCUACAAAAGCAUGUCCUAGAAUCCUUUGCAAUGCAUGGAGAAACCACAGCUGAUUCAUUACAAGGGUUCCCUUGUAAAAAACAAAACAAAACCCCAUAAAGGUAAAGGACCCCUGGACAGUUUAGUCCAGUCAAACUUGACUCUGGGGUGCGGUGUUCAUCUCGCUUCAGGCCGAGGGAGCUGGUGUUUGUCCGCAGACAGCUUUCCGGGUCAUGUGGCCAGCAGGACUGAACUGCUUCUGGCGCAGCAGGACACUGCGACAAGUGCUAGAGCACACGGAAACGCCGUUUACCUUCCUGACACAGUGUUGGUAUGCUUUUGAACUGCUAGGUUGGCAGGAGCUGGGACAGAGCAAUGGGAGCUUACCGUGUUGUGCGGAUUCCAACCAUUAAUGUUCUGAUUGGCAAGCCCAAGGGGCUCAGUGUUUAGACCACAGCCCCACCUGCUCCCGUUUCCUUGUAGGAUAAGUUGAUGUGGAAAGUAUUCUCUGAAGGUAGAAUGUUCUGAAAACACUCUAUGGUAGUGUUCAGUACAGUGGUACCUCGGGUUACAUACGCUUCGGGUUACAUACGCUUCAGGUUACACACUCCGCUAACCCAGAAAUAGUGCUUCAGGUUAAGAACUUUGCUUCAGGAUGCCUACCCGAGAAGAAUGGCAGAGAAAAGUGAUAGACUAUAUGGAACUGGCAGAGAUGACUGGAAGAAUUCGAGAUCAAGAAGAAGGGUUGAUGGAACAAGAUUGGAAAAAGUUUAAAAUAUAUUUACAGAAUCACUGUAACAUAAAAGAAUGUUAGGAAAGGUUGGAGAAGAAAUAUUAGACCGUAUUGGCAGACAGAGUAUAAUGGAAUUAAGUAAAUAUAAAGUGUAAACUAAAGGAUAGAGGAGAAUUAAAUAUUUUUGAAUGUUAAAAUGUUAAAAUAAGUGAAUGAAAAGAAGGUUAGAAGGAUUUGCUGGAGACACAAUUUGAAUUAGAAUACAAAGCAGAGAAGUGAGAGGAAGUCACGGAAAUAAGUAAAUGGGAAAACGGUUCGUUAAAUUUGAAUUCUUUUUUUUUUCUUGUUAUUUUUUAUUGUGAUUUUUGAUUUUGUGUAUUUUUUCCUUUUUCCUUUUUUUCCCCUUGUAUGGUGUGUAUCUUUUGUAAGAUGUAUGUGACUGAUUUUCUUGUUUUGUUUGUUCUUUCUUUUUUGUAAUUUUAAAACUUGAAUAAAUAUUCUUAAAAAAAAAAAAAAAAAGAACUUUGCUUCAGGAUGAGAACAGAAAUUGUGCUCCAGCGGUGCAGUGGCAGCAGGAGACCCCAUUAGCUAAAGUGGUGCUUCAGGUUAAGAACAGUUUCAGGUUAAGUACAGACCUCCGGAACGAAUUAAGUAUUUAACCCGAGGUACCACUGUAAAUGGAUAUUGUAAGGGCCAUUAGUCCUGUGUGCAUGGCUUCAGUUCUUCAUUUGUAAAAUGGGUGCAACACUCAAGACUCCAAACCAAUGUGAGUACAAGUUUUAGGGCCGAGAAUUGGAUUGCUGGUGGUGGCGGCGGCGGCAGCAGCAGGAAGUUCAAGACCGAAAUAUAAAUGCAAAUGUGUCCUAUUAAUAUGUUUUUGAAGCAUGAUGCUCACUCUGUGCUCCCCACACAGUCUGUCAGCCUGCUGGGUUUAUUCCCUUUCUAGGUUGGGUGGGGAGAAUAACGCUUGGGCUUUUGUGUUCUGCUUGAGCCAAAAAUAGGCAUCCCCAGAGAGGGAGAAGGUUUGGGGACUGGGCAGUGGUCUGGCUAUGUGGGCGGGCAAGCAGUUGGUUUUCCAUUUCUAGAGCAGAGAUGUUGCAAAGAUGAAGCGUUUAUUAUUCUCCCAAUGCUUUCUCUCAGCACUCCCCUGCCUUUCCCACUGCUGUGGGAUUGGGUUUUUUUCGGGGGAGACGGGACUUGCAAACAUUUCCAGUGGUAGAUAGGUCCAGCUUCCAGCCUCACCACAAGACUCUGGAGAUUGCGUUGCCCUCUGGCUAGCAAGAAGGACCACUUCAAAUGCUCACUUGCUGGGUUUAUAUUUAAUUUUCCUUUCUAUACAGGCUCUUCCAACGUCCUUCCCACCCGAAACUGUGCACACACAAUGUAGGAAGAUUAGACUAUUAGUGGCUACAGGUAAUCGUGGCUAUAUUUUACCCCCAAGAUCAGGAACAGCAUGCCUCUGAUUGGCAAUCACUAUAGCUGGGGUAAAAAUCUGAUUCCGUUCACAUGUAAAGGUGAUUUUACCAAAUUAGCAGUUGCUGAAACAAUACGCAAAUCAAAACACAGCCUUUGUUCAAUAUUUUAUACAUCUCAGUGACUUUUGCAAUGCCAGUCUUCAGCCGUGUAAUGUGUACAAAAAUGCACAUGCUAGCGUAAUGUGUACAUAUAUGCAAAUGAAAAUAACAGGAAUUUUUUUAAUUAAAAAAAUGUAAAUAGUUGUUUUAAAUGCUUUGUACUGGUGAUUUUAUGGUUUUAUUCUGUUUGUAAACCGCUUUGAGUGUCUCCCCCCUUACAAUCAAGCAGAGUAUAAAUUUUAUGAAAUAAAUAAACAAAUAAAAUUAUAUUAGAGGAAAUUCAUUUGAAUCUUUUAGACUUGUGUAGGCAAUAGGAUACCGGGAGAGAUGGACUUCUGUCCUGAUCCAGGAGGGCUAUUGCGUUGUGAGUGCUAUAGGUUGUCCCCUUAGUACAGAGAUAGGAAACAUGUGGCACUCUCGAUGUUGUUGGACUCCACUUCCCAUCAGUCCCUUGCCAGUGCUCUGGUUGAUGGGAAUUGGAGCCCAGCGCUGCAUCUGGAGGGAUGCAGGUUCCCUCCUCCCCCUUCCCUAAUAUGUGCCAAUCAGAAUUCUUCCAUGGCUGAGAAGCAAGAGGGAUAUUAUGAGCUUCUCCAGAUGACCUAUUUACUGAGCAUUCAUCCUGAUUUGCUUGCAAGAGUUUAUAUGUCUUCCUCCUAGUUAAAUGUGCAUCUCACACUUUUUAGUGCAUUUCCCCAUCAUUUCCCACCACCACCACCUCUGCAAAAAACCCGACCAGAUUAUUUAUUAAGGUGGGUUGUUUGGGCUAGGGCAACAUAGCCCUUGUUGAGAUGCAGAGACUCAGAGCUCUGGGCUGGGCUUGAAUCCUUCCUGAGAAACACUAGUAGUCUGGAGGCACUUUAUAUCUGCAGGAGCCAAGAUGAAGUUCGUGAUUUUAUUUUAUUUAUUAAGUCCUCCUGAAGAUUCAUCUCCAGUUUAGCUCCUGAAGAUUCAUCUCCAGUUUAGUUCCAGCUUCUAAAACACACGUUUUUGUAUGCAGCAUUGCCUAGUAAGUUCACAUUUUUUGCAAAGGAGCUUCCCCUAAUAUAAUGCAUGUUUGUAUGUCGUUUACAUAAAUACAUGCACUUAACCCCACUAUAUGCAUUAUUUUUGUACACAUGGAGAAUGUUGCUACAAAAAAAAAUUUAAAGAAACCAGAUAAAUGUGCAUUUUGAAGGAUGGCUGUGUUUUGGUUCACAAAUUGCUCUGGGAAGAGCAAAUGAGGGAGGUUCACCUUUAAAUGUAAACUGCAUCAAAUUUCUCCCCGUCACCACCGUCCCUGGCUCCCGCUUAGCUCUGGUUUGGCCUUCCUGCUAUGUCUGCCGGCCAAAGGCGAAGGCAGGAGGAAGUGGGUCGGCGGCCUGGCUUUCUUUCCCCAGAUGGGCUUCCAUUCUUGCUUGCGGUCGCCAACUGGUUGUAGGGAGGGGGGUGGAUGUGCAUGCAAACAACCUCAGACACACUUGAGAGCUGCUGCUCUGUAAUCGUGGCUCCCCUUUUAACUUUAUGGUGUAGCAGAGCAAUGUACCGAUUGCGGCAUCUCUGGACCCGCAUCUUGAGCUAAAAACAGGAGGCUUCCCAGGCAGGGACAGAGCCACAGGGUUUGUUGGAAGGCGAAGCGGAGGCCAGAUGGCUGCAGAGGAAGGAGGGGAGAGGAGGCGCUGGAGGGGCUGCCGCACACUCCGCUUUCCACGUGGGCUUCUCUGCUGAUGCUGUGUCUCUGCACGCCUUCUGUGCUAGCAGGCAACGGGAGGGUCCUGCUGGCAGUGAGAGCAGCGGCGGCUGCUUUUAUGUUGUUAUUUUAAACAUACGGAGAGGGUCCCUUGGGAACCCAUAUGGAAUUUCAAAGAUGUGGUUUGAUCUGCUGUGAAAUAAGCCCAGCGCUGAUAGCCGAACUGAAGUGUGUAUGUGUAUGUGUACAGCAUUUGAUGUUGCAGUGAAUGGGGCAAGGUGGCACUCAGAGUCUCUUGACCCCCUCCAAGACCAUGACUGGAUGCUGCAAGUGUUGGAGUAGGGUGGGAGGAACACAUCAGGGAAAACAGCAUGGUGGCACCCCAGGUAAUGGUCUGUGAAACUUAGGAAGCUGCCUUGUACCAGAUAGGACCAUUGGUCCAUCUACUUCAAUAUUGUCUACACUGACUGGCAGCGGCUCUCCAGGCUUUUCCUUUGGGGGAUAUUCCCACUCCUAUCUGGGUAUGCUGAGGAUUGAACCUGGAACCUUUUGCAUAUAGAACAAAUGCUCUUAUCACUGAGCUAUGACCCUCCUCUUUAUAAUAGGAACAUAGGAAACUCCUUUAUACCAGCUUAAACUAUUGCUGCACCUACAGUAUUAUUUACACCGGCAGUGAUUUUUCAGGGUUUUUAGAAAGGGGAUUCCUCCAAUUGUACCUGAUGAUGCUGGGGAUUGAACCUGUGACUUUCUGAGUGUAAGGCAAGUGUCCUUUCUCUGCGGUAUCUUAGGUCUGGGGAAGGACAAGGAUAGAAUAUAAAUUUCUAUGGUGGUGCCCUUCAUUGGCCCAGUGGCAGAUCCCAUCUUUUGCAUGCAGAAGGUCCCAGAUUUUCAACUCUUGGCAUCUCCAGGUAAAAGGUAGGAAAGAUCUUCAAAAUAUGGUGGGGUGUGGUGAUGAUGAUGAUAAUAAUGAUCAUGAUGCUGGGGCCCCAUGGGGAGUGGAGUCCAGCAAGAUCUGGAGGGCCACAGGUUCCCCUCCCUAAUUGAAAUAUAUGUGGACUAUUAUUUAUUUAUUUGUCUACUUAUUUUUUGUUUUUAUAUCCCACAUACGUGGACCUCUCUCUCCAUUUUAUCCUCACAGCAGUCCUAUGAGGUAAGUUAGGCUGAGAUAUAGCAACUGGCCCAAGAUCACACAGUGAGCCUCCAUGUUGAAGGGUGAUAGCCAUGUUCUAAAAAACAUGGAGCUCCUGACCAUGCCAGAGUGAUAAGGUUGGGUGCUGCCAACCAUAGCUCAGAAGCCAAAACCAGCAUCCGAUGGUGCAUAAGGCCUAGAGAAGCAUCUCAGGAAGCUUGCUAAUGAGCUUUUUAAUGAGCUGUAGUUUCAGGCGAGUUAAGCCCAAAUAAAUAUAUGAAUUAAAAGAUUUGAAAAGCUGAAUGCAAUCAAUAGAAAUGUUGAAAUGCCAAACCAGUUAGCAGGAACGAGUGUACUGCUGUGUAAAUUGGCGCUAGCCCUUUAAGACAGCACUAGCCAGAUCCGCCCCCCGCCCCCUUUUCCUGGUCUGGAUCCCUCUCUGCCUGGAACAUGCCAUCUGCAGGAAGCCCCAUAAAUCAUCUUGCGCUUGGCUGUCUGCAGUCCAGCGAGGUCUCUCUCCUCCUGGCCCCCUUUCCCCUGGAACCUGCGGGGCAUUUCUCCAUAAAUGAGGCAAGGGCUGGCCAAGCAGCACUCCCCUGGGCCGCUCUCCAGAUGUAGUCCCCAGCUGAACCAGCAGCAUCGCAGGAGAGGAGGUGGAGGCGACGGGAACUGCGGCCAGGAAACUCCCCGUCAGCUUGAAAGGCUGAGCCACGCUCACGUUGCUGUGCUCUGCUGCCAGUUCAAGGAACAAUUUCCCAGAGCCUCCCUGACUUUCUGCCACUGGCAUAAAACCUUGUUCCAGAAUACCUUUAUAUAUAUUUGCAAAUACAACAGACCAGAGUGCGGGGAAUACUUGAGUUGUAUGCAGUGCUGGUCCUACUCAGAAUAGACCCAUUGAGGCUAAUAGACAUGAGGCUGCAUCAACUAUAUCCUAAGUGAGAACAGAAGUGGAUUUAGGGCAGCGUAACUGGUUCUUCUGCACUGGGCGCUGCGCCAAGGCAAGCGCCACAGGGCAUUACAACUAUGACAUAGUGCACAGACAGAGGUGAGAGGCAGGAGGUGCCAGAUUUUGGUCGUUCACAGGGUGCCAAAGUCCACCCCUAGUUAAAACCUGAGAGAUCCAGUUUUAAAUCCCCACUCAGUCCUAAAGCCCACUUUGACCAUUCACUGUCUCUCAGCCUAACCUACCUCACUGGGUUGUUGUGAGGAUUAAAUGAGGAGGAAGGGGACCAUGUACGCCACCUUGAGCUCCUUGGAGAAAAUGUGGGAUAUAAAUGUAAUGAUAAAUAAAUAAGGACACCUAAGUUAUGUCCAUUAACUUCAAUGGGCCCACCAACUUCAUGACUGGUGCUGAAUACCACCUAUGACUGGCUAAAGUUCAUUCAUUUCAGUGAGUCUCUGAUUAUGCCAAGCAUUGAAUACACCCCACCAUCAUCUGCUGCCAUUAGCAAUAAAAGCAUUCCAUGAAGCCUGAUUUGAAUGUACAUUGUGAUAUAGUCUGUCCAUAUGUCCAAAUAGGUAAAUAGGUGCCAAAUUGGGAUUGACCUUUAUAAACUGUACUUCCAAUAAAUGAGGAACAACAGUUACCAGAGUCACUUCAAAAAUGCAGACGGAGUCCAGAGAGAAAAGAAAAUGAUUGCACUUUACUGGGCAAACUAAACAAAAACAGUAUAUGAAAUGUGGGGGGAAAUAGAUAAGUUUUGUCUUAGUUACAGGCCUAGAUAAGAACAAGGAGACUUACUCAACCACACAUACUGGGGGAAAGUCUCUCAGAACUACACAGCCAUUCGGAGCACCUCAGCUAGGAUCAUGCCAUUCUAGGCAGCACCUCCACCAUCACCCCCUCUUGGUUGACUGUCAACAGAAUUAACCUUUAGAUUACUAACUGAAUGAUACCUGUUGUUGUGCUUCCAAGAAAAACACUAUGCAGUACUUGUUCUAUUUUAUUAUUAUACUUCUUUCCUGCCCUUUACCGUAAGGUCCCAGCUGCAUCACCUCAAUUAAAUAUACACAUAAUAUGUAAGGCACUAAUGGGAUGUUUACUAGUAGUAGCUAGAACCCCUAUAGUCAGAUUAUGGGAAGGUCUGUAAGGAAUCUCUCUCCCAAGAUAGUACAGCAAAGUUUGGGAAGUUAUACUCCCAGAAAAAACUUACUCAAAAUCUGUGUAUAGCCAAAAGUCAGAGAGGGUGUGAGACAGUGAGAUUCAUGGAGGACAGGUGGUAUUUGGUUGCACUUACAAACAAAACUGAUACUCAGAGACUUAUGGCAAAAGCAUUCAGUGAAUUGUAUGUAAAUAUAUUGCCUGUCUGAGAUCAGUGGUAGAGCAUCUGCUUUGCAGGCAGAAAGUCCCCUGUUCCGUCCUCAGUAGCAUCUCCAGGCUGGGCUGGGGGAAAUUCUCUGCCUUAAACCCCACAGAGCUGCUCCUUGUCAAAGUGGACAAUACUGCUCCAGAUAGACCCAAUUGUCUGAAUCAGUAUUAGGCAGCUUCCUAGGUUCCUUUUUCUUUCUGCUUUUCAUUUCGUUUUGUUUUGUUUAUAAUGUUCUGCACUGGUUUUUGAAAAUAAAGAAAGAAUCAUUCAGGAGGGAGCCACAAAACAGAAUAUACAAUUGUAAAACAAGUAAAACAGUUACAACCAUAAAAUGAGAAAAGUAUAUAAAAACAGUUGCACGGACUAAACAAUUAUGUAUGUUAAAACCAACACAUUCGUGUGUGUGUGUGUGUGAGAGAGAGAGAGAGAGAGAGAGAAAUGUAGUUUGAAUACAGAUGCAGUAUCCAUUCUGAUACAGAUGCAGACUCUUCAUGUUUUGGACCCUGCAUUUUGCUGUUUGGUUUGCCAGGGAGUCUGGAUAUGUGCAAUGCAGGGCCAAUUGGGUGUAUUCGAACUGUGAUUUACUGUGCCUUGCUUGCAUGGAAGGCGGGGGUGGGGGUGGGAGCUAGUAUUGGGUGGGAGAGGAGAGAGGAAAUCAAAGGACCUCAGCCCUCAGCGGCCUUGAAAGUGAUCCGCAAGCGACGGCUGUCUCCACUCUGAUGUAUUUGCUGUCACCUCUCCCUGGCACGAAGUGACAGAUUUCUGCGUCGCAUGAAGCCAAAACCAAUAGCCAUCCAUCAGCCCUGGAUGGACAGGAGUGGGAGGGGAAGGCGGAAGGGACGGAGGGGUGGGCGGUUGAGAGAGGGAACCGCUGGCAAAAUACUUCCCAGGUGGUCUUCUCUCCCAGUGCUCAGCAUGACAGAGAAAUCAGUCCCGCAUGUGUUUCGUUGGGGAUACAAACAAUCUGAGUAAUGGUGAGCAGGCAGUUGAAGGCAUGAGUAUAUGCUACAGCUUCCUGUGCUUCUGACAUGGGCCAUUGGCUGUGUGUCCCAUAAUUUCUGUAGGUCACAGAAUUCGUAUUUUCUCAGUGCAGAAUCCUCAGGCCCCAGGGACCAAAUGUGGCCCUCCAGGUCACUCUGUCCGGCCCUUGGAAAUCUACAUGGGCCACACACCCUGCCAACCCUUUCCCUGGGCCACUCCCCUUGCUGGCCUUGCUUCACACCCUCCUUGGGGCUCUUAUUAUUAUUAUUUUUAAAAAAAGUUUUCAAAAGCCUUUCUAGUGACACUGGCAAACCAUCAUGGCAGCACAUGUGUUCUCCUGCCUCCCCCUUCAUUUGCUGCUAAAACCAGGGAUUGAGAAUCUCUGUAACCCUCCAGAAGUUGUUGGACUCCAAUUGGGGUCUGAACUGGUGAUGUCUGACCAGUAAAGAGAUACUGGGAUCAAAAUGGAUGGCUGGGGAAGGGGAAGAAAUUUGAUUCAAUUUGGGUUUAAAUGGGAACCUUCCGAAAACAAUACACAAACUGAAACACAGCCUCCCCUUUGAAAUUUGCACUUCUCUGAAUUUUGCAGAGCCAUUCUCCAGCCAAAUAAUGUAUGCAAAGUUACAUAUUUUAGGAUGAAGUGUACAAAAAAAGUAUACUGGUGAAAUUUCACAACUAACUGAAAAUAACUUACAAAAAUGCAUUGUGCUAGUGAAAAUUGCUUUGCAGAAAUGUGUGUUUCAAACAAAAUUGCAUACCAAAACAUGUGCAUUAGAAAAAAAUUUACACUAAAAUCCUUGUGAAUUUUCAUGAGGACUUUAAAACAUACACAAAUGGGGUGGGGGAUGUGGAGAAUUGAAUUUUAAGAUUGGAGAAAUGAGAAACUUCAAGAAUUCAGAGCUCACAGAUUCACUCAUCCCUAUGAACAUCUCAAGGAAAAUGCCAACCCGCUCUGUGGCAGCUGUGAAAAAGGUGAAUUCCAUGCUAGGGAUCAUUAGGAAACGAAUAGAAAAUAAAACAGCCAAUAUAAUGAUGUUAUACAAAUCUAUAGUGCAAUAGCACUCUGAAUACUCUGCUCAGUUCUGGUCGCAGCGCCUCAAAAAGGAUAUUGUAGAGCUGGAAAAUGGCAACUAAAAUGAUAAAGAGGUUGAAGCAACUUUCCUAUGAAGACAGGUUACAACAUUUGGGGCUUUUUAGUUUAGAGAAAUGUUGAUGGGAGGGGAUGGUUGAGGUGUAUAAAAUUAUGCAUGGUGUAGAGAAAGUGGAUACAGAGAAUUUUUUAUCCCUCAUAAUAUUAGAGUUAUCAUGUGAAGCUAUAUAUUUUUUUACCUAUCUAAAUACUUUAUUGAAACACUUAUCAAUUACAAAAACAAUAUGGUACAGAUUGGAUGUUCAACACAUUAACACCUUGACUUCAUAAGACGGUGUCCUUUUUGUAACACCCAUUAAUCUGUGAUCCUAACUUGUGAUCUUACUUCCUAACUAACAUCACACCGAACGUUUAAAGUAGUCAUGUACCACUUUGACAGCCAUGACUUUCCCCAAAGAAUCCUGUGAACUGUAGUCUGUACAAUUCCCAGAAUCCUGAGAUCAGGAUGAAGAACAUAGCAACCAAACUGGGCGUCUUAAAAAGGAGUCUAGGGUCUUGGCACAUUAAUCAUCAUCUUCAUCAUCAUCAUAAUUAAUUUGUAUUCCGCCCUAUACCUGAUCUUAGGGUGGUUCACAACAUCAGGAGGACAUCUGGUUGUGGAAAGCUGUGGAUCUGCUUACCUCUGUAAUGGACUGGAUGACAGCCAACAAACUGAAGCUCAAUCCAGACAAGACCGAGGCACUGUUAGUGGGUGGUUCCCUAGAUCACUUGGAUGGGAGGUUGCAUGCUCUUGAUGGGGUUACUUUCCAUCUGAAGGAGCAGGUAUGUAGUUUGAGGGCACUGUUGGGAUCCCUUGUUGUUGCUUGAGGCUCAGGUGGCCUCAGUGGCGCAGAGUGCCUUCCAUCAGCUUCUGCUGUGCCCCUAUCUAGACAAGGAUAGGCUAACUUCUGUUGCCUAUGCUCUGGUAACUUCUAGGUUAGAUUACUGCAACACAUGGGUCUGCCUCUGAAGAUGGUUCAGAAAUUUCAGCUAGUGCAGAAUUUGGCAGCCAGGUUGCUCACCAGUGCAAGAUGGUUUGAACAUAUAAAACCAAUCCUGGCCUGACUGCACUGGCUACCAGUCGGCUUCCAGGCCCUAUUCAAGGUGCCAGUUUUGACCUACAAAACCUUAAGCAGCUAAGGACUGCAGUACCUGAAGGACUGCCUUUCCCCAUAUGAAGCAAACCUGACCCUGCAAUCAUAAUCUGAAGCCUUUCUUUAUGUGCCCCCUCCACAAGAGGUCUGGAGGGUGGCAACCUGAGAAUGGGCCUUUUUCUGUAGUGGCUCCCCGUUUGUGGAAUGUUUCCCCCAGGGAGGCUCACCUGGCACCUUCACUACAUACCUUUAAGUGCCAGGCAAAAACAUGCCUCUUCACCCAGGGAUUUGGCUGAUGAAACCAUCUUUGGCCUCUUAAAUUGUGGGGGGGGGGGGUAUUGUUUUGUUUGUUGUUAUGUUAAUGAGCCUUGGGCUGAUUAAACCAUCUAUGGACUUUUAAUUGUGUUUGUUGGAAGGGGCUCAUGGGGGUGUUGUUAUAUAUUUUGUGUUCUCAUUUUAUAUGUUUUUGUAUGUGAACUACCUUAUGAUGUUCAGUUUACAGGCCGUAUGCAAAUUUAAAUAAUAAUAAUAAUGGAUAUAAGGGAGUUGCAGCACAGCCACAAUAAAUUUCUGGGCAGGCUCCUCCCAGAUUUGCUUAAUGCCUUGAUGCUCAGCCCUGAAUGUGCCAACACCUUUCCAGGUUUCACGUUCCCUGGUUUGACCAGGGGAAUGAGUAUUACUGAAAUCAAAAGUCCUACCCAUGGAAGGAUCCUUUCAAAGUCUUCCACAUUGGACAGCAGUCAGUAGCAGAAGAAAUUGUGCUGACCAUUCUGUUCUUUACCAGAAAUUUAUGUCUGUUUCCUUGGAAUCAAAGUCAGCCUCUCUCCUGCCAGAGCACUCCUCGCAGCUCAACUCCCCACUCAUUUUUCCCUCAUAUUAUAUCGCAGAAACUGGGGUGCUGGUCAUGUAAUUGACAAUCCACUUCUCAAGAAAUAGUUGCUGUGCCGGUCUGUCAUCUUGGCUGAACUUCCAUGCCUGGGAGGUUUUUAUUUUACUCUGCAACCUGCAGAUGAAUCUCAUUUUGCCCCAAUGAUUUAUGGAGGCUGAGUUCUCCCCGAGUUGGUCUUUCAUAACAACCUCCCUUUAAGAUUUCAGUGUCUCUAAAGGCUCCACUAUGCCUCCCUACCCCAGAAAGUCCUUCAAAAUAACAGUCUCCCUAGAGAAGGGGACAAAUUGAAUAAACUCUCUCCACUUCACCCCUCAGUGUAUAAUUGUGCAGGCUUCCUUCAAAUACAUUGAAAUCUUUUCAUUCCUUUACCCUUCCUUUACCAAAACCCCAAGGUUCAGCAGCGCUUCUAGAUUUCCAAGUCUGGAAUUGUACCUUUUUCUUCCCAGAUGCUGGGUGUUGGAAGUGUGGGAUAGUUAGUCACAUAUAACCAACAUGCUUAAGUCUAAUUAAUGCAUGAAGGGGUUAAGACCAUAAGUAAGCUGUCCUGCCAGUCUUAGCUCACCUUGGGAGGGACUAGGUAAUCAAGACUUGUUCUGCUUAGUCUACCUGAGAAGCUCAAUGUGUGAGGAGUCCUGAGCUGGUUGCUCCAAGCUCAGACUCCAUAGCUCUUACAAGCCACUCUUGAGUUCCUAUGUCAAUAAUUUAGGAACUAAGACAAGUUUUAAUGCCUAUGCAACUUUUUCUGAACACUGUACGGAAAAGCACAUGAAUUUGACUUUUGGAGAGUUUGUAUGUAAACCAUUUUUAACUUUGCAAAUGUGUGUUCGUUUUCUUUACUAAGGAAACUUUGGAACUCACUCUAAAGGGCACAUUUUAUGGUUUUACAACCUAUAUUUCCAAGUUUUACUUGUUAGUCACACGCCAACAAGUAAAAACUAUGUGUGGAAGUCUCUGACUGGCUGUGCAGUACUGCAGGAGUUUUCCUCUGUAUGUUUGGUUGAAUGUUUUUCCUGCUAUGUACAAGGCCUGUCAAAACACCUCUGUUUCUUUCUCCUCAAGUUAUACAUUGCUUUUUUUCCCUUGGUGUUUGUUCAGUACAGUGUUGUCAUGAUUUAUUGUUUCUCUGGAAUCUGAUCUGAAUUAUUUGAGUGACUUAGCUAACAUUGGGUUUCUUUGCCUUGAGCUAGCCUAGGAGUUAGCGAAGAAAGUACCGUAAAAUAAAGCAUUGGUGAUGUUAAGUUGUGGGUUGACAUAGCAGACGACACAGCGAUUUCUCCAAAGCAGCUCUUUAUUUUGUAAGCUGGAACAGAACUAAGCUGAGGAGCGCAGUCAGCCUGCUUAUAUAGAGCUCCAGAACAAUGUAACUGUUGCCAUUUUCUAAAACUAUCCAAUCACUGAAUGUCGCUUUUCGAUCCUUCAUUUGCAUACAAAACUAUCCAAUCACUGAACGUCACUUUUCGAUCCUUCAUUUGCAUAACUAUCUACAGUAUCCCCCUGCUGGCCCAGGGUGAGAACUUCAGUACAUAACAGGUGACACUGGCUCUCCAGGGGUUAAGACAGGGAGUCACUCCCAGCCCUACCCGGAGAUACUGGGGGUUGAACCUGGAAUAUUAUGUGUACAAAGCACACAACACUUUUCUUAAUACAUAGGAACACAGGAAGCUGCUUUAUACCAAUUCAACCAUUGGUCCAUCUAGCCCAGUAUUGCCCAGACUGACUGGCAGCAACUCUCCAGGGUUGCAGAUAAAGGUUUCUCCUAGUCCUAGCUAGAGAUGCUGGGGAUUGAAUCUGGGACCUUCUGCAUGCAAACCACUGAGCUUGGGUUCCCCAAGAAAGCUGCUUUAAAAAAAAAUCAGCCUCUUUGCUCAUGUUGACCAGCAUUAUCAACUCUGACUGACAGUCACUUUCCAGGGUCUCAAGCAGAGAAGGUUAUCCCCAUCUCCUUCCUGUGCAGAAGGCAAUUAAUAAAAUCAUAAUAAUAUAUCAAGCGCCAUUUGGAACUGUGGUUUUAGUUCUGCUGCCAGCUGACUGAACAGAAAGCGUUGUCCCUGAAGUGCUAAAAGGGGGCUAAUUUGGAAGCAACCUUGAAUCUCCAGUGUGUUCAAAGCCCGUAAAAGUUGUGCCCAGCAUCGCACACAGAGCCUAUGGGAUUGAUGACUGAAGAGAAAAAGGCUAUGGAUUGUAUCCAAUGCUAGUUGUAUGGUGGUUGUGAUGAUUUACACGCCCUUCAUCCUAAGCUCCCAGGGCAGGUUACAGCAAUUCAAGCACAAUAUGGAAAACGGUUUAAAACAUCUUACAAUCACAGAAAUAAGGUGGGUCCUAAGAAUAUACAUCUCUGGUGUCAAAAGUCAGGGUGAAGAGGUACCUCUUAAUUCUCCACUGGAAACUGUAUAAUGAGGUGCCAGGCGCAACUCUUUGGGGAGAGAGUUUCACAACUUAGGGGCUGCCACAGAGAAGCGCUCUCCCAGGUUGCCACCCCCGUCAGCUUUUUAGGGUGGUGGAAAAGUCAAGAGGAUCCCCUUUGCUGACCUUAGCAUCCAGGGGAGUCUGUAGGGAAGGAGGUGGUUUUUCAAAUAUUUGGGGCUGAGUUGUUUAGGGCUUUAAACACCAACAUUAGCUUCUUUGAUUGGGCCUGGAAACGAACUGGCAACCAGUGCAGCUGUUUUAAAACAAGGGUUAUGCGAGAUCUAAAUGGAACCCCAGCUAGUAAUCUGGCUGCUGCAUUUUGGACCAAUUGAAGUUUCCGAGUCAGUUUAAAGUAAUGAAGAUGACUUAGAUCCAUUAAGUUCACUGGGUUUGCUCUGCAUACGAUUUCAUUCAAUACAACCGUAUAAAAAUGUAGAUUUUCGGGGGGGGGGGAUUUCCAUCCUUUCUCUCCAUCCUUACAUCUUUGACUACUAAAGAAAUAUGCAUAAACCACAUUGAGUAGGGAUGCUGUCUCUGCCAAUUUCAAAAUUAUUCUCAUUUUUAUUUGCUGUCUGAACCAUCUGUGCUUCUAAUAUGGUGUUGUGGAGCACUCAGGCCAAAUCUAGUUGUUUUAUCUGAUUCUCACAGCACCACCUCCUUGUUUAAUAGGGCAUGUAGGAUUAGUGUUAUGUUAUGGGCAAAAAAACCAAAAGAACCACCUUCUUGGAUCGCACAGGUUCCCCGCCCCAUCCCUUGCCUUUACUGACCCCAGCUACCUCCAUCACAACUCUGCCUCCUUUUAUUGCAGGAAUAAGAAAUCUGUAGUCCUCUAGCUGUUGCUGGAUUCCAGUUCCCAUCACUCCCAACCAGCAUGACCAGUCGUCAAGGAUGAUGGGAAUUGGAAUAGCAACAGUAUCUGGAAGAAUUCCAGUGGAAAUGGGAGCAGAAAUUGUGUUCUUGAAUUCAUCCUAUGUUAAAACAAAGCAAUCUAGCAAAUCAGUAUUCCCUGUUGUUGCUUUCAAUCUGCAAAUGAUAUGUAAUUGAUUAUAUUUCUCGCUUGCACACAUUUGCACUGUGUUUCCUUUGCACUGAAAUUAUGGAAUAGCAGUGUUAUUUGCAUGAAUAAUUAUGUAAAUUGCAUAAGGGACAUAAUUUUGUGACAACAAGAGAAAGAGCAUAGGUUUUGGCAGAAGAUGAACUGCAGCUGAAUGGAAACAGUGCUGCAUGUGACGAAUACAGAGCAGAACAGAAAACGAUGCAUCCUUAGGUAGUUGCUUGCUGUCCUUGCAUGAUGUUCCUUGAAAGUCUCAUAGCACCCUGCAGCUAACAACAGAGUUAGCCUUUAUUUCAAAAGAUGCUUAGUUAUAAAGAUCCUGGAUAUGUCCUUCCCCUCUAUGUGUGUUGUGCUAAUAGACUGUGAGACUAUUUGACUUGUGUCAUAGCCUGGAAGUAUUGAUUUAUUAGCCUCUGCCCAAGGUACAAUGUUUUGUUUUCUGCUGCAGUGGAAAAGCAGGUGGAAAGAGGAUACUUUCGCAGUGGAAAGCUCUUUGGGUAACUUUGAGCUAGUAACUGUUUCACAGGUUAGCCUACCUCACAGGGUUGUUGCAAGCAUGAACUAAGGAGAGGAAUAGGGAACCAUAUAAGCCACAUAAAACUCUUUGAAGGAAAGGUAAGAUAGAAAUGUAAGAAUGAAUCAAAAAAUCAAAAAAGUGCUUCUGGGUUGGUUCAUAUGGGCAGAGGCGGUCCUUGAGGUCCUGAACUGAAUAAGGAUGAAUAGGUGAAUACAGGCAUUGUUGUUUAGUCAUUUAGUCGUGUCCAACUCUUCAUGACCCCAUGGACCAGAGCACACCAGGCACUCCUGUCUUCCACUGCCUCUCGCAGUUUGGUCAAACUCAUGUUCAUAGCUUCGAGAACCCUGUCCAGCCAUCUCGUCCUCUGUCGUCCCCUUCUCCUUGUGCCCUCAAUCUUUCCCAACAUGAGGGUCUUUUCCAGGGAGUCUUCUCUUCUCAUGAGGUGACCAAAGUAUUGGAGCCUCAGCUUCACGAUCUGUCCUUCCAGUGAGCACUCAGGGCUGAUUUCCUUCAGAAUGGAUAGGUUUGAUCUUCUUGCAGUCCAUGGGACUCUCAAGAGUCUCCUCCAGCACCAUAAUUCAAAAGCAUCAAUUCUUUGGCGAUCAGCCUUCUUUAUGGUCCAGCUCUCACUUCCAUACAUCACUACUGGGAAAACCAUAGCUUUAACUUUACGGACCUUUGUCAGCAAGGUGAUGUCUCUGCUUUUUAAGAUACUGUCAUACAGCAAUACAGGCAUACCUGAGUUUAUUGAACUUUGCUUUAUUGCACUUUGCAGAUAUUGCCCCUUAUGACGAGUCAGCUGCAGCUGCAGCAGCCCACCUGCUUCCAAGGGAAGGAAGCCCGAUGUUGCCACUGCCCCUCAUCUGGCCAUGGGUGUGGAACAGGCUAGGUCUAGAGCUGGUGAUUUUUCACCUCCUGCCCCUGCAGCCAGGGGGUCUUGGCUUAAUAGACUACAGUAUAGUGUAAACAUAACUUUUAUAUGCACUGGGAAACAAAGACAAAAAAAAUUUGACCCACUUUAUUGUGAUAUUUGCUGUAUUGCAGAGGUCUGGAACCAAACCCACAAUAUCUCUGAGGUAUGCCUGUACCACCACUGUGAAUUGAGCCUGGGAACUUUGUUGUUAGCCGCCCUGAGCCUGGCUUUGGCUGGGGAGGGCGGGAUAUAAAUAAAAUUUAUUAUUAUUAUUAUUAUUAUUAUCUGGUAGCCAUUGCCGUUGUGGGCAGUUGGGGCAGGAUUGGUGUUGUGUUAUCAGACUGUCUUGUCCCAGUAAGCAACUGGGCUCCCAAAUUCUGCACCUGCUGCAGUUUCCAAAACCAUCUUCAAAGCCAGCCCUUUGCCACCAAGGCCACUUCGCCUAAAGCAACAGUGAGUGAUUCAGAAUUACCCCUAAGCUACCUGCCUACUCCUUCAGAGGGACUGUAACCCCAUAAAGAGAAGGCAACAUGAUGAGAUGUUCCUCUGCACAAAAUAAAUUAUCUAUGCUUUGGAAACACUGAGGACCUCUGAGGGGAAGCAGAGGCGGACUUUGCUAAUAUGGUGCCCUGACCGAGGAUGAAAUUUUUUGCCUGUCUGCCCCCUGUCCCUCCAAAAAUCUUAUUUUCAUACUAAUUCCCUUGGGUAUGGUUGCUUUUUUAUUGAUCUUCUCAAUAUUAUUAUUCUUAUUAUGCGCCACCUUGGCUCAGUGCCGGGGGGGGGGGGACAGCCCACACCACCCUAAAUCUGGUGAUGGGGAAAGUGUGGAAGAAUAAAUGAAUGAAAGAGUGAAUGAAUGAAUGAAUGAAUGAAUGAAUGGCUCUCCCCUAGCCUUCUCUCUGACACACAAGUUUUUUGGUACUGAGAAACGUUCUACCAUGUGACCACCCCUACCUGGUGCUGUAUGGACAUAACUAGACUUGCCACAUAUGGGAGAACUAGGCCUAGGUUUCUCUUGUUUCUAAGGAUUCACUAGUCCAUGCUCUCUGCCUGCCUUCCUGUUUGACCUUGGGAAGAAAAGCAAAUGGGCCUCCCUUGAGACACUUACACAGGGCACGUGGGUUGCUAAACAAGGCUUUAAGCGUCCCUAUCUGUAAUGAAUUGUUAAAAGCAAUCAGAUUAGGAGUGUGAAUAAAGAACCAGCCUGCUUAAUCCAUGCUUAGUUUACAAACUUCUGGGUAUUUUGGCAGCACUUGAAAUGCAAUGAAUGUGAAGGCUUCUUUAAAAAGGUUGUCUGGGAAAGUGUUCUUGGCUGGAACCCUAAAACUAUGCAACCCCAGUUUACCUGGAUUUUGUAGCUGGAAUAAAUAUGGGCCUGUUCCAGAAGGCUUUUCUUAUGUUUUUAAUGUAAGAUGCUGUUGAAUUUUCACAAGAAAACAAAAUUUGAAUUGUAAGCUGAAAUAGAAAUGUGGAUAAUUGAACUUAAGGUUGGUAAAAUGAGAAAUUGAAAUUGGUGGAUCCCUCCAUAUUUCCCCCUCCUUGCUGGCUUUUGUGCUUUGCCAAAAUAUCUUCUCCACCACCAUUCCCCUCCCUCAAAAAAAAUUUGGAAGGAAGGCUGGAGGUUUUUAAUCGCUACCUCCCAAGUGUGAUGAGAGAUCAAUGCUGGGUUAAUGGAGCAACUGCUCCAAUCUGCGCUUGCAAUGCACAUGGGGGAAGGGGGCGUGUAGGUGCGGGAGACAGAAAGAGCCACUUGCUAUGUGGCACUUUCUCCCAGCCCCCUGCCCUGCUUUUCACUUUUCAAAUGCUUUGGAUUGCUUUCGGGUCAAAGUUUGGGGCCAAGGGAAGAAGGGAAGUAAAUUAGAUCAAACAUAAGGUUGGGCCAGGGCUUGUGCAACCAGCUCCGGUGGAGGUUUCCUUUUCCCUGUGUUGCAGAUCUAAUAUUAAAAGCUACUGGUGAUGAAACUGACUUGUGCAUUAGGAACACGGGAAGCUGCUUUGCCCUCUAUCUCUGAAUGGCAGCAGCGCUCUCAGGUUUCAGGCAGGGGACAUUCCCAGCCCUAUCUGGAGAUUUGACCCCAGCACCUUCUGAACUUUAAGGCCUUCCUUUGCAAGGUCAGUGCUUUUUUCCAUCCAGCUCAACAACAGCCAGUGCUACCCGCUCCCUCCCUCAUACAUUCCACUUACUCAGCCACUUCCCAGCCUGGGGCAUGAAGAAAAGUGGGAGGGUUGCCAAGGCCGGGAGAUCCCCUGCUUCCACACUCUCAUCUAUCACCUUGAAUUGUGUUGCAGGAUAAAAUUUCUCAUCCGAACCUAAUGAUAAAUUAAAUCAAGGCUGGAGUAAAGAGGAUUAAUGGCCGUGCCUGCGUGUACCCAGCGAGGCGACCACAGCCGCCCAGCCCUACGAGCAAGUUUUAAAAUGCUCAUUAAAAACAAUAAAGCCAAUUGCCAGGUGAAGAUUCUCCCCAUUUCCCAAAGCAGGCAGGCAGAGCCUCCCUUGAGGGGUGGAGAAGGGGGGGGGUUGGUGGCGGCGUCUUGUUUCUUCCAUGAAAGAGUGGGGCUUACUAUUUAUCCUGCACUUUUUGCAAAGGGUGCAAAGGAAGCCUUAACAAUGUCCAGGAAUGGAAGUGCACUGUGAGAAAUAAAUAAUAUGACAUGCUUAAGAGUUUCCUCUGAGCUCAGUGUAACCUCCUGCAAAGGAGGCUGCCUGCUGCCUCUGCAGGAAUCACUACAAAAUCACCUGCUGCCUGUUGUGUCUCUGUAUGAUCUACUUCUCUGGGCUUGUCUCCUUCCAGUCUUCCAUCAUGCUGAUGUCUGAUUCUGCCAUGGCUCUGCUUUCUAAUGUUUGUAGAUCUGUCUUUCCCAAGCUGGUGCCUUCCAGAUGUUUUCGACUAUAACACAUCAUCCCCAGCCGGCAGCAUCCUCUUUUUUUGACAUGGUUUGAUAUGUGUGUGUAGUAGAGUUGCCUGCUAUUUUUUGCCUGUUUUAGUUUAUUGGGGGAGGGUAGGUAUUUCCCCUGCUUUUUGGUGGUGGCAUUUGUAAGCAUGAGCGGUUUUCUGAAGAAACGAUGUUUUGAGGUGCCCACAACUUUUAUUUGGGUGCCUCCAAAUUGCAGGAGGGAUUCAAGGACAUCCUUGUGCUUUAGAUUUGCGGAGUUAAAGCAGAUUAAAAGGCUCUGUACAAUUCACUUUUUAAAAGAAUAAGGACUUGGUGCAGUUAAAAAAGUGCAGGGAAACAUUUGGAAUGAAUAAAUGACUAACACAGGUGUGGAGAAUAUUUGGCCCUCCAGAUGUUGCUGAACUACAAAUCCCAUCAUCCCUGGCCACUAGCCAUGCCUGCUGGGGCUGAUGAAAGUUAUAACUCAGCAACAUCUGGAGGGCCAAAGGUUCCCCCACAUGUGUCCUAAUGGGAAGAUGUGGAAACACAUGGUAAGCAAAUGCAGAAUGGAUGCUAAUUGUUGUAUAACUACCCCAGAAACAAAUGCUCAAUAAAGUCUGGCCAUUGUCUAAUCCAGAGCUUUCCAAACUGUGUGUCACGACACAUUAGUGUGUCGGCUGCAGUGUGUAGGUGUGUCACACGAAUGCACCCCGCUCUUCUCCCGGGGCUAGAAAGGGGUUCGUUUAACCUCCAGUUUGCUAGUAAAACUGAAUUACUAUGUCAUGAAAUGAUACAUGUCUAAAAAGUGUGUCGCCAACAUGAAAAGUUUGGAAAGCUCUGGUCUAACCUCUGCUUAAGCUUUGUACAAGCAAAUCAGUAUGAAUGCUUAACAAACAGGUUGUUUGGAGGAGUCCUUGUAUUUACAAAUGUGCUCCUGGGCCCAAAAUUGCUGGGGACAUCUGCAUGACAAGCAGGUGCUCUGUCAUUGAGCUAUGGCCCUUCCCCAAGAUUGUAGGAUAGGAAACGAGGUUUCACAUAUCUGAGCAUUUUUGCAGGAAUUUGGCAUCCCAUAACCCACAUGCUCAGGGGCAGGAAUCCCCUUUCUUGCUGCUAAACUUGAUGACCCCCCCCCCCGCUCCAACAGCUCUCCUAAAUUGGAACAGAUGCCGAGAAAAUCUGAUAAUUAACCCCCCAGCGUCUCUAGGGGGGCAGAAAAGUAAAACCCAAACUUCUCCUUCUCACCCAUCCACCUCUAAGCCAGCCUGAUAAAUAAAUUUGAUGUCUGAGGGUAGAGAAAGGAAAUAUAUAAAUGAAUUUAUGCAAACAUACUGUUGCAGCCAGAGGGGAUUACUCUCCUUGCUUCUGGGGUUUGCACUUUCUUUCUUUCUUUCUUUCUUUCUUUCUUUCUUUCUUUCUUUCUUUCUGAAAGAAAAGCAAAUGGACCACAAGAGGAAACAUGUCAUGGUGCAAACUACAACCAGAUGGUACGGGUGUGGGAGGAAAAGGGUGGAGAAGGGGGAAUUCUCCGAACGGAACAUGUUUGUCAAAAAGCAGAGGUGGCAGUCAAAGAAACCUCUUGUUUGGCUUAGUGGGUUCCCCAGGACUCCUGCGGAGGAGGUUGAACUCAGAGCAGCUGGCUGGAAACUGGUGUUGGCAGCGGAACAAAACUGAAGGGUGGUUCUUUAUGAGCUUAUAGAAGCCACAGCUUCUGAUUUGGAAAUUACCCCCACUCCAUAAUCCUAGUUUUGUAGGAUUGUGAGUUGUAAUUAGGAACAUAGAAAGCUGUUUUAUAUGGAGUCAGAUUAUUGGUCCAUUUAGCUCAGAAUUGUUUACACAGACUGGGGUUGAAUUUUGAAUGAGCGUGCACACAGUUGUGCCAUAAAUCUGGUGCCAGAAGACCAGGGCCAACCCUACCACAAGGCAGAGUGAGGCAGCUGCCUCAGGCAGCAAAUUCUGAAGGGUGGAAAAGAGGCUAGAAUGGUGUGCCAUGUGGUCUGCCCUGCAGCCCCUAAGCUAGCUUCCUGCUCUAGCAUGGACAGCACACCAAUGAGGAGACCUGAAGCAACAUGCCUCAGGCCUCCCACCACACUGGGGCCUGGAUCUGUGGCAGGGGAGCAUUGGUAGCCCAUCUUGCUUCAGGUGCCAAAAGGUCUCUGGCAGGCCCUGCACAAGACUCUUCCUUCUUUUUGCUGCAGAAGAUUGAACACAACUACGCCUCUUGCAGUUGAGUUAGAGAUUACAUGGUAGAUGAGAGUGUAGGAACAUAGGAAGCUGACUUACACAGUCAGGCCAUUGGUCCAUCUAGCUCAAUAUUGUCUACACUGACUGGCAGUGGCUCUCAGACAGGGAACUCUCCAAGCCUUAAGUAGCAAUGCCCAAGAUAGAAUGUGGGACCUUUUGAAUGCAAGGCAGAUGCUGUACCACUGAGCUAUGGCCCUUCCCAACUUAAAGAAAGUAGUCUUAGAAGUGGACUCUGCCCAUGGUGAGAGGCACUCUUGUCUAGGGAAUUGACAGCUCUGUCAACGUUGAUUUCUCUCAACUUCUCAUGUUUUCAUCAGCCUUAAGGCCAUUCUCUACAUUUCUGCAUCAAUUUGCAGGUGGAAAAAGUUUUCUUGAAAACGUAUCAGUACAUUUCUCCCAAUAUAGAGGUUUGUGCAAAGUAAUUUCCUCAAAUAUAAUGCGAAUAAAUCAAAUUUCACUUUAGUUCACAUACUGGAUCAGGAGGUGUGAAUUAGGUAGGUUCCUGUUAAAAUACAAACUGCACCAAAUUUCUUCCCAUCCCUAAUGCACAGGAAUAGUGGCUAGGCAGCAGUUGAUUUGCUUGUGGACGACCACGCAAGGGGGAAUGUGCUUUAAAAAGUAUAUAACUGCUACUAUACACAUUAUUGUGCACACUUUCCCCUGACGUACACAUUUGCAGAAGUGCACAUUUUGAAGGUUAGCUGUGUUUCAAUUCAUGUAUUGUUUUGGAAAAUGCAUUUUUAAACCUUGCUUUUCAGACAAAUCAUUGUCUCUCAUGGUGGCUCAUAUGAAUUUAACGGGGGUGGGGUGGGGGACACAGAGAGAGAAGUUUUGCCGUCAGUCAGGCUUACAAUGGGCUCUUCCAGCCCAUCUGUUUAUUGAGCAUCCAUGCUGAUUCAUUUCCUCAAGAUUUGCAUAGACGUUGUUUGCUUAGACAAUUAUUAUACAGUGGUACCUCGGGUUAAGAACUUAAUUCGUUCCGGAGGUGCGUUCUUAACCUGAAACUGUUCUUAACCUGAAGCACCACUUUAGCUAAUGGGGCCCCCUCCUGCUGCUGCUGCACUGCCGGAGCACGAUUUCUGUUCUCAUCCUGAAGCAAAGUUCUUAACCCGAGGUACUAUUUCUGGGUUAGCGGAGUCUGUAACCUGAAGCGUAUGUAACUUGAAGCGUAUGUAACCCGAGGUACCACUGUAUUUAUUUAAUUAAACAAUUUAUAUACUGCUUUAUUACAGCCACCUCUAAACCAUAGCUGUCAAGUGUCCCUUAUUUGAAGGGACAGUCCCUUAUUCCAGCGCCAUGUCCCACUGCUAUCCCUUAUUGAUGGAUGUCCCUUAAAUGUCCCUUAAAUGAUGUCCCUUAAAUUUCAAAGGAAGCAGCUCCUCUCCCUCCCUCCCUGCCAGCCAGGGAGGAGGGAGGCUCCAACUGUGUUGCUUGGCUGUGUUGCUCACCCAAUAAGGAGUCUAAGAACGACUGGGGGGUGGAGCUUGCAUGCCUUGUGUGUGGCUAGUUAAUGCAAGCUGAGGAGGUUUUUGAAUGCUGGACGCCAUUUUGUUGCAUGUGCUGCUGCAAACUUUGCAGUGCAAAGCCAGGCCGGGGAGCCAUCUUAAGUUGAGGCUGCAUAGGCCUUGUGGUGCAUGUGAUUCAGAUUCUAUUCAGUUGAACCUCUGGUUACAAAGUUGGUUGGACAGUGUUCUCGAAGCUACCAGCAUGAGUUUGACCAGACUGCAGGAGGACAGGAAGACUGGAGUGCCUGGAACAGGUGAGGCUGCAGGUCCCUUAUUUUGGCUGCUGGUCCCUUAUUUUCAAGGCUGCUGGUCCCUUAUUUUCAAAUCUGUAAGUUGACAGCUAUGCUCUAAACAGUGAACAAGGAACUGAGUGUAAUGUGAAAAAAUAAAAAACAUUUUAAGCUGCAAAAUCAGAAUUCAGUUAAAAUGCCUGCUGGAACAAAAUAGUAUUCAGUAAGCACCAGAAGUUCAGCAGGGAGAGGGCCUGUCUGACCUCAACUGGAAAGGAGUUCACAAUGCUGAACGUAAGGUUGCUGAUGGAUGUGAGCUGUGCAUCUGAGCCAUAGAGGACCACUAACGGUGACUUCCCCGAAGACCUCAGUGGUUGAUCAGGGAUAAUAGGAACACUGCUGUUUAUUAAACGGUAAUUCUUAUUGGUUUCCAUACAGAUUUAUAUGGCGUUGCUGAAAACCACCAGCAUCCUGUUCUCACAGUGGCCAGUCAGAUUCCUCUGGAAAGCCCACAGACAGGGCCUAAAGGUAAGGGGGCAUGGUUUCUCCCAGCAUCCCCAAGCCACACUGGUUCUGGCGAAUGGCCCAUCUAGCCAGGUCCCAAAGUGGCCAACCAGAUGGGAAGCCCACAAGCAACUUGUACAUUCUGCCUCCAACAGUGGCCUCAGGUAACAAAAUACUUUGGAUUGCCCCUGUGAGGCAUGUACCAAACGCAUGUAAUAAUAAUAAUAAUAAUAAUAAUAAUAAUAAUAAUUUUUUAUUUAUACCCCGCCCUUCCCGGUUCAAAAACCGGGCUCAGGGAGGCUAACAACAUAUUUAAAACACUUAAUUAUAAAAGCAGCAUAAAAUACAGUAUAAAAACAUGAAUAACAAUAAAAUUCAAAAAUCAAUUUAGGGGAAAUAAGCAUUAGAUAAUCCCCAGGGCUAGCUGGCUGAAUUGGUCCUACUUGGGCCAGCGAGGAGGCCAGGGGAGAAUUAGCUGUGGGGUCUCAGAACAGGUGAUCUUCAUAAAAGGGAAGGGGGAGGGAAGGGAAGGGAAAUAAAAGAUCAGGCUGAAUUCAAAUUAAAGGCGAGGCAGAAUAGCUCUGUCUUACAGGCCCGACGGAAGAAGGUUAAAUCCUGAAGGGCCAUAGUCUCAUGGGACAGAGCAUUCCACCAGGUCGGAGCCAUCACUGAAAAGCCCCUGGCCCUGAUGGAGGAUAGUCUGACUUCCUUAGGGCACGGGACCUCUAAACUUUGGUUGUUCAUGGACCUUAAAGUCCUCUGCGGGGCAUACCAGGAGAGGCGGUCCCGUAGAUACGAGGGCCCUAAGCCACAAAGCCAGGGAACAGGUCAGAUUUUAGUUUUUGUUUGGAGGCGGAAACGGCAGCAGGGGUGGGGGAGGUAAAAUCCACCUCUCUCCCCGUUGCCAGCCAGCCUCAGUUUUUUUGUCAUGGGAAAUCAAUUUAUCACUGCCAACCUUUCCAACUCCCACACCUUCAGGGAAGCAGACAGAGAGGCUGGGGGGUCGGGGAGGGGGACCUGGCUGCCGGGUUUGGCGGCGCUUCGGGGAGUUGACAACACUGCCAGGCCUGAUGCAGCCAAGUGGGAGAGAUGGUUCAUUACAUGAGACUGGCAGUUGUGUCUUUUGCCUCUGGCUGCAUUUGUUCCAGCAUUGCAGCCUCCUGCCUUGCUUCCCUCAACCUCUUCAGUCCAGGCAUUUAGCAUUUCUGCUUGGGUUGCUUCUGGAUUAAAGCUUAACAUGUCCUUUGCCAACCUGGUGCCCUUCAGAUAUUUUAGACCACAGCUGCUUUCACCUCCAGACAGCGUGGUCAUGUUUUGGACUACAGUGGUACCUCGGGUUAAGUACUUAAUUCAUUCCAGAGGUCCGUACUUAACCUGAAACUGUUCUUAACCUGAAGCACCACUUUAGCUAAUGGGGCCUCCUGCUGCCGCCACGCCGCCGGAGCACGAUUUCUGUUCUCAUCCUGAAGCAAAGUUCUUAACCUGAAGCACUAUUUCUGGGUUAGCGGACUCUGUAACCUGAAGCAUAUGUAACCUGAAGCGUAUGUAACCUGAGGUACCACUGUACAGCUCUCAUCAGCUUCAGCCAACAUGGCUGCCAUUUUGAACUCCAAACAUGUGGGCGGAAGCUGAUGACAAUUGUCGUCCCCAUCAUCUGGAAGGUACCAGGUUGUCAAUGGCUGAUGUAGCAACAAAACCUACUCUGAAGUCACAUUUAGAUUUUUCCCAAUCUGUUGGAUUUUGGCUGCAGUAGAAAAAUGAGGGGAGAAAGGUGUGGAAAAAGAAGCACACUUAUUGGAGGUGGAGGAGGGGUGGGAAGCAAACAUUCCUUGACAUCUGCUUCCUACUUUUGCUUUUUAAAAAUCUGCCUUGCCUCGUUUUGCGUCAGGAGAGUCUGCUUUGGGGAAUUAACCAAAUUGGACAUAAAUAAUUGAAGCAGCUUGAAUCGUAUUUCUUCGCUAAUCAAAGAGAGUGGUCCAGGAGAGCUGAAGAGGCAAAAUUAUUAUUAUUAAGCAUUGAUUUGAUUUAUGAUGUCCAUAUCUUCUGCCAAUCCCCAGUGGUAGGGCUCAAGGCGGCAUACAUAAGGUUUCCAGGGGACCUCCAAUCAAGGAACUGAUGGGGAAUAGGAAUGUGGGGGGAACUGCGAUCCAGUUUGCAUUGUGCCAUGAAAGUUCCUAAGUCUCACUCCCCACCUCCUAAAAAGGCAGUAACUGAAACUCAGCCAUACUUCGAAAUUCAUGCUUCUCCAGCCAACAAUGUUUACAGAAACAUGAAUAUUAGAAGAUGUGCAUAGAAAUGCAUCAUAUGAGUGGGGGUGGGGAACAAUUACCAUCUCCCUAACCUGGCAGUCAAGGGAAAUGAAUCACAUGGACAACUACCGUAUUUUUCGCCCUACAGGGCGCACCGGCCCAUAGGGUGCACCUAGUUUUUUGGGGGGGAAAUAAAGGGGGGGGGAAUUAUCCCCCCCCCCUGCAGCCACGGGGCUGGGGCAGGGGAAGCCCGAGCUUCCCCAGCCCCCAGAACAGGCUGCUAUCCGCAAGCCUUUGGAGCCCGGCGGGAACUCCCGCCUCACUCAGAAGGCUUGCGGAUAGCUUCCUGAAGCUUGGAGAGCGAGAGGGGUCGGUGCGCACUGACCCCUCUCGCUCUCCAGGCUUCAGCGAAAGCCUGCAUUCGCCCCAUAGGACGCACACACAUUUCCCCUUCAUUUUUGAAGGGGAAAAAGUUCGUCCUAUAGGGUGAAAAAUACGGUAGUUCACUCAUAACAUGUUUAUUGCAGGACACAUCAUAUCUGAUAUGUAUCUGCUAGUCUUGUUUUUAUUUUUUUGUUAAAUCGCUUUUCUUGCUGUUAACCUAAACUCAAAAAUCAUUUUUGGGCAAGGGACACAUUCUCUUCAGGGGAGAUUGCUUGUAAAGAUGUAUAUGUUAGGAGAAUUACAUACAAAAAAUGCGUAUAUCAGGAUAAAUCUGUGCUAAAACCUAACAAAUUUUCAUCAGGAUAUCAAUAGGGAAGUGGCAAUGGCGGAGAACUGAAUUUAAGAUUUAAGAAAUGGGGAAAUGAUGGAAAAAGGAAUUGAUUACAUCCUCUUCUCUGAGUGCCAGAGGCCCUCCAGGGUCUUGGGCAAAGACAGGUCUUCCCUGUUACUUUCUGCCUGAUCCUUUUCACAGGAGAUGCCAGGGAUUGAACCUGGCUCUUUCUGCAUGUCAUGCAGGGACUAUACCACUCAUCAUAAUAUGAGAAGAGCCUGCUGAGUCAGGCCAAUGGCCCACCUAGUUCAGUAUCCUGUUCUCACAAUGGCCAAACAGAUCCCUAUCUGGGAAGCCCAAAACCAGGAACACAAGAACACCUUCCCUUCCUUUGGCUUCCAGCAACUGGUAUUCAAAAGUAUUACGGUCUGUGACUAGGGCUGGAUUAAGACCUUUAGAGACCCUAAACACUUAAAAGAUUUGGGGGGGGGGGGGUGUAGCAGAAGAUAAACAAUAAUAAACCAUAAAAUUCAAUUGUAUUUUUUGAAAUGAAGCAAAAUCUACAGUAAGAUGGAAAAUAAUAUUUAUUUUUGUAUACUUCCACUUCAUUUAUAUUUGAAAAAAUUGUAUCCUACUUUUUCUAACUGCAAAGUAUUUGAUAAGAUCCUCAAAACUAAUCUUAUGUAACACAUCUGCUUCUGUACAUUGUAGAGAUAAGGCAUCCAGCCUGCCUUGUUGCAUAGUUGCUCUCUUGGGAUUUCUAAUAUACUUCAUCUGAGAAAAGGAACGCUCAGCUGAGCAGUUCGUGGCCAUUAAUGUUAAAAAUCCAGCAACGGAAAAUUUCUCUCGUGCCCCCCUUUCCCUUAUUGCCCUUUAAGCAUGUGCAUAUUUUGCUUAAUGUUUAAUCCAGCCCUGCCUGUGACUGUGGAGGCAGAGCAUCAUUGCUAGUAGCUAUCAAUACCCUUGUCCUCCGUGAAUUGGUCUAAUUCUCUUUUAAAGCCGUCCAAGCUGGCGGCUGUCACUACGAGUGUGAAUUUCACAAGUUGUGUGGCAAAGUACUUUCUUCUGUCUGUCCUGAACCCUCCCACAUUGGCUUCACUGGAUGUCCCCAACUUCUAGUAUUAUGAGACAGGGAGAAACUCUUUUCUCUAUCCCCUUUCUCCAUGUCAUGCAUAAUUCUAUACAUGCUCAGGUAUGCUCUCACCCCUGUAAGCUAAAAGUGGCUCUCAGAAUGCCUGUAUCCUCCAAUGCAAUGGACGGUCCUCACAAGCCACAAAUUUCUUAGAUAUUUGUUAUUUCACUGGCCCCCAGUCUCUCCUUGAACAACUGCUCUUGCAUAACUAAUCGGGACUGCGUUCUGCCAGCCUGGAUUAUGGCACACCGUGUAGAGCAAAAAGCUCUUAAUCCCCGUGAAGACGGUGUCUGCCUUGUAGCCAAAGCAGCUGCCCCCUUUCCUCUUCCAAGAGUGACGCUCUGGGAGCUGUUGCAUGCUUGUUGGAACAACAGGGCACAGGAAGAGCUUUGCUGAUCUUAUUUCCACACCCCAAAGAGACUGCUUGCACUCUAAGGGCUUCGAGAAGGUGCUCAGUCCCCUAAUCAUCACCAUCUAUAAACAUGGAAUUAAAGCAAAUCUAACUAUCUUUCCCUCUCUCUCUAUACAGUGGUACCUCAGGUUAAGUACUUAAUUCGUUCCAGAGGUCCAUUCUUAACCUGAAACUGUUCUUAACCUGAAGCACCACUUUAGCUAAUGGGGCCUCCUGCUGCUGCCGUGCUGCCGGAGCACGAUUUCUGUUCUCAUCCUGAAGCAAAGUUCUUAACCCGAAGCACUAUUUUUGGGUUAGCGGAGUCUGUAACCUGAAGCGUAUGUAACCCGAGGUACCACUGUAUAUAUAUAUAUACUUACACAUACACAUACAUAUACACACACAUACACAUACACAUACAUAGAUGGAAUAGUUUUCAGAUGGUAAAGGCAGUGUGAACAGGACUUUCUGUUUGCCAGGGUUUUCUAGAGUUUGGCUCUGUUUUUGCUCUGCCCUUGAGUUAUCAUUCCUUCUAAUAGCAAACUCAGGUGCUUGAGUGGUGACAGGAUUUGGAGACAAACUUGGGCCUUUGAAAAACAACAGGGAGGCAUUAGCAUGCUAGUGUAUAGCCAGAAUUAUCUAGAAUAGUCAUUACCUAACUUCUCCCCCCUCCCCAACAGACCACUUGAAAAUUGCUGAGGUUCUAGGCAGGCUGCUUCGUGCUUUUUCUGCCUGUUGCGGCGGUUGUAAAUGCACUGUGUUAGAUGCUGUGUGAUUUUUAAUUGUACUUUUAUUGCUUCUUUUUCUCAUAUGCUGUACUUUACCGCAUUCCAAUUUGAUUUCCAUAGGACUCUUUCCACUCCUUUCGAGUCACCUCAUCACUCCUUCUUUCACACUGCUAAUCCUCUCCAUUCCUUUCAUGCGCUUCCUCCCCUCCCCUCCAUGUCUGGUCCAUCUGGACUGGACCAGAUUGCUGGGUUCUAAGAAUGGCAGAGCAGCCACUGAAGCGGCUAUUCACAGCCACUGCUGCAGCCAUUCUUCACAGACAUGUUGUGGACUACCUAAAUUAGGUUUGUGGACAUCUGGUGGCCCAAAGGCCACAGUUUGGGAAUCCCUGAUCUAGUAGUGCAAGACAUUUGAAAAACAGGAAGACUCAAAGGGGGCAAACAGCCCAUGAAAUCACCCAGUGAUUGUUGACUGUGCAUGCUUAGCGACUGCUAGGAGCUAACUUGAGGGAGAGGCCAGUGGGAAUAGUGGUUGUUGUUGUUUUUAAUUUAAUUACAAAUUACAGUGGUACCUCUGGUUAUGUACUUAAUUCGUUCUGGAGGUCCGUUGUUAACCUGAAACUGUUCUUAACCUGAGACACCACUUUAGCUAAUGGGGCCUCCCACUGCUGCCGCACCGCCGCACGAUUUCUGUUCUCAUCCUGAAGCAAAGUUCUUAACCCAAGGUACUAUUUCUGGGUUAGCGGAGUGUGUAACUUGAAGCGUCUGUAAUCUGAAGCGUAUGUAACCUGAGGUACUACUGUACAUUUCUAUCCUACCUUCCCUGCAAGGAGCUGAAGGCGGCGUACAUGGUUCUCCCUCCAUUUUAUUUAUGCAAUAACCCUGUGAGGUAGGUAAGGCUGAGAGAUGGUGACUGGCCCAAGGUCAUCCAGUUAAGCUUCAUGGCUGAAUGGGGAUUUGAACCCUGGCCUCCUAGGUUCUAGUCUGACUCUAAGCACUAAAUCACCGUGCCUAUGCUUGUUCUUGUGGGUUGAAGACCACUAAGGGUAGGACAGAAAUUUGAUUCAGUUCACAAUUGAAGGUGAACUUACCUAAUUUACACUUUUCAAAACAAUAUGAGAACCAAAAGGCAGCCAUCCUUUGAGGGUCACACUUGUCCGAAUUCUGCAGUGUAGUUAUCCAGCCAUGUAAUGAGUACAAAACUGUAUAUACUGGGGUGAAGCAUGCAUAGAAAUGCACAUAUGUAGUGGAAAUAACUUACAAAAAUGCAUUGUGUUAGGGAACACUGCUUUGCAAAAGAGAUUUGCACUAAAAUGCUGCUGAAUUUUCACAAGGACUUGAAGAACUGCACUCAAGACUGGAAAAAUGUGAAACUGAAAUGGACAGAUUUGUUCACUCAUAUUUGUGGCUGAGCAGGGAUUUGAACCCUGGUUUCCCAGGUCUUAGUCUGGCAUUCUAACCACUUCACCCCCUGGCCUAUUCCACUCCUUGUUACUCUAGCAACAUCAUCCCUUGGUACAGAUGAUCAUUACCUCCCCUGGAUUAGCCUCUAUAUCCCUGACAGAGGGGCAGAAAUUGACCUAUAAGCCUCACUGUUUUCCCCACCUACACUGAGUAGGCAGGUUAAAAUUUGAAGGCAGCAGCUGGGAUGCAUCUUUAACCACCUCCACCAUCCUGCCUGUUAACUGCUCUCGUUUUUUCCUCUUGCUCUUUGAGAGCAAACAAACAUGCACACUUGAGCAGAUACGGGUUAAUCCUUAAGAAUGGGGGUGGUAGGAGUGGAAGGGUUUUUUUUUUUGCAGAAGACAAUGGCCUAAUUAAAUCCAUCUCUCUCUUCCCUUUGAGCGGCCUGUGCACAUGGCAGUGAUCCCAAGUAAAGGGAGUUUCAGAUGGGCUCACCCCUGGAUCAAAGUCUGACGUGGAGGGCCUUGAAAAAUUGAGCUCAUGUAACACCUACAAAGUUCAAACAGAGCUGUGUUGCUUCUCUUAACUACCUUUGAUUGUAGCUGAAAUACAAAAAUAUUAAAAAGAAGGACUCCAUUGGGGAGUUGUGGUUCAAAUCCUUCAGACAGUACCAGAACAACUAUCCCGGGAGUAAACUAUGCUGGGCUAAAUGAUGGACUAACAGAUCAACAUGGUAGAAAACAGUUUUCUAUGUUCACUUCCCAGUCCGAAGGUGAUGGUGAGGAGGUUCAUAAAAGGCCCACAAAACCCUGGAAAGUCAGCUAAGAGUUGACCUGUGUGGACAGGCAUCCUGAUUCCUCCGCCUAGUGAAAUGAAACUGGGAUCUCAAAUCAGGGGAUGACAGAAUGUGGCCCUUCAAGCCUCUCUUUGUGGCCCUCAAUACUUUAUUCAGGUCCUCAUUAACUCUGCUUCAUGCCCUUCCUUGAGUGUUACUGCCUGACUGGAAUGUGUCCUUCAGCUGUGAUUAUAACUUUUGCCUGCCUAGAUGGAAGAUGGUGUGUGUGUGUGUGUGUGUGUGUGUGUGUGUGUGUGUGUGUGUAAGAGAGAGAGAGAGAGAUAGAGAGAGAGAGAGAGAGAGAGAGAGAGAGAGGGAGGGAGGGAGGGUAUAGACCUCAGAGUGUUGUGGGAUUAAAAUGUAGCCUACUAUACAAAAAUAAGAGUUGCAUCCAUUGCUCUGCCUACUUUUUGCCUCUGGCCUUGCCCACCACUGGCAUGUGGUCCCCAGAAGUCUGCCCAUGAUGGGAUGUGACUAUUGGGCUGAAAGGGGUUCCCGCCACUCCUGUAGUAAGCGAUAGUGGCUUACUUAAUGAGCAUCUCCUCUGAAUAUUCAGGAACAGGAGGGAGGGAGGGAGAGAGGGAAGGAAGGCUGGCCAGCGCAUGGAGAAUUAAUCAAGUCAACUAUGGCAACUAUGACUCUAAAGGAAAUAACGCUGCGAUAAAAUUUUGCCGCGCUGGAGCAGUGCGCAGUUUAAUCACUAGAGAUGAAGGGAAGCUGCUGACGUUUUUUGGGAGCCGUUUUCUAUUCCCCGGCUCGUGUCUUCUCAGAUAAAAAGUAAUAAGCUAAUUAAAACGUGCCCAAGCGUGGCUGUGAGCAAUAAAAUGGAAGUGUGGGAAAUAAAGAGACAAACAGACAAACAAACAGGCCAGCUCUUCCACCUCGGCCUCAGAUCCCACUCCACCUACCUCAGGCAGCCAGGACUCAGGUGGGUCAAGUGGAGCUUCUUGAUAAACCUGGCAUGAUUGUGGCCAGCAGUAACACGCAGAAGCCACAUCUGCACCAGAUGUUUAAAACACUAUAAUGCCAUUUUAAAACAGUCAUGGCUUCCCCCAAAGAAUCCUGGGAACUGUAGUUUAUGAAAGGUGCUGAGAGUUGUUAGGAGGUCUCUGUUCCCUUCACAGAACUACAAUUCCCAGAGUUCCCUGGGAGGAGGGAUGGAUUAUGAAACCAUUUUGGGAAUUGUAUCUAUGGGAGGGGAAUAGCUAAUGCUUCCAAAUACCAGUUGCUAGAAACUGCAGGAGAGGAGACUGUUCUUGUAAGAGCAGGAUGUCUGGCCUAGAAAGGCCAUUGGCCUGGCUCAGUGGGCUCUGCUAAUGAAGGAGGCUCUUUUAAGUUGGAGGGGCCUUUUUAAAAACAACACUAGAAUUCUUAAAGAUUUCUCCAGAGUAGGGUUGCCGAAUUCCAAUUCCCUGAAUCUAGGAAAUGUGUUUUGUAUAUUUAGAUAAAUUGUUUGGCCAUUGUGCAACUUUCACUCUGGUUUUGUGGUGGGAAACGCUCUUCUUAAACAGUUUUCUAUGAACAGCCAAAAACUGCACACAAGUGCCUAAGUCUUUGUGCACCUGAGCACCUAGGUUUGACCUGAUUAGGGAAUCUGGGGAAGUUCCUGAGCUAGACUUGAUCAAGGUCAAUUGCCAUUACUAGAUUGCCCUUUCCUGUGGCCUGAGGUGUGUUUUCUGUGAGUUGUUACUUGGUUGGAAAUCAAAAUCAGCUGUCAGCAGAAAAUGACUGGACAGGAUGCAUGGUGGUGAUUGCAUUAAAUUUUUGUGUGUGUGGACCCAUGCUGACGUUUGUGCGCAUAUGUGCCCAUGCACACACAUGUGCAGCACAUUGCUUCCCUUCACCCCUAACCUGUUCAUCCAGAUAAUGAAUUCUACAGAAUGUUGGAAGAGUUCUUCUGAGGGCAGAACCAGUUCUACUGUGAGUUUAAAUAUAGAGUACCAUUAAACAUCCUUAAUUCUUUUUUAAGUAAGAGACUUAUGGUCAGUUUACUAACACAAGUCACCUCAGAAGCCAGCACAUGAAAUGCUGUUCAUUGCUAAGGGAAUGAAUGGUUUCUACAGCAUGCAGAGUCUCAUGAAUCCUGAUGCUUGGAGUAAGAUACGUGUUGCAAAUACACAAGCGUCUGUAAUUUCCUAUGAAAACAGACAAAUUCUGAACGCAUGCCAUAUUGUCAGGGCAUCUGGUAGAUCCUUGGUCUAUCAAACUCAGCAUUGUCUAUACUGACUACCAACAGCUCUCCAGAGUUUCAGGCAGGGUUCUUUCCCAGCCUUACCUGGAGAUACCAGGGAUUGAACUGGGACUUUCUAUGUGCAAAGCACAUGCCCUACCACUGAGGUAUAGUCCUCUUCCACUGCUUGGCCACUGGUAGAGAGGAGGUGCUAGAUGGACCCUUGUUUAAUCCAGCAGGGUUGAUAAUGUGCUGCUUUGCUGACUGUAUGGACCAGCAAAUCUGUGUGUUCAGUCUUUCUCCUCUAUAGCGUUCUUCUCUAAAGAAUGAUCCCAGUUGAAACAGGGCUUUAUGGCAAGGUCAGAGGUCAGGAUGGAUUGCUCCAUGUGGAGUUGGAACAAGUUUGGAAUGUUGAUUCAACAACAGUUAAACCCAGAUAUUGAACCUGGGACCUUCUACAUACAAAGCAGAUGUUCUACCACUGAACUAUGGCCCUCUCCCUUAAGAUUUUGGGAUAACUAGCCUCAUAUAAGCAACAUGCUUAAGUUUAUUUAAUACAAUAAGGGGUUAAUACCAUAGAGUAAGAUGUCCUGCCAAACUUAGCUAUGUCCACUUCCUCUUACCUUGGGAGGUACUAGGUAAUCAAGCCUUUGUUCUUCCCCAGUCUACCCAAAAAGCUCAUCUUAUGAAGAGGUUUGAGUUGGUUGCUCCAGCAAAACCCCAUAGAUCUCACAAGCCACUCUUGAUUUCCUAUUCCAAUAUUUAGGACCUUUCACCACUUUGUAACUAAGCCAAGUUUUACUGCCUGGGCAGCUUUCUGAAGCACGUUAAUCUGACCUUUGAAGUGUUUGUAAGUAAACCAUUUUUUAAUUGACCAAAUGUGUGGUCUUUUCCUAUUCUGGGGGAUGAGAGAAACUUGGGAAAGAAACUUUUUAAGGGGACAUUUUGGAACUCACUUGGAAGGGCUAACUGGCAGUAGCUCUCCAAGGUUUCAGGUAGGAGUAUUUCCAAGCCCUACCUGGAGGUGCUGGGGAUUGAACCUGGGAGCUUGCACGUGCUAGACAGAGGUUUUCCUACUGAGUUACUGCCUUUCCCUUAAGGCAUAGGAAUAUAAGAAGCUGCCUUGCAUGGAAUCACAUCAUUGGUCCAACUUGCUCAGUAAGGCACACACUGGCAGCAGCUCUCCAUUAUUUAAGCCAUGGAGAAGCCAGGGAUUGGACCAGGGAUCUUCUGCAUGCAGAACAGCUGUUCUAGCCCUCGAGUUGCAGCUCUUCCCCUAAAUCAGCUUCCUUCCCUUCUGCCCUCUGGUACAAGGGAAGUUCCAAAAGGGGAAGCCCAAGAAUAGGGGCUAUCCCUUAAACCACACGCGUGGGCUGCCUCACCCCAAGCAGCAACCCUCCCACCUCUGCUUUGCAUGCAUCACAAAGGGAAACAUCUGUUGGGUUUCAAGUGGUUCCAGGAAACAUAGUCUGAGUAGGUGGCAGCUAGGUUUCAUGAUGCAGCGAGACCAGGGCACCCCUUGCUGCAUUGGAAACAAAAGCACAAAACCACAAUUGCUGUAAACACGGGGAAAGGGAACACUCAACACUUUCUCCAAGCAGCCCUUAAGAUUUUGUUUGCAUAAGAACAGUCUGCUGCAUCAGACCAAUAGCUCGCCUAGUCCAGCAUCCUGCUCUCACAGUGGCCAACCAGAUGCCAAUGGGAAGCCCACAAGCAGGACCUAAGCACAAGAGCCCUCUUUCGCCUCCUAUGACUUCUAGCAACUGGCAUUCAGAAGCAUGACUGCCUCCAACUGUAGAGGUAGAGCACAGGGAUCAUGGCUGCAAUUCAAGUUUCGCAGUCCUUGGCCUGAUGCCCACACACCAACAGGCUAAUGUGCUAAACAGCUGUUACAUUACCAUAUUUCAUGUCCAUGCUUCAAGUCUCUCCAGCAAUGCUCUACGCAGACAUCCUCCACUCUGCUUUUCACCUUGGAUUUCCCACCACUUGUAUGUGUGGGAUGCCCCAGUUUCCUUUAUCAGAGAGUUGAGCCCUGCUUUCUUCUAAUGGGAACCUCCUGCCAUGUCGCCCCCCCUCCUUUAAAAUAAGCUCCAGUUUGUAAAUUAGUUCCUCCAGGAAUGUUUGUACUGUGGGAUGGGUUUUAAUAGGUAGGAGAGGAUAUAUUAAUUGCAAUUUAUCUUUCCAGGCCGCCACAUGUGUUGGUUGAAGUUUUAAAGUCCCAUCCUUAGCAGCAAAAUUGAAGCAUGUAGGAAUAGGCUGUGAAGCCUCUUAAUGAAGCCCAAUUAUGAAGUAAGAUGGCUUCCCCCUUUCUUCCUCUAUUUAACAAAGAAAUCAGACAACAUAUUGAAAAGCAAGCUUAAAAUAUAACUUAAUUAGAUCAAUAAAGAUCAGGCUUAAAAAAUAAUAAUAUAUAACUUAAUUACUUAUUAGUCUUGCAUUGGUUUUCAGCUACAGCAGCAGUAAAAGCUUUGCAGGUAAAAUACUUAUAUUUACAAUAAAAACAGUCUCAGGCUUGUGCCUGGGACUGGAGCAAGCACAGAGUAUAUCUGUCUUUAUGGCUGAUCAAGGAGAGAAAGAGGGACAGGAAGUACUCUAUCUUCCUUCCUCUCCAGAGGAGGAGGGGAAAUGACAUCACACACAGCUCUCUCUAACAAUUGUAUUUCUAUGGCCUGAGUGUCUGCCUAUCAGGAAUACAUCUCUAUGGACUUGGCCCCUUCUCAUGCUAACUAGCAAGGAAAUGCAUUUGUUAGGAUUGGCUGUUAAUCGCCCACAUGUACAGUAACUGAAAGCAUGUUCUUCUCUGGCUGGCCCCUCCCACUUUUUAGGCUACCAUCAUGCCAUAAAUAACAUAUCAUGUAUGAUGGACUGCUAACUGAGCUUAUCAAAGCAAGUAACAUUUCUGGACUUAUUUGCAAGGCUCACUGCACAUAGGAAGCUAGUAGGUGAGGAAGAAACAGCAGCUAUAUACACUUAUUCUCCCUGGCAUGGUAGAUUUCUAAAUGGACUGUGCAGGAAACAUUCCUGCAUAGCCCUGUGAGCCUUGGGAUGAGCUAGUUGAAUCAGUGUAACAACUAAAACAGUUAAAACAACUAUUAGACCCAUUUAAAGUUGGAAGCUCAAGUCAGGAGAUCAGGAGAAUGGCUUGGGCAAACUGGUGUGUCUUCAAGAGCUGCUGGAAGGCCAGUGUCAAUGGGGGCCUCUUGUAUUUCAGAAGAGAGAACACUCUACAGCACUGGUGCACAAAACUCUGGGUUACGUUUGCUCUAUCUUAAUGUCCUCACCUGGCAAUAUUAAGGCACAGAACAUAUGGUGGCUUUAAAGGAUGAAUGCAUACAGAUUCCCCAAAGAGCUUGGCUUAAUAGGCAUCAGCCGUAGGCCACAAGAUCCCUGGUAUUAGCACAACGCACGUGCCCCCUAGCCCCCGAUCCUCCUCUUGCCAAGUUGCUUCAAUCCUGGGGUUUAACAGAAAGUCUUCCUUUUCAGUUGAGUCUUCGUAGGCGAGAGAAAGAGAGAGAGAGAAACUGGUAUGAAAGGGAGAGGAGGUAGCCUGUCAAGUUUAUGCAGGCCCCUGUUCUCUCUCCAACUUCCUUCAUAAAGGAAGAGACACUUUUAGCUAGGGUUGCUAGUGCACCUGUUUUGAUUCUGGGGUUCAGAGUAGAGCAUUUGCAACAAUAAACCGUUAAAUGUGUGAAUGCUCACUUCUCUUUGUGUGGUGUGUGUUUGUGAGCUGUGUGCUGCCACUCGUUUCUUUUCCUGCUGCUGAUGCUACACCAUUAUUAUUUUUCUUUGCUAGAGUUUCUUUCUCCAUCCUUGGGUGAGGCCUCCGGUCACAGAUCACAUGGUAAAUGUGGCAGUGUUGCACAGCUAUGUACCACAUUGGAUUUGGUGUUGUCCAGAGCCAAUUUAGAAUGAAGGCAAUGCUCCUGGACUGGCCACAAGGACAGCCCUAGGCCAGUGGUUUUCAAAGGGUGUGGCGAUCCACACUAGUGUAGCAAGAGAGGAUGGCAAGUGUAGCAGGAAGAUUCAGGGAGAAGUAAAGAAGCAUUUAAAUGGUUCAGUAUAGUAUAGCAUAGCAUAGAUUACAUGCACACCCACCCAGAAAAAGUAUCCAUGCCUUACGUCAGGCAUUCCCAAACUCGGCCCUCCAGAUGUUUUGGGACUACAACUCCCAUCAUCCCUCGCUAACAGGACCAGUGUUCAGGGAUGAUGGGAAUUGUAGUCCCAAAAACAUCUGGAGGGCUGAGUUUGGGGAUGCCUGCCUUACGUCAAGAGCAUUGGCUGUUCUACAGUUUUCCACAUGUUGUGAAUAGGGAUUUUCAGCUCUGAUAAAUAUGAAAGAUCAGAAAAGAGAAAGGUUUCUUUGCCUUGAUGAGGAGAUGAGAGUUUGUUUGUCCCAAAUUAGACCUAAUAUAAAUGCGAUGACCCGGCAAAAGCAAAUUGACACCUUUCAUGGAGUUUGUAUGCAUACUUAAGGUACAUAGUAAGAGGCUCGUUUAUCAUUAUAAUUUGGGAAUGAUUAAUAUCCUAAUGUAGCUCUAUUGUUUUAUACUUUCCUGAUGUCCCUUGAUCAUAUUAUAAGGUAGUUGUGCUCUAUGUUAUAAAUCAAGCGCUGCUAGGAGUUGUUUCUCUCCCCCCCCCAUGUAAAUAAUAAUAAAACCACACCAAUAAAAUAAUAAAACCACACCAAUAAAAAAUUUGGUGCGGCACAAGCAAAUUUUUAUUAUGAAAGUGUGGCCCAGAGACAAAGUUUGAGAACCAUUGUCCUAGACAAUCAAGCAUCAGUUAAUGAAUGUGAUGGUGUCGCUAAAGGUGAAUGAAGCCUGAUCAUUGUAAUGUUUGCUGAACAGGUGAACCCUUUAUUGUUCCUUUAUCACUGAAAGAGGCAGGGGGAGGCCUUUCAGUACAGGACAAAAUGUCCAGGAAAAUCAAUCCCUCUUUUAGCUGAGCUGUGUACCGUUUAAGUGUUCUCGUGGCACUGGUGAGGGAUGCAGCCAUGAAAGUAUGGUUAUGUAACAUGGUUCUACACAUAGCAAAUGCCAUUUCCUAUCCUCCCUACCCCCCUUCUCUCUCAUGCAACACAUGUGAAUCUGUGUGAUGCAGGAAGCUCCACCAAACCCAUCUCCAAAGCAUAUGGGAAAGAAAAAGAAUCAGAGGGCUACAUUGAGCGCAUAAGCGCUAACAUUGUUUAUGAAGCAAGAUUAAGGCCAAAUCUAAAAAUAAAAACCAUCUAAUCAUCAGCCCCAGGUUCUACCCCUUCUAUUGUCGUAACCCACACACACACACACACACACACACACUUUGGGGCUAGGGAGAUAAAAAGCCACUUUUAACUUCCUCUGUUUUGCAUUUCUGGUUUUCAGCUCAGCAAGAAGGAAGUCUCAGCCAGGGGUUUGCCUCUGGUCUUCUGCUUCACAUUUAUUGUAAUCGUUUUCCUUUCUACUCGUUCCACCCACACAUGCAAACUAAAAAAGGCUGUGGUAUCCCACAGCAAGGAGCCUUCAGACUCUUGACACCCAAGAGAUAAGAGAUGAACCAUUUUCUGUUCCGUUAUCAUAUCUUUGAACUUUUUAAAUGCUACACAAGCUUGAUGGAAGGACAGGGUGUGGUGGUUAGUGUGUACAUGUGUGAAUUUUUUUUUAAAAAAAGGUGGUGAAGGGGUGAAGAAGAGAGAUGUAUUUAUGGAUGUGCCUGCCAUGUAGUUCUUCUGAUUCACUAAGCCUGUGAAGGGAAAACAAACUGCUGCUGUAGGAAGAGCUGCUAAGCCUACUAUGAAGAAUUUAAGAAGGUAAACAGCAUUUCCAUGCGCUGCUCUGGUUCGCCAGAAGCAGCUUAGUCAUGCUGGCCACAUGACCCGGAAGCUGUACGCCGGCUCCCUCGGCCAGUAAAGUGAGAUGAGUGCCGCAACCCCAGAGUCGAUCACGACUGGACCUAAUGGUCAGGGGUCCCUUUACCUUUACCUAUUUCUUGGUCAGAUUAGGUAACAUGAACAGUGUAGGAACAUAGGAACCCCUCUGUACUACAGUGACAACCAUUUUAGACAUGUUCAAUUGCUGUGCGAUUGCUGAAGUGUGGGUCCUUUAGGACCCAGAAGCAGAACAGGGCCAGGGAGCACUUAUACACACUCUGCCAACAUGCACAGGGGCAAGGAACAGAACAGAAAUGUAUACAUUUAAACAGUAUCAUACCACUUUAAAUAGUCAUGGUUUCCCCCAGAGAAUCCUGGGAACUGUAGUUCAUGAAAGGUGCUGCUAGUUGUUUGGAGGUCUCUGUUCUCCUCACAGAGCUAAAAUUCCCAGAGUUUCUGGGGAAGAGGGGUUUAUUGUUAGACCACUUUGGGAAUUGUGGUUCUGUGAGGGAAAUAAGGGUCUCCUAACAGCUUUCAGCAACUUCUACAAUUUACAGUUCAAACUACAAUAAAUUGGAUCAUAGUAAAGGUAAACGUAAAGGGACCCCUGACCAUUAGGUUCAGUUGUGACCGACUCUGAGGUUGCAGUGCUCAUCUCGCUUUGUUGGCCGAGGGAGCCGGCGUACAGCUUCCAGGUCAUGUGGCCAGCAUGACUAAGCCUCUUCUGGCGAACCAAAGCAGCACACGGAAACGCCAUUUACUGUAUUUUUCGCUCUAUAGGACGCACUUUUUCCCCUACAAAAAUGAAGGGGAAAUGUGUGUGCGUCCUAUGGAGCAAAUGCAGGCUGCAGGAAGCUACCCGCAAGCCUUCGGAGCGCGCCGGGGUCAAGUCUCCCCACCCCAGCCCGGCAAGCUCCAGGAGCGAAGGCAAGGUUGCGUGCAACCUUGCCCCCGCUCACGAACCCGUUCUGGUGGCUGGGGUCGGGGGGAGCUCUGGCCCCCAGCCCGGCAAGCUCCAGGAGCGAAGGCGAGGUUGCGUGCAACCUCGCCGCCGCUCCCAAACUCCCAGACCCGUUCUGGGGGCUAAAAACGAAGCCAAGACAGCGAGUGGGAUCCAUCCCGCUCACUGUCUUGGCUUCUUUGCUCUUUGGGGCUGGGGGGAGGAAUAAUUUUUCCCCCUUUAUUUCCCCCCCCUAAAAUCUAGGUGCGCCCUAUGGUCCGGUGCGCCCUAUAGAGUGAAAAAUACGGUACCUUCCCGCCGGAGUGGUACCUAUUUAUCUACUUGCACUUUGACGUGCUUUCGAACUGCUAGGUUGGCAGGAGCUGGGAUCGAACAGUAGGUUUGAUUAUUUGUUCAUCAAGCUUAGUAUUGUCUAGUCUCUCCUAGGUUCUGUAAUGGACAGCUGUUCUUUUUUACCAUUUACCACUGUCUUAAACUGGAGGUGCUGGUCUGAACCUGGGAAUUUUGUAUGUGUGUAUUCUGAAGCAUAUGGGGAGCCAUGGUCCCUCCCUGCUGGCAAGUAUUAGAAACCUGUGCUGCUCCAAAUCAUUGCCCCCAUCAUUGGGGAAACGUCAUAAGCUCAGGGGCAGAGCACCUGCUUCACAUUCAGAAGCUCCCAUGUUCUGCCAGCCAGUGUGAGAGGUACCACUGGCCUGAUUUCGUUCAAGUCAGUAUCCUAUUUUCUCCCAUGUUCUAAUCUAGCUCCAGGCUAUUGGUUUCCCUAUCUGAAACCCUGGAGAGCCUCGGCCAGCUGGAUAGACCCGCACCUUGUUAUGUCCCUGUGCUUGAAACAGCUUGGGCAUGCUUUUUUUUCUUUUUCUUUUUUUGAGCAGCGCCUCUCUUUCUCCUCCUCUGAUCCUUUUCGUAGGAAGGGAAGGAGCCAGAGCAGCUCUCCUCCCCGCAUUUCCCUCCCCUCCCUUCCCGGCUGUGCGUGCGCCGGGCCAGUAAACAACGCCGGCUCCUGCCUCCGCGCUUCGCCUCCCUCGCUCUCGGCGGCGGCGGCUGCUGCUGCUGAUUCCGGGAAGCCUGGAUUCCUCCCCGUCCCCUCCCCAGAGCGCCGCCGGUCAGAUGAAAGGCGAGCGGCAUCGAUCUGCCAGCGGGGGAGUCUCGCUGCGCUGCGCCGUCUGCAGCUGUCGGAGGAGGAGGAGACGGAGGAGAGGCGGCGGCGGCGGCUCCACGUGGGAGGCCCGCGACUGCCGGCUGCGAGGGGCAGCCAGGCCGGAGCGGAGCCAGGCGGCCAGAGGAGACCUGACCCCGGCGCGUAAAGGCGCAGCGUCGUCGCCCCCUUCGCCAUCGAGGCCUCUUGGGAAGAGGAAGAGGAACGCAGCAUUCAUCCAUCUUUCCAUCCAUGCGCCGCGCUGCCGCCCCUCUCCUUCCUCGUUGCGCUCCCGCUCCCAAACUCAGCUAUUUGAUGGUGGUGCUAAGGGAUGGGGGCAGUCUUUGUUUUGUAAAAACGAAAUUAAGCUUGGGGUGACUGGCUUGGUAAGCCUGGGGGUCUACACACAGGAGCAGAGUGCAUAAGGAGGAAAGAGACUUGUGGCACCUGAAAGGUGACCAGACUUACUGUAGCAGAAGCCUUUAUUGACUACUUUACUCUUGUUUCUUCUUGUUCUUUGUCCUGAAAGCCAGAAUUAUGGUGACAAAAGUCUUUAUGGAUUUCUUAUCCUUCAUAAUAAUAGUAAUAACCAGUGCUUUCUUUUCUUGAAAAACAGGUGCGGUACUCACCAUGAAGUUGUUACACUUUUUAACAACAACAACAACAAAGAGGUGCUGAUACAGUGGUACCUCGGGUUACAUACGCUUCAGGUUACACACUACACUAAGCCAGAAAUAGUGCUUCAGGUUAAGAACUUUGCUUCAGGAUAAGAACAGAAAUCGUGCUCCAGCGGCGCGGCAGCCGCAGGAGGCCCCAUUAGCUAAAGUGGUGCUUCAGGUUAAGAACAGUUUCAGGUUAAGAACGGACCUCAGGAACGAAUUAAGUACUUAACCUGAGGUACCACUGUACAGAGUACCUUUGAAUACCCCCCAGGGGGAAGCCCUGCUAAUAACUUUCGUUUUUAUCUUGCCCUUCCUCCACGUUUCUGAAAGAAGCUUACAUGGUCCCACCCACCUGUUAUAUCUCCGCAAUAACCCUGUGAGGUAGAUUAGGCUAAAACAGGGUUUCCCAAACUUGGACUACAGUUCUGUUUUUGGACUACCAGUUCCCACCAUCCCUCACCGCUUAUCCUGCUAGCUAGUGGUUAUGGCAGUUGUAGUCCAAGAACAGCUGGAGAGCCAAGUUUGAGAAACGGUGGGCUAAAAGAUUGUGACUGGCCCAAUUUGAACCUCUGUAUUGCAGGUCCACAAAAGCUUCUGCCACAUCCCUGGGAUUGUGCCUGACUGAACACAUUGCAUUUGGUAUGCAAACAGUCCCAGGUUCAAUCCCUGGCAUCUCCAGGCACAGUUAGGAAUGUCCCCUCUCUGGAAUAUUGGAGAGCUAGAAGAACCAGUGGUCUGACUUCUAUGUUUCUGUGGGCAGUAUCUCAGUGGUAGUGCAUCUCCAAGUAGGACUGUGAGAGACUUCCUGCCUGAAACCCUAGAGGGCCACUGCCAGUCAGUGCAAACAACACUGAGUUAGAUGGACCAAUGGUAUGACUCUGUAAGGCAGCUUUCUAUGUCCCUAUGGGUAAGACCUUAUCUCUGCCUGAUCUCCUGGGGAGCCAUUGCCAGGAAGAGCAGAUGGUACUGGGUCAGUUGGCUUGUUGGAUAGCUCAAUCGGUAAAGCAUGAGCUCCAUGUUGGACAAAAGAUUCUUGCAUUGCAGAGGGUUGGAAUAGAUGACCCUUGUGAUCCCUUCCAGCUUUACAGUUCUAUGAAAUACCAAUCCUGGUAUAAAACAGGUUCCUUUUUCAAACAUCAGAGGAUGUGCUGAUCACAAAUUUCAGGGGUGUGGCUGACAGUAAGCCCUGCAUGGAAUAAAAACCUUUUAAAAUAAAAAUAAGAAGAGCAAUUGUAUAAAAUAUUUUUGUGGGUUUAUUGGUGAUUUCACCCCAACCACCUUUGAUGAUGUUAGAUUUCCUUUGAUGGCUCUGAAGGUGAUAAUGCUGCUUGCUAGGGACUCCCAAAAGCUAAUAUCCUUUGAUCAUUCGUAGCCGAUUUUUCGGAUGUGCUGGAGAUCACAGCUUCUAAUUAAAUCAAUGACCAUCGCUGCAGGCCCAUGGAGUUUUGACUGUCUCAUCUAGUCAGCAGAGAAGGAAAUGGGUCUUUUACCACCACUGCGCAAACUAACAACAGGCUUCUAUGCUCACCAGGGCUGGGAAGUCUGAAGCCUCCCCAUUGUUAGACUCCUAACUCCCACCAGUCCCAGCCUACAGGCCCAAUGGUCAGAGAUGAUGGGAGCUGUGGUCCAGUGAGAGCAUCCCCAUCUCUAGACCAAAGGCUCUUCAGAGCUAGAAGCAUCAUCCAGAAAGGAGUUUACCUGAUGUCUCUCUGUGUGAUUGACUGCUCUUUCUUUUAUUAAGACUUGUGGGUUGUUAAAGGAAUUUUUUGUGUGGUGCCUAAAACUAGAUAAAGAUGGCACCAGGUGAGUCUCCCUGGGAAGAGCAUUUCAUAAGCAGAGUGCCACCACUAAAAAGGCCUGUUCUCAUGAUACCACAUUCUUCCUCUUGGGCUUCCAAUACAUGAGGUACAAGGGCAGCUGACUUAGCCUGCCUCACGGGCUGGCCGUCCUUGAUACUGAGUCAGACCAUCAGGCCAUCUAGCUCAAUGUCUACACUGACUGGCAGCAGGUCUGCAGUGUUUCAGGCAGAGGAACUUUCCUAGCCCUGCCUGGAUAUGUACAGGAUUAAACCUGGGACAUUCUGGAUACAAGGCAGAUGCUCUGCCCCUGAGCUACAACCCUCCCUUUAAGACACAGGAACAUAGGAAAUAGUUUUAUAUUGAGUCACAAAAUUGGUCCAUCUAGUUCAGUAUUGUCUGCACUGACUGGCAGCUGCUCUGCAGGGUUUAAAGCUAGGAAUCUUCCCCAGUCUUAUCUGGAGAUGCCAGAGAUUGAACCAGGGACAUUUUGUAGGCAAAGUAGGUUCUCUACCAUUGAGCUAUGGACCUUCCCAAAAGUUCUAUGGGCAAUUUACAAGUUUACAUACUAAAAUAAUAAAAUACAAAAAAACCCAACAACAACAACACCCGUGAAAAUAAAAUAGAAUAAAACUAGCAGCACAAGGUGUUCUUUCUUCGGGUGAGUGCUCCAGAAAUAUGGAGCCACUUCUGAAAAGCUAUAACAAGGGAUGCCUUGUUCUGUUCAAUGUGAACAAUGUUGAAUAAAUAAUAUUAAUGCUAAUGUUUAUCUAUACCCAUUUUGUUUGCAUACUCUGUAUAUCCUGGGCUUGAUAUUUUUGGAAUUGUUCUUUUUCUUUUUGCAGUGAUGACAUUCCAUCAGUGAGUGAUCGGUGUCGUUACAGGAAGAAAGGUAAUUAAAACGAGAUCUUUGAUCCUCUAUUUUUUGUGCAUUUUUUGCAGCUCUUUGACAUAAACACAUUUAUUUAUCGGUUCUGAAAAUUUGCUGCUCAUGUUUAAGCAACAAAGAACAACCGCAGCAGUCUGCCAGCUGCGGUCCUGAACCCACUUACUCAGAAGCAAGCCGCAAUGAGUCCAGUUGAUCUGACUCCUUAGUAAGUCUGCAUACACACCAACCCAUUUGUAGCACAAACAUGUAAUAAUAAUAAUAAUAAUAAUAAUAAUAAUAAUAAUAAUAAUAAAUUUUAUUUAUAUCCCGCCCUCCCCAGCCGAAGCCGGGCUCAGGGCGGCUAACAACAAUAAAACAGUACAAAAGUACAGCACAAACAACACUCUAAAAUCAUUCAUUAUAAAAUUAAUUAAUUCAAGCCGCUGGCAACCAUUGGGCCAGAGCUCCGCGAAGAUUGCCGAGAGAGGGAGUCAGGCUGUGUACUUUUCCUCAGCCCAGAAUCAUUCAUCCUCAGCUACUACAAGUGCCACAUAAUACCCAUUGUGCAUUUGUGAGAACGCAAUCAUUUAGUGUGGCAGUAUCUACCCUUUGGAACUCCCUGCCUAUUGAUAUCAUGCAGGCACACACACUGUAUUAUUUUUUGCGCCUGUGAAAAACAUUCUUGUUUAAACACGCCUGCCCAGAUACUUCAAAAGCUGAGAUAAUUUAAAUCUGAUUUAACUUUUGCAUGUUUUAAAGUAUAGAUGUCAUUUCCCCCUUGAUUUCCUUGUUGUUUUUUAGUAAACCGCUUUGAGUUUUGUGUGUGUGUUUUUCAAUCAAGCCAUGCAUAAAUUUUAUGAAAUAAUUAAAUAAAUAUAACAUGCUGCUUCCAGUUUAGAUGAGUUCUAGAUCCUCUUGCCCACAGGGGUGGGUCUGGUUACUUGGUAGGUUAGCCAAACCUCCCUGCACAUUACCCAAGUGAAUGAAGAAGGAAGUGGUGAUAAUGAUAUGGCUUUGGCCCACCCUCAACUUCAUUGGGCAGGCGUAGUCCCCCCCCCUCGCCAAAAUAAUAAUAAUAAUAAUGCCAGAACCACCUACAUCUGUUUCCAAAUGGAUACACUGCAGAGUAAUGUGGGAUCUGCAACGAGCUUUUAUUUUGGGAAUGAAACCAGUGUCUCAAGAAGGGCUUUUCAGGGGCAAAAUAUAUGCAAUAGAUCUAGGUGGCAUGUAGCCUAUGCAGGGAAAAAAAGCAGUCUUCAUUGAUUCCGGAAUCUAUUGUGUGUACGCAGCCUAGGUAUUUGAUUGUGUUAUGAUUGUCACUGGAUGAGAACAUUUUAAAAGAAAUAGAAGUCUCAUUUUAUUUAUGAAGCAGCUUUGGUGGCUGAUUCUCCAUCCCAGCCUUUGCCAGCUUGGUGGCCUCCAGGUGUUUUGGAUUGCAACUUCCAUCAGCCGCAGUCACCACUUGGCUUCUCUAGCCAAAUUUAACGACGCUCCUCCGAGUUAACCAAGUGAGAGGUGAAAACGUAGGCGAGCUAAACGGCAUAACAAAGCACUUACUAAUUUCAGGAUGGAAAUUGCUCUGAGCUGGGAGGCUGGAGGGUGGGAGCCGAAACCAGCAUUUGUACUGGUUCCUUUUCAUGCAGGAGUCCUCCUUCUCAACUCUCUCGCUUCCUAUAAUAGGCUUCGUUUUAUCGGAAGGCCUGCCUGACUUUUUUUGUCCUUUUCCCGGGCCAUAAUUUCUUACCCUGCAGCCAGCUUGCGGGAGGAUACUUGGGAAGGCUCCUGAAUUAAAUCUGCAUUUGUCCUCUGUGGCCGGGAUCCAAGAACGCCGCCAUAUGCACAGAGCCUGGCCUUCCUUUGAAGUCUCCCCUGCAGCCGCUAGCUGUUUUUUAAGUUUUAACUUUAAAAAUUUAAACUGAAAAGUGGGCUGUCCCUUCAGCAUGUGGUGGAAACUUCAAAGGAGCCCCUAGCUGAGAUAUUUUCCUCUGUUGUUUUCGUUUGCAAGUCUUGGGAACGACCUAAAAAAAAAGAAAGAAAAAGGGCAGCACAUGCACACCCUUUUGUUCAUUCCCAUACUAACUGCAGCAGUGAUGUCUUUUUCACUUGCCUGUCUGGGCAGCCCCUUUAUGGGGAUUAAGUUCCUGCUGAUAGGUGCUGUCGCAUAGCACCUUGCCCUGAUUCUCCCAAUCAGCUGAAUUUAUUUGAGUGUGUUCUGGUAAAAAAUAAUAAUAAUACAACACCAUGAAUUUCAAAACCAUGUGCUGCAUCACUUUUGGAUUUGGAUCGGGCAACCACAUCUAUUGUUGGGAUGCAACAGAGUUACCUGUCCUCAGAGGAGGCUGCCCGUUGCUUCUUUGAAUGAGUCUCAGAUCUCACCUUUCCAAAUCAAAUUGUAUACUCAGGAUGGGGACUCACCCAGGAGCUCCAGGCUGAUAGGCUCUUCUGAGGGUGGGUUGUUCUUACUCUUUCACCUCCAACCUAAACUUCUUUUGUUUAAGGACAUGCCAGUGGUCAGAAGUUUGGAGAAACAGUUUUAAAGAACAGCUUUUAGAUGCUGGCAGAAACAAAUAAGGUAUAUAACGGCCUCUGUUCCUCAGAUGAGAGGUGAGAGAGGAUUAUUACAUAGUCUGGUGGGUGUGGGGCAUGAGCCCAUUAGUGCUUCCGAAAUGGGAAGAGCAUCUUACUUGAGUCUCCUUGGUGGCGAUCCUUUGCAUGUGAGUUGUAAUAUUGUUGAGUGUGAGUGGGUUUGUUUUUGAGUGGUUGGUAAAUAGAAAAAAAUUGCUUGAGGUAGCAAAUGUAUGCAGUGGUGUGAAAUGAGUGGCAAGCAAGACUGUGAAUAAUGUGUGCUACCGCUCUCUGAUUUUAUUUAUAUAGGUAUUGAUUAUGGAUAUGGAUAUUGUUUGUACAUUCUGUUAUGUAAAUAAUUUUACAUGGUUUUUAUUGUAACAUAGAUAGACAGAUGGACACUUGCAUACCGCUUUGAGGUCUUCUGAUAGAAAACAGGCUAUAAUUUAUUGCAUUUACAUCUCUUCUUUCCUCAAAGGAGCUCAAGGAGAUGUACAUGAUUUCCCCCUCUUUCCAUUUUGUCCUCACAUCAAGCCUGUGAGGGAAGUUUGGCAGGGAGACAGUACCUCGCCCAAGGUUACACCCAGCGGGCUUCCUGGCCUAGUGGUGAUUUGAACCCUUGUUUCCCACAUUCUAGUCUGACACUAAGCCACACUGGAAAUAAUAAAUGAAUUAUAUUAGAGGGUGUUUGGCCUGCUCCUCCUUCCCAGUGUGAAAAACAAAAACAAAUUCUGUUUGCUUCCCCCGCUUUGUUUGCACAGCAGGCCCAAGAGCCAGCGAGGCGGAGUGAGAGGCUGGCCUGCGUUGUCUUUCCUCCUCACCUUUUGGCAUGCCCUGAAUGCCCUCUGCCCAUAUCACAGAUGCCCCCAGACAUCUGAGACUGGCUCUGGAGGCCUCUCUCCCUCAUGCCCCAGUGCAAGGUCUGAGCACCUCACUGGCUCCCAGAGAGCAGACCCUAGCAGAUAACCUUGCACCUGAAGAUCGCAAAACCAGCCAUCCGUCUGCUUGAGUGUGAUGCUCCCUGAUGGCUGAUGCAUGCAGGCUGCAUUUUUACACCCUCCUCCUCCCUUCUCCUCCCUCUUCCCCAACUCGAUGAAGUGCAGACUUUGGGUGUUUUGCUGCCAAAAGGGGGGGGGGGGCGAGAGAAGGGAAAGGAAUGAAAUAUUUACAACUCUUCUCUCCCUCGCUUGUUGCCCUGAAGCAUUUUGGAAGGGGAAAGAAAGAGCAACAUGGAAAUGGCUCCUAUGGUAUAAAUAUGCUGGUUUGUUUACUCCACCAGCCACGGCUGCUGCCGCUGCAGCCACGACUCAACCUUGGUUUGUUUGGAUUUUUUGCAAAUCAGUUUGCCAAGAGAUGGCUACCAUGGAUUUCCUCAUGGGAGGCUAUAUGCAAGUUGAUGGAGGGGGUGUGAUCACCUUUGUGAGGGAAGCAGGUCCAAUUGUGUGCCAGUGGCAGUUGUGCAGUUAAAGCCAGAUACAACGAUACGUGUGUGUAGGAAUGAGAGACAUAUGGGACUAUGUUUUCUGUGGACAGGACCAUACAGCUGACUGUUUUCUCCGUUACCUGUUUAUGGAUCUUGUCUGGCUUCACCUGCCCACCCCCCACCCCCCCGCCGUGAUGGUUAGGGAUAUAAGGAAGCAUCAUUUUCCAUCAUACCCUCUAGUCAUGACAUUCAGCACCGUUUCUGUUCUACUGCAGUUUGUCUUCCACCAAAAAAACCCCACAUUAUUUGUCUCUGUGUCCGCCGUGACAGAAUUUUACAUUAUUACAUAAAUUGUGUUGUUAAGUUGCUUCACCCCAUUCAUAGCCAUACAAAGAAAACAUAAUGCCAAAGGGAGGAAAACGUAAUCAAUUACAUAUCCUUUGAGGAAUGAAAGCAACAACAGUAGCAAAUGCUGAUCGCAUUCACCAGAUUUGUUUCCAUUUUGGAUGUGGGACGAAUGAGCGAAUAUUGGCGAUUUCCACUACUGUUUCUCUCUCUGUCAGAAUUCUGCAACACCUCUGGUAAUGGUGAAAGAUCUUUGGGUGGGUCAGUGUAAUAUCUGUGAAGCUUCCAUUCACACAUGCAAGUUACAGUUCGUUGCUGCAAUUGUCAAGAGGAAAACAUGUAUGUGUGAAAUUGCCCAGUGGUCUUGAAGUUAAUAUUUGGAGAUUUUAUUUUAUUUUAUUUUUUUAAAGCCAUUUCGCGUUCCUGGGGAGAUGUCGUUGCGGGCUAGGAGCAAGCCCUCCCCACGCUCGCAGGGCAGAAUCACCCCUGCGCCAUUGAAUGGUCCUCAGCCACGUCACCCUUAGGCCAUCCAAUUCGGACGGUCCGGGGGCGUGGCACGGGUUAUUUAAACUGUCCACAGCUGAGGACUCACCCCUGUUUUUCUCCCUGCUCGGCCAGUUCUCCCUCCCUCCCUCCCUUAGGUUAGGCUCUUUUAUUUCUUGACCUUGCUAUGGACCUUGGUUGGUCAUCUUGGUUGUCCAAGGUGCCUAGUAGGAAUUUUUCCACUUGGCAAAUUGGCACCGGCCAUUUGGUUUUUUCGCCUACCUCGUAGCAAAUCGUCACAACUUUGUAAGGUUUGGCGGUUAGGCAUUGGAGUAUUAGGUUGAAGGGGAGGGGAGGUAGUGGCCAUCACCUACCCCUCCUAAUUCAAGGGUACUCCGUUAAAGGAAUCGGGGGGGGGGCGUGGUCUCCAUCCGAAGCCCCAGAUGGGGGGCUAGGGCCAUGGCAUGACCCCUAGCGGUGACCCUGGCGGAGUCCCUACUGGUGGUUAACCCUUCCAAGACUCCUGCAGACAGGCAGGAGUCAGAUAUAGUCAUGUGGUUUCCAGUGCCUAAGCCAAUACCACUCACAUUCUAUAACCAAUAAAAUUGUGGCCUUUUUCACCCAUUAACAAAAAAUACUGUUUCAUUUGUCUUUAUUCCACUCCCUGGAAGGGUUUGAGAGCUUGCCACACAAAGCAGGGUUUUUCACCAAACCUGGUAGAGAGUGACUUGCUGGUUUCUAUUGCUUCCUGUGGCUCAGUGACUUCCUUGCAUUGUGGGGCCCUUCCAGACAUCCACUUUAUGGUGCACUCGUUAUGAUUUAUGCUAAAGAUGGUAUUAUUAUUUAUUAAAUUUAUAUACCACCCUUCGUCAAGAGAUCACAGAAUGGUUUACAUGCAGUCCUGUUUUCAGUACUGUUUCAUGCCUGCAAAAGUUUUGGGGCAUCCAUACUGCUUUGUUUCUAAUUAGUGCACGUCCUGUAACUUCCUGCUGAAAUUUUGGUAACUUUUCAUACCGCAAACAUCCCGAGGGAGAGAGGGCUGUCCCACUUCUGUUCUGUGAUAGUGCAAGAGUGCCCUUCCAGAUGAGAAUAAUGUGAUAACAUUUGGAAAGCAUUGUAGAAUGACUAAGAAAGUUGAACGAUCUGUGGAUUGUCCAGUAAUAAUCCAUCACUAAUGCACCAUAAUUGCACCAAUGACAAAACAAACUGGAGGGGAGCUUGAAGGCUUUGCUAAUAGGUCAAGGUUGGGAAAUAGACGCACUGUAGUCUGGACUACUGCAUGCUUCUUCCAUAGGAGGUCCAGCAAAUGGUUCUCAUUUGUGCAGUGGAACUACAGUUCCCAUGAUUCUUUGGGUGAAGCUUGACUGUUUCAAGUGGUCUGAUACUGCUUUAAGUGUAUAGUGCAGAUGCUAGUCCUAUUUAGAGUAAACCCACUGAAACUAAAGGACCACAAAUGGUUGUGUUAAUUCAUUUCAAUGGGUCUACGCUGGGUAGAAGUAGCACUGGAUACAGAGCAGAUAGACCCCACUGCCUCGUCCCUGCACUGCUGUGUUUUGUUCUGAACAAAGGCUGGAGAUACAUUAAUUAAAACUGCUAAAGGCAAUGAUUACAGAAGGAGGAGGGACAGAUUUGAGGAAAUAAGGAAUUCCAAACCAGCAACUCCAAAGCUCACGGAAGUACAAUAUUUAUGUCCUGAGCUGUGAGCCUAGCCAAGUUUUCUCCCAAGGAGCAUCGGUAACUGAAUCUGGGCUGCGUGGGACCCGGAGACACAUUGUUCUGAUUGAAUAAUUAAUGCAGAGUUAAUUGAGGCUUUUACGAGUGGAGGGGCGGGUGGCAGAACUCAGCCUGCAUGGAUGUGCAGCAUCCCAGGGUAAGCUUGCUUUUCAGUUCUCCAGAGAAAUCCUCUGCUGCUUUCCACUCCCCUUUCUGAUUACUGUAUUUUUCGUCCCAUAGGACGCUCCGUCCCAUAGGACGCACCUAGUUUUUUGGGGGGGAAAUAAAGGGGAAUUUUUUUCCCUUUAUUUCCCCCCCAAAACCAGGUCGGGGAACAGCGGGGUGGCAGCGCUGCGCCUCCCUGCUGUCCCCUGAGCUUGUGGGGCUGGCCGAUGUCUGCCCGGCGCGCGGGGCGCUCUGCUUCAGGGCGCUUUGCGCGCCGGGCGGCAGGCUGCUAUCCGCAGCGUGGGGAGCCCUGAGGGAACUCCCGCGGGAUCCCCAGGCUUGCUGAUAGCUUCCUGAAGCCUGGAGAGCGAGAGGGGUCUGUGCGCACCGACCCCUCUCGCUCUCCAGGCUUCAGCAAAAGCCUGUAUUCGCCCCAUAGGACGCACACAGAUUUCCCCUUCAUUUUUGGAGGGGAAAAAGUGCGUCCUAUAGGGCGAAAAAUACGGUACUAUUAGUAUUAUUUCAGAUUUCUGCCCCAUCUUUCCUCUCAAAUGACCCCAGGUCAGCAAAACAACAAAGUGGCAAAACAAUAACAUAAGAACAUGAAAACGAGCCUGCUGAAUCAGGGCAUAGCCCAUCUUGUCCGGCAUCCUGUUCUCACAGAGGACCAACAGAUGCCUCUGGGAAACCAUCAAACAGGAUCUGAGCACAAGAGCCCUCUCCUCUCCUGUAGUUUCCAGCAAGUGGCAUUCAGAAGCUUUACUGCCUGAGUGUGGAGGCAGAGCAUAACCAUCAUGGCUAGUAGCUAUCAAUAGCAUUAUCCCCCAUGCAUAUGUCCAGUCCGUUUUUAAAGCCAUCCACAUAGGUGGCCAUCAUUGCUUCCUGUGGCAGUGAGUUCCAUAGUUUAACUGUGCACUAUUUGAAGAAGUACUUCCUUUUAUCUGCCCCGAAUCUUCCAACAUUCAGUUUCAUUGGAUGCAUAAGAGUUCUAGUGUUAUGAGAGAGGGAGAAAAUAUUUUCUUUAUCCACUUUCUCCAUGCCUUUUCUCUAUAGACUCAGAAGUCCUAAAUGCUGUAAACUUUCUUCAUAGCGAAACAAUACAGUAAAAAACAAUAUAAAGCCAUAUUUAAAACUCUUAAAAACAGUUUAGAACAUUUAAAAACCUAGGGUUGUAUCCAAUGCCAGCCCUACCCAUUGAAACUCAUAUGCACGGCUAACUAGGUUCAUUAAUUUUAGUGGGUCUAUAAGUAGAACUUGGUUGGAUACAAACCUCUAGCAACCGGCCGAAUUCAGCAUAAUGUCAAAAACCCAUAAAAAAACCUCAAAAUAUUUUGAAACAGUCACAUAACAUUACCCUGACAGCUUAUAAUUUCAGAGUUGCUGGGAAUAGCACAUUUUAGCCGUUGCAUGCCUAGGUGAAAAUGAAUGUUAUUACCAUAUUUUUCCUUCUAUAAGAUGCCCCCGUGUAUAAUAUGCCCCCUAUUUUGGGGGACUCCGAUUUAAGAAAAUGGGGGAGAUGUAUCUGUGUAUAAGACGCCCCCCAAAUUUUGACAUUUUAAAGGAAAAAACCUAGUCUUAUACAUGGAAAAGCACGGUAAAUUCCUCUGAUUAUUAUAAGGGGGAUACACAUAACUUGUUCGGAAGAUAAGGAGCCACCAGUAAGAAGGCCCUGUCAUGCAUCAGCACCAAAGGGGUAUUGCUACUAACAAGCAGCAACAAAGUUAAUGCUAUUGCGUUGACAUAAGUAUAGUGUCUCGAUCAAGGGAAGUCAUAGCCCAUCUGCCUCAGUCAAAUAUCUAAAGGGCUGUCACAUGGAAAGAUGGAGCAAACUUGUUUUCUCCUGCUCUGGAGGCUAGGAUCUGAACCAAUGGCGUCAAGUUACAAGAAAGGAGAUUCCGACUAAACAUCAAGAAAUGCUUUCUGACAGUAGGAGCCUGUUCGACAAUGGAAUGGUCUCCCACAAGAGGUGGUAGACUCUGCUGCCCUGGAAGUUUUUAAGCAGAGGUUGGAUGGCCAUUUGUCAUGUACUAUCUUUUAAAGAUUAUUGCAUUGCAGUGGGUUGGACUAAUUAACCCUCAGUAUCCCUUCUAACUCUACAAUUCUAUGAUUCUAUUAUCCCAUGGGCUGUAACUAGUCAGUGCUCCAGAGACCUCCAAUGAAUCUGAACUAAUUUGUGGCACAAUGUUUGACAAUGGAUCUGAGUGAUUUUGCUGCUAAGAGUUGAGCAUAGAUGUGCCGGGAGGGUAUUUUGCCAGGGAGCAGAUAUGUAUAUCUAUCUGCCUUCCCACCGUCAGCUUUUCCUUCAUUCUUGGUUGUUGUUUGAGAUAGAUUUUCCAUAUUUACUAGGUCAGUGGUGGGCAGGGCCAAAGGCAAAAGUGGCCAAGGAGAUUCAUUUAAAUAUUACCUUUGUUCAGGAGACUAGUUUCUGCACAGAAAAAGAUGUGCUUGUGUGUGUGUGUGUAAACUAGCCAAGGUAAAAUACAAAUUAAUUGCUCUGCCCAGUUUUGUAUCUGGCCUCUCCCACCACCAGCAUGUGGCCCCUGGAAGGUUUCCCAGAAGCAAAUGUGGCCCUUGGGCUCAUAAAGCCCCCCACCCAGCACUAGAACCUUAAAGUGUCUCCCUUUCUGCUUCCCCUAACAAAUCCACGUUAUGGCAUCCACAUAUAAACCCCUUCCUGGAGAUGAUUCCCUCCCUGCUUCCCAAAUCCUUGUCACUUGAGGGGGGGGGGGCUUCUGUUGCUCCUCUUCUUUUCCUUGCAUCAUUAAUGUCUUAGUGGUCAUGUUGAUUAAUCAUCGACUGCUGCUUGGGGGGGGGAAUAAAAAUAGUCAAGCUUGAUAAACAGAGCAGAGACAUUGGGGGGGGGGAGGUGAGAUGUGCUUACACAUAUGGUGGAGGGGGGGCCAUCCUUCCUUCCCUCCACCACAAAUUUAUCCUGGAGCGCAUGAUUAGGGAGGUCACUUCAUUGCUGGUGCUUCAGAGAGCCACUCAAGGAGUGUUGACCCCCACAAUCAGGGCUGGCCUCUCUCUUCCCUCCCCCGCCACCCCCACCCCACUUUCCCCGCUGUUGCUGCUGCCGCCGCCACCACUUUCAGUUUCCUAAUUAAGGGCUUUUGUGCAUGGUGGCCUCUUUUUCUCCCCCCCCCCGGGCUUUCAGCUGCCAGUCAUUUUCCACUGUGAAGCAUCACCGGGUUCGCCGGGUGGGGGCAGCUAAUGUAUUCAUUUAGACAGGAGGCUCUGGGGUUUUUUUGUUUUUUAGCAUCUCUGGAUGUAAUGGGGAUUAUGGAGAAGAGGGGGGCCCUUUCCCCUAGCUUUCUUUUCAGGACCCUCUUGGCUGACAAGCAGACCUUCCUCCCCCCGCCCAACCCCCAAUUGUUUUCCCUGGCCUUUCAAGAAAGUGGGGAGGAAUAUUUUUCAAGCAAGGACUUUCCUGGCUGGAUCUCAGCCAAGGUCUGGUUGAUGGUCCUGUGUUUUGGCCUGAAUAGCAGGCAACAGAUGCCUCUGAAAGGAGCCAGCAGGACCUCUGACCAACCAAACAGAAUGCAGCCCACCACCGCUGGGACUCAGUAAACCUCCCCGAUUUUGCAGUCUUAACCACACAGGCAACAGAACCAGCAGUAGGGUUGUCAGACACAAUGCAGCUACAGUUCAUAGGCUGGUGGGCUGUGUUCAGCAAGUAGUGCUGGCCUGUUAGGGACACAGGGAGUUGCUUUCUCUUGAGUCAGAAUCAAUGGUCCAUCUAACUGUGUUAUCUACUCUAACCAGCAGGGGCUGUCCAGGGUUUUCGGGCAGGGGGCAUUCUCGGAAAUGCCUGGGAUUGAAUGUGGUGCCUUCUGAAUGCAAAGCAGAUGCUCUGCCACUGAGCUGUGGCCCUUCCCAUAAAGCAUAGGAAGCUGCCUUAUACAGAGUCAGACCAGUGGUCUAUCUAGCUCAGUACUGCUUACACUGACCGGCAGGAUUUUAGACCAAUAUCUCUUCAGUCCUACCUGGAUAUGCCAGGACUUGAACCAAGGACCUUCUGCAUGCAAAGCUAAAACCUGACCACUGAGCAAUGACCUUUCCGCUGCCCUUGAAACUUGAUACUGGCUUCCUCUGGACAACCCCUUCAUCACUAAGGUAAAGGUAAGGUCCAGUCGUUGCCGACUCUGGGAUUGCGGCGCUCAUCUCGCUUUAUUGGCCGAGUUAGCUGGCGUACAGCUUCCGUGUCAUGUGGCCAGCAUGACUAAGCUGCUUCUGGCGAACCAGAGCAGCACACAGAAACGCCGUUUACCUUCCCGCCGGAACGGUACCUAUUUAUCUACUUGCACUUUGACGUGCUUUCGAACUGCUAGGUUGGCAGGAGCAGGGACCGAGCAACGGGAGCUCACCCCAUCACGGGGAUUCGAACCGCCGACCUUCUGAUCAGCAAGUCCUAGGCUCUGUGGUUUAACCCACAGCGCCACCCGCGUCCCUCUUCAUCACUAAUGACUCUUCAUCACUAAUGACUGCUUAUUUAUUUAGAGAAUUUUUCAUCCUGCUGUUGAGCCAAAUAAGGCUCUCAGAGUGGCUUACACAUCAUUUAAAUAAAAAAGGGGGCAAUCCCUGCUCUCAGGCUUACAGUCUAAAAAGACGCAACUCAAAGGAACAUGGAUUGAGAGGGAGGAGAAAUAAACACACUUAAGGUUCAAGUUCUUGGUAAAUGGCAAUGAACAGUGGUUGAAGAAACAGGUGUUAUCUCCCAUUCAGUCUGCGUGAUCCUUAUACAGCAACAAGCAGGGGAAUCAAGAAAUCUAGGUCACCCUUUGGAUGGGAGUCCAAAACAUCUGGAGGUCACCUAUCUGGAAAUGGCUAGUCUAGGCAACCAGGUUCAAGCCAUUCUAUUGCCCUGGACAUAGUCACUUGCCAAUAACAAUGGAGGAAAGCUAUAAAGGCAAAGGUGAUGUACACUGGCCAUAUUUGGAUGUGACGCUAAGCCAUCGUUUAGUCCUAUAGUGGCUGAACGGUAGAGAUGUGGGAUGAAUUCAAUUCAGUUCACAUUACGUUUUAUUUGUAUCCCACCAUUCUAUAUUGCUGUGCAUGCCAUCGAAAUGACAAAACGAGAAAGAUGCAAAUGCGGCAUCGUGGAAAACAUGACUACUAAAAUAAAGAAACCAGUCUAAGUCAUACUCUGUAAUCCGUUUGAAAAAUAAAUAUCACACGAUAAAAUCAACUCUCAAAAUCAGCAAAUAAUAAAUAAACAGUAAAUCAUUCACAAUAUACAACAAAUCAUUACUAGGCUAUAAUCAAUUGAAAUAAGAACAAAGUCACAAUACAUAAAACACCACAGACUGUAAAAAAAGAAGAAGAAGAUAAACUGAGCUGCGAAGUCACAUAACUUAUAAAAUUAUAAAAUGCACAAAAUAGUGGGUCUCCCUGCAUUUAAAUAAUGCCCCUCUAUUCACACUUUCUGAAACUAUAUGAGAAACAACAGCCAUCCUUGGAAAUUCUGUUUUCCACAUUGUGCAACACAAUUCCCUAGCCAAGUAAUAUGUGUACAAAACUGUAUAUUCUAGGGUGAAGCAUGCAUAUGAAUGCACAUAUUAGUGACAAUAACUUACAGAAAUGAAGACUUGAGGGCCAGGCUAGAUGUAGUGCUAUUUCACGCAAUUAGCAAUGACAUUAAUGGCUUUUAAAAUUGUAAAUGGCUAGUGCAUAGAAUCCUGAUCUGCAUCAGGACCAUAGCUGUCAACGUUUCCCUUUUUUAAAGGGAAAUUCCCUUAUUCUGAAUAGGAUUCCUCGCAAGAAAAGGGAAAAGUUGGCAGCUAUGAUCAGGACCCCUACACUGCAGGAGCAGGGUGGGGACUUGCAGGUUUGUUGAGCAAGAGCUCCAAAUCAACUGUAAUUGUGCAACCUGAAUUUGCUGGUAUAUGACUGCAUCCCACCCAAAAAUAACAACAGUCUGGAAGUGCCCAACAUUAUCUGAGUCAAGACCUGUUUAUCUGAAACUGCCAUUAAAGGUCAUACACCAGGCAACCUGCAUAUCAGACAACAUAACUGCUGCGGGGGUGGUUCACACCUUCAGUGGUGAGUCAUCCAAGUGGGGGCUUAGCCCAGUGGUGGAGCACCUGCUUUGCAUGCAAAAGGUCCCAGGUUUAACCCCCAGCAUCUCCUGGAAGGACUGGGGGAGACCCCUGCCUAAAACCCUAGAGAGCCACCCCCAGUCCGUGGAGACAGCAUUGAGCUAGAUGGACCAGUCGUCUGACUCAGUAUAAGGCAGUUUAGUAGGAAAGGUCAAAGCUCAGUGGUAGAGCCUCUUCUUUGCUUGCUCAUUUAGCUCAGAGCUAUCUAUACCAACUGGCAGAGGACAUUCCCAGCUGUAACUGGAGAUGCUAGGGAUUGAACCUGGGGCCUUCAGCAUACAAAACAGGUGAUCUUCCCCUAAGCUGCAGCCCUUACCUGAAUAGGAAUAUAGGAAAGUGCCUUACACUCAUCCAGGGUUUCAGAUACGAGUUCUCUUCCAACUUUACCUGGAGACACCACAGAUUGGACCUGGGACCUUCUGUGUACAAAGCCACUUGAGCUUAUAGCCUUUCCCUGCUGGGAGUGACGCGCAGAGCCGGCCAUGUGGCUUUUGUCUUACUCCCUUUAUUUCUCAUUCCCAGUGAGAAAACCAUCUGCUCUCCACCAGCCAAAGGAACAGGAGCCACCAACUGCUAUUCAAACAAAAACACCAGCAAAGGGAAUAUCAGCCUGUCUGGAUAGAAAUGCCUGUAGUCCAUUGACAGGGUACCUCCCUCCGCUCUCCCAUGUGCUGCUUUGGGAACAGUAA
This is a messenger RNA of Podarcis lilfordi (Lilford's wall lizard), 90399 nucleotides long. The record is from the annotation of a GenBank genome assembly. NCBI's taxonomy places the organism in Eukaryota, Metazoa, Chordata, Lepidosauria, Squamata, Lacertidae.